Messenger RNA from Syngnathus typhle (broad-nosed pipefish), 99004 nucleotides. It is a transcript of the gene ttn.2, whose product is annotated as titin, tandem duplicate 2. The transcript is spliced from 253 exons. Gene Ontology annotation, molecular function: ATP binding; protein binding; protein kinase activity. Bases 196 to 98151 code for a protein of 32651 amino acids. The record is from RefSeq and is a predicted model, not a curated record. Lineage: Eukaryota; Metazoa; Chordata; Actinopteri; Syngnathiformes; Syngnathidae. Gene Ontology annotation, biological process: protein phosphorylation.
CGUUCCGGGUCCGGACGCUAGCAAAACUACUCCCCGUCCAGGGCCGGUAGUUUUGUUUUGGGGGACUUCUUGGAGGAGCUUCCAAGUGAAGGGAAAUCAAGCAGGAGAAGGAGGACCAGUGUACACCCCCACCCCGACCCAUCCCCACUCCCCAUCACCCCAGCCGGCACCCAACAAGGAGCCGAGAGAGCCGCCAUGUCGACUCAGCAGGCGCCGACUUUCACGCAGCCGCUUCAGAGCGUGGUGGCACUAGAGGGUAGUGCCGCCUCGUUCCAGGCGCAAGUGAGCGGCGAUCCGGUUCCCGAGGUGUCGUGGUUCCGCGAUGGCCAGGUCCUGUCUACUGCCGCCUUGCCCGGCGUUCAUGUCUCGUUCAGCGACGGCCGCGCUGUUCUGAGCAUCGACGCCGCCACGCCCGCGCACGGCGGGAGGUUUUCCGUCCGGGCCACCAACGGAGCAGGACAAGCCACCAGCACCGCCGAACUCCUCGUAACAGCCGAGACGGCGCCACCCAACUUCCUUCAGAGACUUCAGAGCGCCUCGGUGCGGCAGGGCAGCCAGGUCCGACUGAGCGUCCAGGUCACGGGCAUUCCGCCGCCCGUCGUCAAGUUCUACCGCGAGGGCGCCGAGAUCCAGAGCUCGGCCGACUUCCGCAUCGUCCGCGACGGUGACCGCUACAGCCUGCUGAUCGCCGAGGCCUUCCCGGAGGACUCCGGGACCUACUCGGUGACGGCCAGCAACAACAGCGGCCGGGCCACGUCCACCGCCGAGCUGCUGGUCCAAGGAGAAGAAGCCGUCCCUGCCAAGAAAAGCAAGACCGUCGUCCUGGUCGCCACUGCCGGCGGAGCCUCUCAGACGGGAGUCCGCAAGGUGGAGACCGGCUUCCAGAUGCAGGCGGAGAGCGCAAUGAUGACUCAGCAGAGUGCAAUGAUGAGCCAGCAGAGCGCAAUGAUGAGCCAGCAGAGCGCAAUGAUGACUCAGCACCUGGCUCACAGGACCCCACCCAGGGUCCCGCCAAAACCCACAUCCAGAUCGCCGCCCUCCUACCUGAGCAAGGUGACGGGCGGACGCCAGCAGUCCCCGUCGCCCGUCCGCCACGUGAAAGGACCGGCGCCGGCGCCCGUCAGGUCCGUGUCGCCCUCCACCCGAGUGUCCGUGUCCGUGUCUCCCAUCAGACCUGUCAAGUCGCCCGCAUUCACCCGGAAGCAGUUGUUGGUGUCACCCGAGGUGCCGCCGCCCUGGAAACGCGGCGACCACGCGGCCCGCGCAGUGGAGCAACGGCGAGAGCAGCAGACGGUCAUCGUCAGAGAGGUCGAGCAAGCGUCCCAUGCGGGUCGCAGUGUUGCCGUGGCGACGGUGGUGGCCGCCGUGGAUCAGGCCCGCGUCCGCCGGGGGCCGCCGGAUGCCACCGAACAGGCGCAGGCUGGCGAGCAAUUGCAGAUGGCCGCCGCAGAGGCGCUUCACACGGCAGCAGAGCCGGCUCGGCGGGACGCCAUCGUGGUGGAGGUGAAGAAGCAGCUCACCACCGAGAAACAUUUUAAAGAGAUGCCGCCCGAACCCGUCGCAGCUGUCGCAGUCGCCGCCAAGUCCACCGAGACCAAAAAGACCACCAAGACCACCGAGGUCACCGAGACCACGCAGAUUGCGUGGACAGCCUCCGCCUCCCGCACGGACGCCGCCUCGGCCGCGCUUCCGCAUUUCACUGUGGCCAAAGUCGCCGUCCCCAAAGCCGAAGUCACCCGAGAGGUGUCGAUGGCGGGCUCGGCCAUGGCCACCCUGCAGAAAGAGCUAUCGUCCCCCUCCGUGCCCAGAAAGGUCAUCAAGCCCGUCCACUCGCCCAGCCCGGUCCGCCGGGCGAUGGCCGCGGCCACGACGGAGGUUCGCGUGGCGCCCCCCUUCAAAGUUGAGACGCAGGUAGUGGGCCUUUACGCCGAGGAGGAGUUUGAAGACUUGGAGCCUCAGGAGGCGCUGGCGGCGUCCCCGGCUGACCGGCAGGAGGCUGUGGUGCCACCCGCCCUGCUUGAGGGCCUGAAGAACGUGACGGUGACGGAGGGCGAGUCGGCCACGCUGGAGUGCCAGUUCGGCGGGCGGCCGACCCCCGAGGUCACGUGGUUCCGAGAGGACUACAAGAUGGAGAGCUCCAUCGACUUCCAGAUCACCUCGCAGGACGGCCGGGCGCGGCUCCUGAUCCGCGAGGCUUUUGCCGAGGACAGCGGGCGCUUCACCUGCACCGCCACCAGCCGGGCCGGCACCGUCAGCACGUCCUGCUACCUGCUUGUCAAAGUUUCCGAAGAAGCGGAAAGCCGGGAGGAAGCGACGGCCAAGACGACGGUCGUGACUACCGUGACGACAACGGGCGAAACUGUUGCCGCCGAGACCGAGGAGCACGUGUCGGCGGAGGCGAGCGGGGGAGAGGCCGCCGCCGCCCCCUUCUUCGUCCGCAAGCCGAUGGUCCAGAAGCUGGUGGAGGGGGCCUCCGUGGCCUUCUGCUGCCAAGUGGGAGGGAACCCCAGACCGCACGUCGUCUGGAAGAAAAAUGGCGUCGUCCUCUCCACCGGAUACAGAUACAAGGUGACCUACAAUAAAGAGACGGGCGAAAGUCAACUGGAGAUCUCCAUGACGUUCGCCGAUGAUGCCGGAGAAUAUUCCGUCUUUGCCAAGAAUUCGCACGGCGAAGCCUCCGCCUCCAUCAGCCUGCUGGAGGAAGAGGAGUACGAAGCCUACAUGAAGCUGCACCUCGCCGCGUAUAAAACCGAAGUGACGACAAUGAUGACUACGGAGGCGGCGGCGUCGGCGGCGGCCGUCGAGGAACAAGUCGAGUCCACGCUCGUGAGCGGAUACCAGGCGCUCCACAAGAGAGGCGCCCCCCCGAUGAGCUUUGUCUCAGAAACGGAGUUCCUUAUGUCAGCCUUCGAAGAGCGGAUCAUUCAGGAGAUUGAAAUGCGCAUCCUGAGGAUUACUUACGCACAACUGCUUAGUGAGGACGGCGAGCAGAUGGCGAGCGCGCCGGAAGACGGGGCCAUGGCGCCCACCUUCGACACGCUGGUGAAAAACUACCGCAUCGUGGAGGGAAUGGGCGUCACCUUCCACUGCAAGAUGGCCGGCGUGCCGCCGCCCAAGAUUGCUUGGUACAAAGACGGUCAGCGCAUCCGUGACGGCGGACGCUACCAGGUGGAGGUUCUGCAGGACGGCCACGCCAGCUUGCGACUGGCCACCGUUCUGCCCGAGGAUGAGGGCGUGUACACCGCCCUCGGCAGCAACGUGAAGGGAAACUCCGUCAGCUCGGGGAAGCUCUACGUGGAGCCUUCUGGAAUCGUGUCGCCUCAGAGAUACACGCCGCAGCCGGCCAUGCAGAGGAUCCAGUCCGAAUCCCCGCGCUCGCUGAGCCGCUCCCCAGCCCGCUCCUCCAGCCGCUCUCCCAGUCGCUCUCCCGGACGUUCCCCCGCCCGAAGGCUCGACGACACGGACGAGGCUCAGCUGGAGCGACUCUACAAGCCCGUCUUUGUGGUGAAGCCCACCUCGCUCAGGUGCUCCGAGGGGCAAACGGCCAGAUUUGACCUGAAGGUGGUGGGCAGACCCAUGCCGGACACCUACUGGUUCCACAACGGACAACAAAUCAUCAAUGACUACACGCACAAGAUAGUGGUUAAGGAAGACGGCAUUCAGUCCAUGAUCAUCGUCCCCGCCAUGCCCCAGGACUCGGGAGAGUGGACGGUCGUGGCUCACAAUCGAGCCGGGCGCACCACCAUCACGGUGACUCUGACCGUCGAAGCCCGAGAAAGCUUGACGCGUCCUCGGUUCGUGGAGAAGCUGAAGAACAUGACGGUCAAACAGGGCACUCUGGUGGAGUUGGCCGUUAAGGCCAUCGGAAACCCGGUGCCUGACAUCGUGUGGUUGAAGAACAGCGACAUUGUCAGCCCGCACAAGCACCCGCAAAUCAAGAUUGAGGGCACAAAGGGAGAGGCCAAGUUUCAGAUCCCGUCUGCGUCGGGCUCCGACAGCGCGUGGUACACGGCCACGGCCAUCAACCGAGCUGGCCGGGACACCACCCGCUGCAGAGUCAACGUGGAGAUGGACUAUGCUGAGCCGCAGCCCGAGCGGCGUCUCAUCAUCACCAAAGGAACCUACAAGGCCAAAGAGAUCGCCGCCCCCGAGCUGGAGCCCCUGCAUCUCCGCUACGGCCAAGAGCAGUGGGAGGAGGGAGACCUUUACGACAAAGAGAAGCAACAGAAACCGCAGUUCAAGAAGAAGCUGACCUCGGUUCGGAUGAAGAAGUUCGGCCCCGCCCACUUUGAGUGCAGGCUGACCCCCAUCGGCGACCCCACCAUGGCGGUGGAGUGGCUCCACGACGGCAAGCCCCUGGAGGCCGCCAACCGGCUGCGCAUGAUCAACGAAUUUGGCUACUGCAGUCUGGACUACGAGGUGGCGUACGCGCGAGACAGCGGCGUCAUCACCUGCAGAGCCAGCAACAAAUUUGGAGCGGACCAGAACUCGGCCACCCUCAUCGUCAAGGACGAGAAGGGGCUGGUGGAGGAGAGCCAGCUGCCCGAGGGGAGGAAGGGAGCGCACCGGCUGGAAGAGAUGGAGCGCCUGGCUCACGAGGGCGGACCGGCCGGGGUGAGCGCCGCCGACGAGCAGACGGAAAAGACCAAACCCGAGAUCGUCCUGCUUCCCGAGCCGGCGCAAGUGCUGGAGGGCGACGUGGCCCGAUUCCGCUGCAGAGUGACCGGUUACCCUGCGCCCAAGGUCAACUGGUACCUCAACGGACAACUCAUCCGCAAGAGCAAGCGCUACAGACUACGUUACGACGGCAUCUACUACCUGGAGAUCGUUGACAUCAAGUCUUACGACACGGGCGAAGUCCGACUGGUCGCCGAUAACCCUUUGGGAACGACGGAGCAUGUCGUCAAGCUGGAAGUCGCGCAACGGGAGGACUUCAGGCCUGUCCUGCGUCGCGCCCCGGAGGGGAAGCCGGCCGAGCACCCGCACGAGCCCGGUAGAGUCAGCUUCGGCGUCGCCAAGGUGGACCGACCGACCGAGGGCGCGCAAGACAAAGAGAUUGUGAAACUCAGGAAGACGCAGAGGAUCGUUCACGAGAAAACCUCGGAGGAGUCGGAAGAGCUGAAGAGUAAAUUCAAGCGCAGGACGGAGGAAGGCUUCUACGAGUCCAUCUCGGCGGUGGAAUUCAAGACUCGCAGGAGGGACGACUCCUAUGAGGAUUUGCUGAAGAAGACCAAGGAUGAGCUGCUCCACCACCUGAAAGAAAAAGAGGAGGCAGAGAGGAAGAAACUGGAGGAGCAGGGCAAGGUAACCAUCCCCACCAUCAAACCAGAGAGGAUCCAGUUAUCCCCCAGCAUGGAAGCCCCCAAGAUUCUGGAACGCAUUACCAGCAAGACGGUGAGCCCCAUGGACGAGGUGCGCUUCCGACUUCGGGUGGUGGGCCGACCCGAGCCGGAGUGCCAGUGGUUCAAGAACGGCAUCGAGCUGGAGAAGUCCGAGCGCAUCUACUGGUACUGGCCCGAAGACCAUUUGUGCGAGCUCGUCAUCCGAGACGUCACGCCGGAAGACUCGGCCAGCGUCAUGGUCAAAGCGGUCAACAUCGCAGGGGAGGCGUCCAGCCACGCCUUCCUGCUGGUGCAAGCGAAGGCCGCUGUGAGCUUUACCCAAAAUCUGGAGGAUGCCACAGCCCGGGAGAAGGACAUCAUGGUGACCUUUGAGUGCGAAACCAGCGAACCUUUCGUCAAAGUCAAGUGGCUGAAGGACAACGUGGAGAUCUUCUCGGGAGACAAAUACAGAAUGCACUCGGAUCGGAAGGUUCACUUCCUGUCCGUGCUGAUGAUCGAAGUGAGUGACACCGCUGAGUACGCCUGCGUGGUCGCGGACGACGACGGCAUCAGCACCGUCGCCAGACUUCACGUGGAAGGUGCCGCGCUGGAGCUGGUCAAAGGUCUGGCGAACAUCGAGGUUCCCGAGAGCUACUCUGGAGAAUUUGAGGUGGAACUGUCUCGCGAGGACGUCGAGGGCAGCUGGUUCUUCGGAGACAAGGAGCUGUCUGCCGGCAGCAAGCACGUGCUGUCCUCCCGGCGGGGAAGGCACACCCUGACCGUGAAGAACGUCAAGAAGGAGGACCAGGGGAAGUACACCUUUGUAUGCGGGGAAGUGAAGACCAGCGCCUCACUCAGGAUGAUAUUGCGUCCGGUGACCCUCAUGCAACCUCUGUCCGACUUGACCGUCUGCGAGGGCGACAUUGCUCAGCUGGAGGUCAGGUUCUCUCAGGAGAACGUGGAGGGAACCUGGAUGAAGAGCGGCCAGGCCGUGUCCGCCUCGGACCGCGUCCACAUGGUCGUGGACAAAGCCGUCCACAAGCUCCUGGUGGAGAACGCCGGACCGGAAGACGCCGCCUCGUACUCUUUCGAGGUUCCCAGCCAGUUCAUCAGCACCUCCUGCAAACUCAACGUUCAGACCAUCGAAAUCAUGGCGCCUCUCAAAGACGUGUCUUCGGUGGAAGGAACCAAGGCGGUUUUAGAAGCCAAGAUCUCUGCUCAGAACGUGGUCUCGGUCAAAUGGUACCACGAGGACAAGCCGGUGACGGCCGACGACCGCGUGCAGAUCGUGGCCAAAGGCGCCAAGCAGCGACUCGUCUUCAGCAGAACCUUCGCCUCGGAUGAAGGACGCUACAAGCUGCUGGUCGGGAAGGUGUCCACCAGCUGCCGUCUCACCGUGGAAGCGGUUGAAAUUGUCAAACACAUGGAGGACAAAGUGUGCUCAGAGUCCCAAAACGUCACCUUCCAAGUUCAAGUGUCCCACGCUGGUAUCGACCCGGUCUGGACCUUCAGGAACCAGCAGCUUAAACCUGGACCCAAGUACAAGAUGGACUCCAGGGACAAGACUCACUCUCUGACUGUCAUCGACACCAUGAAGGACGAGGAGGGACAGUACGGCUUCCGCGCCGGACAGAAGACAUCCGGUGCAAAUCUCACUGUCUCUGGCGGCGCCAUCACCCGACCUCUGACGGACGUGGCGGUGGCCGAGUCGCAGACGGCAGAACUUGAGUGCCAAGUGGCCAACGCCGAUGCCGAGGGCAAGUGGCUCAAGGAUGGCAAGCCGCUGGACUUGAGCGACAAUGUCAAGAGCGUGGCCAAGGGAGCCAUCCGGCGCCUCGUCAUCGUCAUCGCUCGGCCGCAGGAUGCCGCCGAGUACACCUACCAAGUGGCCAACUCCAAAACCUCGGCCAGUCUACGGGUGGAGGCGGUAAAGAUCAAGAAGACACUCCGCAACCAGACGGUGACGGAGACGCAGGAGGCGCUCUUCACCCUGGAGCUGACGCACGGGGACGUCAAAGGCGCUCAGUGGCUCCGAAACGGCGUGGAGGUCCACGACGGUGACAAGUACGCCGUGAGCUCCCACGGCGGCGUCCACACGCUGCGCGUCCGAUCGUGCCGCCCGCAGGACGAGGACGUCUACUCCUUCAAACUGGGCAAGCUGACGGCCAGCGCUCGCCUCAACGUGGAGACCGUCAAGAUCGUGAAGAAGAUGAAGGACGUGACGUCGCUGGCGGGCACCACGGUCUCGUUCGAGAUGAGCCUGUCGCACGACAACGUCCCGGUGCGCUGGAUGUUCAACGGCACCGAGCUGACGCCCGGCGACUCCUGCAAGAUUCUGGUGGAGCGCAAAGCCCACAAACUGGUUCUGCAGAACGUGGACGCCACCAACCAAGGGGAGUACACGGCUGUGGCGGGACACCUCCAGUGCAGCGCCAAGCUCACCGUGCAAGCUCUUUGUGUGACCAAACCCCUGAAGAGCGUGACGGUGGCCGAGACGCAGCUGGCUACCUUCGAGUGCGAAGUGUCUCACUUCAACGUGCCGUCCACCUGGCUGAAGAACGGCGUGGAGAUCGAGAUGAGCGAGAAGUUCCGUAUCGUGGUGCAGGGCAAGCUCCAUCAGCUGAAGAUCAUGAACACCGGCAGGGCCGACGCGGCCGAGUACACCUUUGUGUGCGGCAACGACCGCGUGUCGGCCACGCUCACCGUCAGCCCUGUGCUGGUCACCUCCAUGCUGAAAGACCUGAACGCUCAGGAGCGGGACACCAUCACCUUUGAGGUCACCGUCAACCACGAGGGCAUCACCUACAAGUGGCUGAAGAACGGCGUGGAGAUCAAGUCAUCCGAGAGGUGCCAGGUUCGAAGCCGGCAGCUGACGCAUUCCCUGACCGUUCGCAAUGUUCAUUUCGGAGACGGCGGCGAGUACCGCUUUGUGGCCGGAUCUGCCGCCAGCGCCGCCAACCUUUUUGUCGAAGCUCGUGUCAUCGAGUUUACCAAGAAAAUCAAAGACAUCAAGAUCACGGAGAAGAAGAAGGCCAUCUUUGAAUGCGAGGUGUCGGAGCCCAACGUCCAGGUGGUGUGGAUGAAGGACGGCCUGGAGCUGGACCCGUCCGAGGAGAGGUUCGUGGUGACGGCCGAGAAGUACGUCCACCGCCUGAUGAUCCAGACGGUGCGCAUGUCGGACGCCGGCCAGUUCUCGGUGGUGGCCGGCUCCAGCGUGUCCAAGGCCCGACUCACCGUGGAAGGACGGGACAUCGGCAUCAGGGAGCCUGCCCGGCGACUCGUCACGGUUCUGGAGAAACACCGUGCCACUUUGGAGUUUGAGGUGAACGAGGAUGAGGUGGAGGGGCGCUGGCUGAGGAACGGCGUGGAGAUCCAGUUUUCGGCCGAGGAGCGCUUCAGCUACGCCGUCAUCAGGAGGCUCCAUCGCCUCACCAUCUCGGAAACCUUCAGGAGCGAUGCCGGCAACUACGUCUUUGUCGCCGGAAAGAACUCCAGCACCGUCACUUUGCAGGUCAACAUCCCGGAAGCACCUCAAAUCUUGCACCACAUGGAGGACCAGUCGGUGGAGGCGGGCAAGCCGGCUCGCUUCUCAGUGGCCGUGAGCGGCAUCCCCGAGCCUCAGGUCUUCUGGUACAAGGACUCGCAGGCGCUGUCUCCGGGCUUCAAGUGCAAGUUCCUGCGUGAUGCCCAAGAGCACACUCUGCUACUCAUUGAGGUUUUUCCAGAGGAUGCCGCCAUCUACAACUGCGAGGCCAAAAAUGACUACGGCGUGGCCACCAGCACUGCCACGCUCACUGUGGAAGUGCCGGAGGCGGCUUCUCCGGACUCGGCUGCCUACGUCGCCCCGCCCGUCGUCGUCUCACCCAUGGCCAGCACCUCCACGUUGGAAGGACGACCGGCUCGCUUCCAGUGCAGAAUUCGGGGAGACGAUGUCAAUAUAAGCUGGUUCCACAAAGACAAAGAGAUCAAGCAGUCAGAAUUCUUCAGGAUGUCUCAGUUUGAUGACUGCUGCCAGCUGGAGAUCUCCAAAGUUUAUGCGGAGGACGAGGGCCAGUACACCUGCGUGGCCACCAAUGGCGGCGGCACCGUGUCCUGCUCCGCCACCCUCAUGCUGGAUGGGCAAAAGCAAUCAGCGGAACCUCCCGCACCGCGGCACGACUCGACCACCCUCAACGCCCCGAGCCAGAAGCCGCCACUCUUUGUGCGGCCGAUUGCGAGCUGCUCGGUGCCGCACGGGGAGGUGGCCCGCUUUCACGCGUGCGUGUCGGGCACUCCCGGCAUGGAGAUAAGCUGGUUCCACAACCGGCAGCCGAUGCCGCCCAGCAAAAACGUGGUGUUUCAUUACGACGAGGCGACAAGCACAGCCACCCUCAUCGUGGUGGAUGCCUUCCCGGAGCACGCGGGCCAGUACACCUGCAGGGCGAGCAACCCCGCAGGAGAGGCCGCAUGCUCGGCCACACUGGUCAUCGCCGAGGCCUGGCAGGAAGAAAAAGUGGCUGUCGAGCGAGAAGAAAUCGAGGCCACCGUUGAGCAGGAGGUGAAAGAACGUUCUAGCACUACUGUCACCACGGUGGAGGAACAAGAGGAGACCUACUAUACUGGUGUCCAGUUGGCUCACAAAUCCAAAACACUUGAACUCAUGCCAGAGCCCAAACGUUACUCUUCUACGAUAGAGAAGAAAAAGGAGAAGCCAGUGUUUCUCAGCCAGCUCACUCCAGUGGCGGUCAGCGCCGGAGAGAGCGCCGUCUUUAGUGUCAAAGUGUCUGGCACGCCCAAGCCCACCAUUCAGUGGUCUCGCGAUGGCAAAGCCAUCAAGAGUUCUUCUGUUUACAAACUGGUGGAGGAGAAGGAGGAGUUUACCUUAAUUCUCACUCGCGUCACGUCGGAGUACGAGGGCGAGUAUUCCUGCACCGCCUCCAACCGCUUUGGCCAUACCACAAGCAGCGCGUACCUGGAGGUGAAAAAGGAGGACCUUAGCCAGGCAGAGAAGUGGGUGGAGAAAAUGUUUCAGUACACAGGUAAACCUCCGGCGUUCACAGUGCGGCUCCAACCCGUGAGCUGCUCGGAAGGGACAGAGGUUCGCUUUGAUUACAAAGUCGGCGGGGAUCCGGUGCCCAAAGUGCAGUGGCUCAAGGGUACUUUUGAGAUCCAGUCAAGCCCCAAGUGUGCCGUUACAGCUAACCCAGACGGCUCUGGCUUCAUUACCAUCAAGGAUGUCAAACAGGAAGACAGCGGCAUGUACACGUGUAAAGCGUCCAACCAGUUUGGGGAGGCGUCGAGUGGAGCGGAGCUGGUCGUGCACAGAGAAUCUCUCAAAAAGCAGGUGGUCCAGAAAAAAGGUUAUAAAGUUUCCAAGACAGAACAAGCUACCGAGUCUCGCUUGUUCCAGGUCAGCCUACCGGGCCAGGACAGGGUCAGCUCUGACCAGAUGGUAUAUACCAUCGGUACUGAAGACCGGCGCGUUAUUCCCAGUGAGCAAGUGGGCGCCCUCACCGAGCUGGAUAUCUCUGCUGCCACCGUUCACCGUGAGAAGGUGACCCAUCAGGCAGCAGUGCUCCAGUCUCUCGAGGUGGAGGAGAGAGUUUCGGAGGCGCCAACCCACCCGGCUCGAGUUUCAGCUGUUUCUCAAAAGCAGCUUCACAUGGCGGCUUUCACAUCAUCUGUUGAGGAGAGUCCGGGCCUCACAGAGCAGCACUGUGAGCGCAUCCUGAGUCCCGAGGUGAUUGAGCUCCAGGCAAGAAGGGAGGAGAGGUCGCAAGUGAUGUCGGCCGUAGCCGAGGAGCUCACCCCUCUUGUUACCGCCAGCACCGAGCCGCUGGCCGACAGAAAGUCCACGUCAAUCCAGCCCAGAUCAGAGCCCAAGCAUCUCGUUAGCGGGCAUCAGGUGGAGUCGCAAAUGGCAGUUAUGAAAGAACAGUCCCAAGAGCUUUCUGGGGCGCAGGAGGAGAAAGGUUACAAGGUGAAAGAGGGGGUCAAAAUCCUGUACUCGGCCCAGUCUACCGAGAAAUAUGCACUUCCAGAGGGUCACGCCGCUGAGCUAGCGACAACCGACUCUGCUGUGACCACUUCUGUCAAGCGAGAGGAACAUCGUCCAGUUAAGGCCACAGUUAGCGAAUCCAAACACACGCUGGCCAAGGAGACGGACUUCUUCAUGCAGACACCGGCAAAGGAGACAGCCCUCCUCAGUAAGGACCGCGUGACCAAAGUGAGUCUAACAGAAGAGGUAAAGCACCCGUUUCGGGCCGAGUCCUCUCAGCAGUUGCCCUCCUUGGACAGCGCCGUAUUCAUUCAGUCCCAAGUAGAAGGGGAGCACCUAUUGCACUUGCAGGUUACCACCGAUCAAGACCUGCUCCCCUCUGAAACCGGUUUCACUUGCGAGAAACCCCACGCAGAGCAGGCGAGGACCAGGACAAGUCCUACCGUCUUGCACUCGGUCAGCCAGGACGAGCAGAGGACAGUGGUUUGCGAGGACACGUCCGUGUUUGAGACCGGGGCGAGUACUGUUGCUGUUAAGCCGAGUAAGGAGUCCCCUACUCUGCUUCACCUCCCGUCAAACCAGUCUGUCGAGGUGCUUCCCAAAGAAGGUGUGCUUGUGACCGAGAAGCCCCAACACCAGACAGCUACACAGAAAGCCGAAAAGGCUCGUAGUCACGCGGCUAUCUCUGAGGAGAAACGCCAGCUGACUGCAGAGCGGCACUCUGAGCUCAGUUUGUCUGUGACUGGAGUUCAGUCUCAGCUUCGAACUGAGCCCAGGCCUCAGAACAUCCUCCAGCUGUCUUUUCAACCCAUGCAACUGCCCAAAGAGACGCCAGUCACAUCUGACGUUAAGGAGCAGAGAGCCUUGGUGCAGAAAGAGGAUCGCUGGAAUGUGAUGCACCUCACCAGCGCAGCUGAGAGUCGGCCGAUAGAGGCGGGACACGCAGAGAGCCUAGGAGCUGUAGACAAAGUCACCUGCAAGAGCACGGUAGAGCCAAAGGUUCCCUCAGAGCCGGUCCAGGUGGAGGAGAAGGAGCGCUGCACUGAGAGCAGUGACAUUCUUGAAGCGGCACAGCAGGACUUUGCGGUCCAGAUCCAGGAAGGCCAAUCAGUCAGGCAGUCGAUAAUAAUGGACGAAAAGCAAAUACUGACGGGGGAGCUCUCUCGAGAGAUCGUCAAGUCCGAGUCGGCUAAAGUCACCGCUACUAAGCAAGCCCAACUGUCUCUGCACGCGUCCGAAUCCAAAGACAGCACAAUUCUUCCCAAAGAGAUGACGUUUGUGCUUCAGAUGCCAAAAGCAUCCAGUGUGAGCGUACGUCGUCAGCUCAGAAAUGCGCUUCAGGCUGCAGUAGCCACUGAGCACGCCGUGUUGUUGGCGGACGUCGUCGGCGGGCUCCAGGCGGCAGAAGUACAGGAAGUCAAAGUUCAGAGAGAACCCAAGCACACAUUGUUUACAUACCUGAUCACAUCAACGGGCACGCCUUUGGAAAUCACUCUGGCUUUCCAGGGCCAAUAUCCUCGCACAGCUGACCUCAGAAGCGAACUUAGGGCAGCGCUCCACUCCAUUGUUCACCAGGAGGCUCACGUUCUGACUUCAGAUCUGCCAGGCACCAUGCAGCUAGACAAACCUCAGCGGGCGCAGGUCUCCUCUGCCCGCUCAAAGCAAGUCAGCUCCUCUGUGGUGCAGACAGUGAGCGUGGCAGAGAGCUCAGUAGACCUUACUGCCGUUGAAUCUCAAGCGGCAGCCCUCAGGACCGAGUCCAAAAUGGCGGUGGAGUGCGCCUCGGCUGAACAGCGGGUCGUAGUCCAGGAAUCCAGGGAAGCGAGGGUGGCGCAGUCCAUUUCAUCGCGGGUCCAAGUUUCCACUGAGGCUCAGGUGGCUUUUGAGCAGUCGGUGGUGGUGUCCAGAAAGGAGGUGAAGAGCCAACACAAAGCUGAAGGGACUGCGGCGCUUGCCCCCUCUGAACCGACUCGGGGUGUCACGGAGGAGAGAAUGGAGCAGUUGGUCAAAGAGGAGAUUUCAGUGGCCAGGCCAGAACAGAGAGAACGUCCCCUUAUAGUCGCUCCUCUGCAAGAUGCAACAGCUGAGGAAGACGCUGACGUGACAUUUAGUGUCAGCAUCAAGUAUGUCACCCGAGUGAACUGGUUCUUCAAUGGGCAAUCGGUGCAUUCUGGCAAUGAGUUCAAGUGUUUGACGGAGCUCGACACGCACUCGCUGGUUAUCAGAAAAGUUGUCAAGGAGAGACACCAAGGAGAAUAUGUUUGUGAGGCUGAGAAUGAAGCCGGACGAGCGACAACGUCUUCCAGACUCACAGUGGUCUCAAGAGUGCCGCCCAUCUUUAGGCAGAGAAUCACCCCUCUGGAGAUAAACGUCGGCAGCCACGCCAGGUUUGAGUGCGAGAUCGAGGAGGCCCCGAGUGUGACCUUCAAGUGGUACAAGUCCGGUGUGGAGAUCAAACCGAGCGACAAGUACCGCAUCGUCAGCCAGCACAGCGGGUCUUCCCUGGAAGUCUUGAACCCCGCUAAAGCUGACAGUGGAGAAUUCAGCUGCAAGGCCACCAACCAGUUUGGUGUCGCCAGCUGCGGAGCCUCUCUGGCAGUCACUGAAAUGUACCCGCCGCUUUUUGUAUCAAAACCAGAGCCAGUGACAUCCUAUAUGGGAAAAACGGCCGUGUUCCAGUGCUCGCUCACUGGCUCGGCGCCGAUAGAGGUGGUCUGGCACAAAGACAACAUAGCCCUCUCACCGUCAGGGCACUACGGCAUGAGGUGCGAGAAGAACAAGUACUCCCUGCACAUCUCCAAUCUUGAGCCCAGCCACCAGGGAGUGUACUUGUGCAAGGCGUCCAACAGCGCUGGCGCUGCUACUUUUAGCACAGAGCUCAAAGUCAUCAGCAAGCCCAAAUUCGUUAAGAACUUCGAGCCAGUGUCCGCCGCCGUUAACCAGAUGCUGAGGCUGGAGUGCCAGGUGGACGAGGACACUGGUGUGACAGUCACCUGGAGCCGGGACGGUAAGAAGGUCCACCAGAGCCUGGAGUGUAAGCAGUCCUUUGAUGACAGGGAGGCGGUUCUCGAAAUUGCCAAGUCCAAAGUGAAGGACUCUGGUGUGUACGUGUGCACGGCCUCCAACGAGGCCGGGCGCUCCUCCUGCGAGGCUCUGGUGACGGUUCAAGAGCCUCCGAGCUUUGUGAAGAAAAUGGACCCAAGUAUCACGUGGAAGCAGGGAAUAGCUGCUCGCUUGCAUUGCACCAUCAAAGGUUCCCCAGAGCUCCGCAUCCACUGGUUCUGGAAUGAUCGAGAGCUGGGCUCUGGAGACAAACACAAAAUGUCUUUCGCAAACGGCACAGCCACUUUGGAGAUCAUGGACCUUCUUGUCACCGACAGUGGUCGCUACACCUGCGAGGUGUCAAACGAUGCCGGCAGCGAAAGCUGCAGCGCGGCCGUGGCUGUCAAAGAGCCACCGUCCAUUAAGAAAGCACUGCAGACAGUGGAGGCAGUAAAGGGCGCCAGCGCUCUGCUGGAGUGUGAAGUCGCGGGAAGCCCUCCCUUUGAGAUCACUUGGUCCAAAAAUAAGAAGACCAUCAGUAGUGACCACAAGUACAAGGUCAUCUCCCAAGAGCCCAUGUUGAGGCUGGAGAUCCAGCCCUUUGAAAGUACAGAUAUGGGAGAAUAUCAGUGCGUCAUAUCCAACAAUGUGGGGAAAGUCACCACCAAGGGCGUAGCCAAACUUAAAGAGCCACCGACCUUCGCAAAGAGGGCGGAAAGCGUCACGGCGGUGUUGGGAAACACAGUGAAGCUCCAGGGAACCGUGAAGGGUUCGUCUCCCGUCACGGUCAAGUGGAUGAAGGACUCUGAAAUACUGAGGGACGACGAUCCAAACAUCACUAUGACGUUUGAGAACAAUGUAGCCAUCUUGUCCAUAGCCGUGGUGGCCACCGGCCACGCCGGCAAAUACCUGUGCCAUGCCGAGAACGAAGCUGGGCAACAGAAAUGUGAAGCUGCCCUCACAGUCCAUGAACCCGCUCGAAUUGUAGAACCGGCAGAGUCCAUCAGCGUGACGGCAGGCGAUUCGGCCACGCUGGAGUGCACUGUCUCGGGAAGCCCGGACCUCAAAGUCAAAUGGUUCCGUGACGACAAGGAGAUGAUCAGCGGGCGCAAGUACAAAAUGAGCCAGAAGGACAACGUGGUUUCCUUGAAGAUCCUCAAAGCAGAAAAAGCCGAUACGUCAGUGUACAAGAUGGAGGUCACCAAUAAAGUCGGGAAAGACCAGUGCACGUGCUCGGUGACAGUUCUAGACCGUAUAAUGCCUCCAGCCUUCACCAAGUUCCUAAAACGGGUCGACGGUAACAUUGGCAGCGACAUCUCACUGGAGUGUAAGGUGUCUGGGUCCCAACCCAUCACCAUCGCUUGGUUCAAAGAUGAACAGGAAAUUGAGUCCGGAGCCAAAUUCCUGUCGGACUUCAAGGAGAGCUCUGCCUCGCUAACCGUCAGACAGCUGGAAAAAGCUGACUCCGGAGUCUAUAAAUGCAGAGCCACCAAUCCAGCCGGCGAGAAAGAAACCAGCGGCAUACUUUAUGUCAAAGAGCCGCCGCUAUUCACAGUGACACCCGAGGACCGGGACGUUAUCCCUGGAACUACCGUGUGCCUUCAGACCGCUUUUACUGGAACCCCUCCGCUGUCUGUCAAGUGGUUCAGAGAGGAUCGGGAAAUGAUCAGCGGAGGCUCUUGUUUCAUCAAGAAAGAAGCCUCCGUGAGCACUCUGGAGCUUUCCUCCGUCAAACCCGGCGACUCGGCCAAAUAUACGUGCCAGGUGUCCAAUGACGCCGGCAAGGUGGACUGCACUGCGGUGGUUUUUGUCAAAGAACCUCCCGUCUUUGUGAUGAAGCCCGAGGCCACCGCGCUGGUGGUCAGCGGCAACUCGGUCAAGUUGCAGUGCAAAGUGACGGGCAGUCCUGUCAUAGGUUUCAGGUGGCUGAAGGAUGGCAUGGAGAUGAGCCACAGUCCCAAGUACACAUUGACCUCGGUAGAUUUGGUGGCCUCUCUGGAGAUAGUCGAGUGCACUGUUGAUGACAGUGGAAAUUACGUGUGCAUGGCUACCAGUGAGGCUGGCAGCGACUCUUGCAGUAGCACAGUCACAGUCAAAGAGCCCCCGGCGUUUGCUCGUUUCAUGGACCCCAAAGAUGCGGUGAAGGGGUCUGAGAUGAUGCUGGAGGCCCAAGUGUCCGGUUCGGCCCCAUUCGCGGUGUCGUUUUACAAAAACACAAAGCUGGUGAGGAACGAUAAGAAACACAGGAUCACGGUGAAGGAGGACCUGGUGGCCCUCCAGGUGCUGGCUUUGGAAGAGGGAGACGUGGGCUUGUACCAGUGUAGAGUGGAGAACGAAGUGGGGAAGGCCACUUGCGAAUGUCGAGUCACUCUCAAAGAGCCUCCUUCGUUUGUCCAAAAGCUGGAGAGCGUGAGUGCCUUGGCAGGAAGCGAGGUGUCCUUGCGAUGCACCCUGAAGGGCUCGGAGCCCAUGACCGUCACCUGGUUCAAAGACAACUACGAGCUGAAAGAGGCCGAAAACAUUCAGAUUUUGUACAAGGACCGGACGGCCCUGCUGCACAUCACCAAGAUUGACAGCAAGCAUGGCGGCAAAUUCUCGUGCCAUGCUCAGAAUCAGGCGGGGAGCCAGACCUGCUCUGCCGUUCUGACCGUAAAAGAACCGGCUAAGGUCACCGAGGAGGCCAAGUCCAUCAGUGUGACUCAGGGAGACCUGGCCACCUUGGCAGCCAGGUUCUCGGGCACCAAGCCCCUUAAGGUGCGCUGGCUAAAGGCCGGCAAUGAACUGGUCUCCGGCCAGCGGUACAAAGUACAAAGCACCGACUCCGGCUCUGUGCUAAAAAUCAAUAAAACCGAUAAAAGUGACGACGGGGACUACACCUUUGAGGUUUCAAACGAUGUAGGGAGCAGUUCUUGCAAGGCGAAGCUCACCAUUUUGGAUCAAAUCCUUGCGCCGACAUUCACGAGGAAGCUGAAGCAAAUCGAAGGUAUCAAAGGCUCCUUCGCGCAUCUCGAAUGCGUCGUCUCUGGCUCACUGCCGCUCAGCAUCCAGUGGUACAAAGACGAAAAGCAGAUCCAGACGGACGACAAACACAAGUGCACCUUCUUUGAGAAUGUCGCUUUCCUGGAAAUCUCCGACCUGGACAGCAACGAUAGUGGCAGCUAUGCCUGCAUCGCUAAGAACAAGGCGGGAAGCGCUCAGUGCUCGGGCACCUUGUUUGUCAAAGAGCCUCCCUGCAUUAUCGAACCACCAGAAUCAAUGAACGUUCUGCCUGGCUCAAAGGUCCAUUUCAGCGCUUUGGUCUCAGGCACGCCGCCGCUGACCAUAAAAUGGUUUAAGAACCAGAAAGAGAUCUUGUCCAGCUCCGACUGCCUGGUAACAAAGGACAACACCUCCACUUCUUUGGAGCUCUUCUUUGCCAAAACCUCAGACUCCGGCGACUACGUCUGCGAGGUUCACAACGAUGUCGGCACCGUCUCCUGCCAAGCCACACUCUUCGUCAAAGAACCGCCGAAAUUCACGCGUACGCCAGCGCGCUUGUCUGUGAUCCGACCGGGUCAGAGUCAAGUCUUUGAGUGCCAAGUGAGCGGCACUCCCGAGAUAGACAUCUACUGGUUCAGGGAGGGUUCCGAGAUCAGCCCCGACAUUCGCCACAAGAUGACCUUUGUCAACUCCUUGGCCACCCUGGAGUUGUGCGGAACCGACGUCAAAGACAGCGGGACCUACUUCUGCGAAGCUCGCAAUGAAGCGGGAAGCGAGAGCUGCAGUAUGGAACUGCAGGUUAAAGAGCCGCCCGUGUUUGUACGAGAGCUGAUGCCCGCUAGCGUUGUGACAGGCAGCGGCGCCUGGCUAAACUGUCAACUGGCCGGCACCGCCCCCUUUGACAUCACGUGGCACAAAGACGGCAAGGAGCUGAAGGCCAGCGCUAAACACGGCCUCUCCCUGCUCAAUGACACGGUGGGCCUGGAGGUGAACAGAUGUGACACGGGCGAUGUUGGCGAAUACCAGUGUACCGUAGCCAACGAGGUGGGAAGCUGUAGUUGUAAGGCCGUACUGAGCCUCAAAGAACCACCGACAUUUACAAAGAGAAUGGAAAACGCCACCUGUGUUCUGGGUAAGAAGGUGGUCUUUGAGUGCUCAGUGGGCGGCUCCCCAACCAUUUCUGUACAAUGGCAAAAGGACGGCAACUGGAUUUUGGAAGAUCCAAACAUAGAGAGAACUUUUGAGAACCAUUUGGCUACACUCAGGAUCCUUGCCUGUGAAGCAGGUCACAGCGGCUCUUACACUUGCCAGGCCAUGAAUGACGCCGGCCAGGAUAAGUGUGUGGCCACCCUGGCGGUCCAAGAACCUCCUCAGAUCUCCGAGAAACCCCAGGUGGUGAGGGUGACGGCCGGAGACCCGGUCAGUCUGGACUGUAAGGUAACGGGCUCGGCAGAGCUCAAAGUGCGUUGGCUGAAAGAGGGCAAGGAGCUGCAGUCCAUCAGGCAGCACAAGCUGAGCUUUGAGAACAACAUCAGCAACCUGAAGAUUCAGUCAGCGCAGAGAGAGGACGAAGGCGACUAUGUCUUUGAAGUGUCCAACCACAUCAGUAGCUGCAGUUGCACUGUCCAAGUGGUUGUCUCAGAACAAGUCAUCCCGCCGAGCUUCAUCCAACCCCUCAGAGACAUGCAAGAGAUUUUGGGCUCUUUUGUUCAGAUGGUUUGCAAGAUAUCUGGGUCCAUUCCCGUCUCUGUAGAAUGGCAGAAAGACGGCAGAAAGAUCUCCAGCGGGGUUAAGCACAAGCUGAUUCAGCAAGACAACUCUGUGUGCGUGGAGAUUGAGCACUUAGAGAUUUCAGAUGCAGGUUCUUACUCCUGCAAACUCAGCAACUCCGCAGGAAGCUGCCAGUGCACCGCAAGCCUGAGAGUCAAAGAACCGCCCACCUUUGUCACCAUGCCAGAGUCCCAGGCCACCAUACCCAAUGCCACGGUGCGUUUCAAAGGAAGUUUCAAGGGGACACCACCCUUCAGUAUCAAGUGGUUCAAGGAUGAUUUGGAGCUGAUGACAGGGCCCGCAUGUCUCAUGGGGCUGGAGGGGCUCUCCUGCUUCCUGGAGCUCUACUCUGUGGGUGUCACCCAGAGCGGCGUCUACUCAUGCCAAGUCAGCAACGAUGCCGGCUCCGUGCGAUCCAGCGCAGACUUGACAGUCAAAGAACCACCCGAGUUUGUGCUGAAACUCCCAGCCAGUAAGUGUGUGAAGCGGGGCGAGCCACUCCGCCUGGAGUGUAGGGUCACCGGUACCGGACCCAUCAAGGUGACCUGGUACAAGCAGGACACCAAGCUGAUGGACGGCGGCAACUUCAGCAUCUUGUUUGUCGGCUCAGUGGCCACCCUGGAGCUGCACACGUCUGCCUUCGACGAUGACGGCGUUUACACGUGCGAGGCUUUUAGCGACGCCGGCAGUGUCAGCUGUAGCACCACGCUUACUGUGAAAGACCCGCCAUCAUUCAUUCGAGUACCUGAACCGGUAGAAGGGCUGAAAGGGAAGGAUGUGAGUCUGUACUUCGAGAUGAGCGGCACAGCCCCCUUCCAGACUGUCUGGUUCAAGGAGGGCAAGCCUCUGAUGGAGAACAGAAAGUACAAGAUGUUGAGUGAGGGCUGCUCGGCCACGCUGCACAUCAUGGAGAUUGAACCAGCUGACGCCGGGCGCUACGAGUGCAAGGCAUCAAACCCUGUAGGCAGCGACACCGGCCAGGCGUCAGUUAAACUCAGAGAGCCUCCGUCCUUCGUGGAGAAACUGUCCAAUGCGACAGUGGUUCUGGGACAAGAGGUGAGCCUCGUGGCCACCGUCAGAGGCUCUGAACCAAUCGCCGUGUCCUGGCUUCUGGGCAAGGACCAUAUUCUCCGGGACGGCGACAACAGAAAAAUCAGUUUUGAGAACCAGCGAGUGUGUCUCAAAGUUUUUGCGGCUGAUGCGACUGCAGCGGGCCGGUACACGUGCCAGCUGUGCAAUGACGCUGGGAGCACAGAGUGCUUUGCAAACUUGACAGUUUUAGAACCUGCCAAGAUCGUGGAUAAGCCUGACGCUCUGAGCGUGACAGCCGGCGACAUCGCUGCCCUGGAAGUCAAAGUGUGCGGCACCCCAGAGCUGGUGCCCAAGUGGUUCAAGGAUGGAAUGGAGCUGGCCUCUGGCAGGAAGUACAACAUUUCCUUUUCCCGCAUGAUCUCCAGCCUGAACGUGCUGGCAGCGGAGAAACUGGAUUCCGGAGACUACACCUUUCAAAUUACCAACGAGGUCGGGAAGGACCUGAGCAAAAUUAAUCUCACUGUCUUAGACAAAACCAUCCCGCCUUCUUUCACGAGAAAACUCAAGGACUGCAACACGGUGGUGGGCCAAAGCGCCGAGAUGGAGUGUAAGGUGUCGGGUUCGACCCCUUUCACCAUUUCCUGGUACCGAGAUGAUGAGGAACUUCACAGUGGGCCCGCCUACGGCAUCUCCUUCGGCGACAACAACUGCACCCUGAGGCUACCGAGCCUCAAGCUGUCCGACUCGGGACGAUACAGGUGUAAGGCGAUCAAUGAAGCGGGAUCCAGCGAAACCAGUGCCACCUUGGACGUCAAAGAGCCGCCGUCUUUCGCGGUUCCGCCGCAGCCGGUCGAGGCGACACCGGGCUCGGACGUUAUCUUCUCGGCCAUCGUAAAGGGCAGCGUCCCCCUCAGGGUGAAGUGGUUCAGGGGUGCCAAGGAGCUGGAGGCCGGGCGGGACUGCGACUUCUCGCUGAAGGACAACCAGGUCCUCAUGCAACUCUCCCGGGUGGAUAGGAGUCACGCCGGAGAGUACACGUGCCAGGUCAUCAACAACGUGGGCAAGGACAGCUGCUCCGUCAACCUGCUGCUCAAAGAGCCAGCUUUGUUCGUGAAGAAGCUGAAGGAUGUGUCUGCGGAGAAAGGUAAAUCUCUGAGGCUGGAGUGUACGUACUCAGGUACGCCCGAGAUCUCGGUGAGCUGGUUCAAGGACGAGCAACCGGUGUUUGCGUCGUACAAAUACAACCUGAGCACUACGGAGAGCGCCUGCAUCCUGGAAUGUCUGAGCACAGACAACAAGGAUGUCGCCGGAAAGUACACCUGCCGCGUGGCCAACGAUGCCGGCAAAGAUGAAUGCGAGGCCACCGUCACCGUCCUGGAGCCGCCGUACUUCCUGGAGCCCCUGGAGUCCAUGGAGGUCACGUCCGGCGACCCCGUCUGCCUCAAAUGUCACGUGGCGGGCACCCCAGAGAUCAAAGUGUCCUGGUUUAAGGGCGAUGGCAAAGUGCGCUCCAGCGCCGCCUGCAGACUGGAGUACAGCAAAGGCGUGGCCUGCCUCAAACUCAGCAAAGCCACCAAGGUCGACAUGGGCGAGUACACCUGCAAGGCCGAGAGCAAGAUCGGGAUGGCCGCCUCCACGUGUCGCCUCAGCGUGCAAGAGGCUAAGACUCCGCCGAGCUUCCCCAAGAAGAUUGUGAGCCUCCAGCAAACCUUGGGAUCUACGGUCUAUUUCGAGUGCCGCGUGGCCGGCUCAUCCCCUCUGGACGUUGCUUGGCUGAAGGAUGGCGAGCCGGUGCAGGACGAGGAUGACUUUACGGUGCUCUACCACGACAACACAGCCAUGCUUACCAUUAACCGCAGCCAUAUGAGGCACGCCGGGGAAUACGCCUGCGUGGCCACCAACAGUGUUGGCUCCGCAUCGUGCAGAGCUAAGCUCACCCUGCAAGAGCCGCGGUAUCCACCAGUCUUUGACAGGAAGUUGUCGGCGACGCAGGCUGUGAUGGUGGGUGAUGGCGUAGAGCUGGAGUGUCACCUGACUGGCUCGACACCCAUGAAGGUGACCUGGUCUAAGGACCACAAGGACAUCCGGAGUGGCGGGAACUACAGGAUCCGCAUGGAGGAUAACACCGCCCAGCUCAUUAUCCUCAAGACCGACAAAGCAGACACGGGAAGAUACUCCUGCCAUGCUGCCAACGAUGUCGGGAAGGACUCCUGCUUCUGUGAUGUCACAGUCAAAGAGCGUAAGAACCCUCCAAUAUUCACCAAAAAGCCAUCUGAGGAAUUGGAGGACACUGAGGGUCGCCUGGUCAAGAUGGAGGCUCGGGUGUCUGGAUCCCAGCCCAUGUCCGUACUUUGGCUUAAGGACGGCGCCGGCAUCUCAGACUCUGACGAUUACGACUUGAGCUUUAAGAGCAACGUGGCUGUGCUAUGCAUCAAGAAGAGCCGACGUGAGCACAGCGGAAAAUAUAGCUGCCAAGCGACCAAUGAGGCAGGAAAGGCGGAGUGUGGCGUCACCCUUAAAAUCUCAGAGGGAAAGUCCGCCCCAGUGUUUGACGUACCACUGAAGGCCAUGUCCGUGUCUGAGGGAGAGCGUCUGAGUCUGCGCUGCCACGUCCGCGGCUCACCUCCUCUCCGGAUCCAAUGGAUGAAAGACCGAAAAGAAGUGGCGCUGUCCGCGACCUGUCGCGUCACCUUCUCCGACGGGACGGCCUGCUUAGAGAUCGGCGCGGCGACCCGUCAUGACGCCGCCGACUACAUCUGCAAGGCUACGAAUGACGCUGGCAGCGAGCUGUGCCGCGCUAAAGUCACCGUCAAGGAAAAAGAAGCCGCGCCUACUGACCUGGCUGCUGAGGUUGCUGCCGCCAAGAAGCUGGAGCAGCUCUUCUUCAUCCAGGAGCCCAAGGGCAUGCACGUCACUGAGAAGGACACGGCCACCUUCAUUGCCAAGGUGGGCGGGGAGCCCAUCCCCAGCGUCAAGUGGAUGAAGGGCAAGUGGAGGCAGCUGACCCAGGGCGGCCGCAUCUCCAUCGAGCAGAAGGGUCGGGAGUCCAAACUGGAGAUCCGGGAGGUGACCAAGUCUGAUUCGGGCCAGUACCGCUGCGUGGCCUCCAACAAGCAUGGCGAGAUCGAGUGCCCCGCCGACCUCCACGUAGAUGAGAAAAAGACGGCCGCCCAGCUCGAGGGAGACCUGAGAGCUAAGCUCAAGAAAACGCCGUCCAAGCAGAAGAGUCCCGAGGCGGAGCAGGACAUCGACAUUGUCGAGCUGCUGAGAAACGUGGACCCCAAGGAGUACGAGAAAUAUGCCCGCAUGUACGGCAUCACCGACUACCGGGGUCUCCUCCAGGCCAUUGAGCAGCUCAAGCAAGAGAAGGCUGAAGAAUCUGGUCGACAAGAAAUUGAGCGUGGACCCAGGGAGGACGAGGACAUGGCCAGGCUGGUGGCCGACCUGCAGAAGAGGAUGGAGCGCACAGAGCCCGUAACCGUGGUGAAAGACGUCUGCGACCAGUCUGUUCUCGUUGACGAGGAGGCUCUGUUUGAAUGUGAGGUGAAAAUCAACUACCCCGAAAUCAUGCUGUCCUGGUACAAGGGCACCCAGAAAUUGGACACCGACGACAAGUACCACAUCAGCGUGAGUGGAGAGUGCCACCUCCUGAAAAUUAAGGGGUGCCAACUCGCAGACCAGGGCAACUACCGGGUGGUGUGCGGACCUCAUAUUUCCAGCGCCAAGCUCAACGUCACUGAGGCUGUGGUGGAGACACACCUUCAGGACAUGUCGGGGAAGGAAGGCCAGUCAUGUACGUUGACUUGUCAGUUGUCCAUCCCCAAUGUGGAAGUGCAGUGGUUUAAGAAUGGCCGGCUGUUAGACACCAAGGGUGGCAGGUUCAAGUCCGAAUUCAAACACAAGCUGCAGAAGCUUCAUAUCAAAGACUUGAAGCCCGAAGACCAGGGCCGGUACACCUGCAGGUACCUGAACCUGCAGUCCUCUUCGGACCUUUGGGUCGAAGCUGAGCAAAUUCAUUUCACCAAACGCAUCCACAACGUGGAGGUGAACGAGCGUCAGGCUGCCACCUUUGAGUGCGAGGUGUCCUUUGACAACGCGGUGGUGUCCUGGUACAAGGACACCUGGGAGCUGAGAGAAAGCCCCAAGUACAACUUCCGCAGUGAGGGCCGGAGACAUUUCAUGGUCAUCCGAAAUGUGAGCGUCGAGGAUGAAGGCGUGUACUCGGUGAUUGUGAGGUUGGAGCCCCGGGGCGAAGCUAAGAGCAGCGCCGAGCUCUAUUUGUCUGGCAAAGAGAUCCAAUUAGCCACGGUUCCCUUUGAUGUGCAAGACGUUUCUGUGGAGAAGCCUGAAGCACCUUCAUCGGUGGACAUCGAAGUUAGUGUUCAAGAGGCAAUGGAAAGACAGAAAGUGGAAGUGAGAGAGGAAGUGCUUUCCAAAGUGGCCAAAGUCCGGGAGGAACAAGAAGUGGAGCUGGCAGCAGAGGAGGAAGAAGCAGUGCGCCUGCAAGUGACCAAAGUGGCAGAAGAAGUUCGAAUGGAGAAGAAGAAGAAAGUCGUCAGCCCGGUCGAAGAAGCCGAGGCAGUCGCAGAGCCCCCGACACCAAAGAAGCCGGAGCCAAAGAAAGACGAGCCCAAGCCUCCAGCACUGGCAGAGCCUAAAAAGGUUCCACCUGAAGUCGAACCGGUGGUGAAGCUUGAGCUGGAGCCCGAGCCCAAAGUCAAGCAAGUGGCAAAGCCCGAGCAGGAGCCUAAAGUCAAGCAGGUGGCAAAGCCUGAACCCGAGCCUGAACCAAAGCUUAAAGUCAAACCGGCGGUGAAGCCCAAAGCGGAGCUUGAGCCCGAGCUUGAACCAAAGCUUAAACUCAAACCGGCGGUGAAGCCCAAACCGGAGCCUGAGCCCGAGCCGGCGCCCAAACUCAAGCCGGUGGUGAAGCCCAAGCAGGAGCUCGAGCCGGAUCCCAAGGUCAAACUGGCAGAUCCCAAACUCAAGCCGGUUGCAAAGCCUGAGCCAGAGCCCAAACUCAAGCCGGUUGCAAAGCCUGAGCCAGAGCCCAAACUCAAGCCGGUUGCAAAGCCUGAGCCAGAACCGGAGGGCAAGCCUGUGCUGUUGAAAAAGCCGACCGCACCGUCACCCAAAGUCUCCGAGGAGCCAAAACCAGAACCUGUUCAGAUCAAGUCCAAACCUGAAGUGGGAAAAGCAGAGCCAGUGGUGGUGCCCGAACCAGCGCCUGUAGCAGUAUCUAAACCAGCCAAAGCAGAGCCUGUCGUGGAGCCCAAAGCACUCGCACCAGUGCCUGCGGUAGAAACUGGACCUCCUAAACCUGAGCCUGUAGUGGCAUCCAAACCAGAGCCCUUGGAGAUACCUCAAGUGCCUAAAGUGAAGCCCGUGGAGGCACCAAAACCCUCCAAAGUGGAGCCUGUGUUGAAAAAAGCUCAAGUAGCAGAGCCCACGGUGACCAAAGUAGAACCGCCAAAGGCCAAAGAACCAAGGGAACCUUCCACAAAAGUGCCAGAGAAGCCAGCGAAGAAGGAGGCUGCUGCAGAGCUUCAGAAGCCCUCCAGAGAAGAAGAAACACUCAAGAAGGUCACCCGAGUUCCUGUGGCAGAGAAGAUAGUAGAUGAACCGAAAGCGACCAAGAAAGCUGAGACUGCUGCGCUUCCUCCCAAAGGAGAGCCGGCAGAACUACAAAGAGCUGGGAAAGCUGACCUCUUGCUCCGAGACCGGCACGCGCAGUAUGGACAACCUCAGAAGAUGCCCUGUGAGGUUGUCGUUCCACCAGACUCUCUCCAGGAAACAACCGGGGAGAAAAUACUAGAGAAAACCCCAGAUAAAGCUGAGAAUGGGCCAGAAAAGGUGGCAAAGAUGCUUCCUGACAAGGCUGACAAUAUACCUGAGACGUUUGGUGAUGAACCUCACAAAGCACCAGGAAAAAAGCUUGCUGGUGUACCAGAGAAAGAAUCAGAGAGCCUUCACCAUCAAGCUGAGAAAAUAGCCCAGAAGACUCUUGGUGAGGCUGAUGAAGUACCAGAGAAGUUGAAUGGUAAACCCGAUGCACUGCACGGGAAACUUUCUGGUACAGCUGAAAAAGUACCCGAGAGGCUUCUCGAUACAUGUGAAGAGAAAGUAUCUGCGGCCAUUCGUGAUGAAGACCCAGACAAAGCAUCUGAGAGGCUUUGCGAUGAACCUAAGAAAGUAGCGGAAAACGAGGCAGGUACGCUUCUUAGUAUGACCCAUGAAGCAGCGCCCAAGCUUCACCAUACGCCUGAUCAAGUGCCAAGGAAGCUUCCUGCUAUACCAGAGAAUGGAGCAAAGCUGCUUGGGAAGCCCCAUGAAGUAGUGCUCAAAGUAGCAGGAAAUCUCUUGGAUAAAACUGAGGAAUUUCGAGGGCAGCAUCCUGGUGUACCAGAGAGGCUUUGGCAGAAACCCCAUCCUAUCCCAGAAAAGCUUCAUGAUAAACCUGAGAACCGUCAUGUAAAAUGUCCCCAUAAGCAACCUAAGAAAGUACAAGAGAAACGCCAAGAUAAAGCUGAGAGUCCUCCCAAGAAAACACUCGAGAAAGCAGAUGAAGUACCAGAGAAGCUUUACGAAGCUCCCGAGAAAGUACCGGACGAGCUUCCCGAUAAACCGCGUGACACCGUCGCAGAGCGCCUUUCUGAAACGACAGGUGCGAAAGUACCAGAGAGGUUCCCUGUAUCGGAGAACCUCUCUGAUAAACCGCGCGCCAAAGUGCCGCCGACAAUUCUUGAGAAAAUACCAGAGAAGCUUCGUGACAAACCACAUGAGAAAAUAACUGUACAGAAAGCCCCGGAGAGACGACACGACAAACCCGCAACACCGCGAGACAAGAGCCUACCGGAGAAGCCUCCUGAUAGCGUACCGGAGAAGCUUCAUUAUAAACUCCGUGAGAACAUGCCCGAGGAACCUUCUGAGGAAACACGAGAAAUAGUGGCAGCGAAGCUUGAUGAUAAGUCACUCCAGAAACUAGUAGUAACAUUUCACGAUAAACCUGAGAAAAUACCAGGGAAGGUUCCUGAGAAAAUACCAGAGAAGCUUCCUGAGAAAAUACCAGAGAAGCUUCCUGAGAAAAUAUCAGAGAAGCUUCCUGAGAAAAUACCAGAGAAGCUUCCUGAGAAAAUACCAGAGAAGCCUCCUGAGCAAAUACCAGAGAAGCUUCCUGAGCAAAUACCAGAGAAGCUUCCUAAGAAAAUACCAGAGAAGCCUCCUGAGCAAAUACCAGAGAAGCUUCCUGAGGAAAUACCAAAGAAGCCUCCUGAGCAAAUACCAGAGAAGCUUCCUGAGAAAAUACCAGAGAAGCUUCCUGAGAAAAUACCAGAGAAGCUUCCUAAGAAAAUACCAGAGAAGCCUCCUGAGCAAAUACCAGAGAAGCUUCCUGAGGAAAUCCCAGAGAAGCCUCCUGAGACAAUACCAGAGAAGCUUCCUGAGAAAAUACCAGAGAAGCCUUCUGAGAAAAUACCACAGAAGCCUCCUGAGCAAAUACCAGAGAAGCUUCCUGAGAAAAUACCAGAGCAGCUUCCUGAGAAAAUACCAGAGAAGCCUCCCAAGAAAAUACCAGAAAAGCUUCCUGAGAAAAUAACAGAGAAGCUUCCUGAAAAAAUAACAGCAAAGCCUCCUAAGAAAAUACCAGAGAAGCUUCCUGAGAAAAUGCCAGGGAAGCUUCCUGAGAAAAUACCAGAGAAGCUUCCUGAGAAAAUACCAGCGAAGCCCUCUGAGAAAAUACCACUGAAGCCUCCUGAGCAAAUACCAGAAAAGCUUCCUGAGCAAAUACAAGAGCAGCUUCCUGAGGAAAUACCAGAGAAGCUUCCUGAGAAAAUACCAGCGAAGCCGCCUAAGAAAAUACCGGGGAAACCCCCUAAGAAGAUACCAGAGAAGCUUCCUGAGAAAAUAACAGAGAAGCUUCCUGAGAAAAUACCAGAGAAGCUUCCUGACAAAAUACCAGAGAAGCAUCCUAAGAAAAUACCGGGGAAGCCUCCUGAGAAAAUACCAGAGAAGCUUCCUGAGAGAAUACCACAGAAGCCUCCUGAGCAAAUACCAGAGAACCUUCCUGGGGAAAUACCAGAGAAGCUUCCUGAAACAAUACUCGAGAGGUUUCCUGGUGAAAUAGAGAAGCUUCCUGAAACGAUACUAGAGAAGUUUCCUGAUGAAUCUGAGACGAAACCACAGGCGCUUCAUGACAAACCAGAGAAACAUAAAAAAACAGCAGACGUAGCAGACAAACUUCCUGAUAAACCCGAAAAUGUAUCAGAGGAUGUACCAGAGCAACAUCUUGAUAGACCUCAGGAAGUACCUGAUCAGAAACCUACUGAAAAAGCCCAGCAAGUAGCAGUUGGACCCGCUAGCAGAGUAGCAGAAACACUUCCUGAUAAGACUCAGCAAGUACCAAGGAAACAUACGGACAAAGUGCCAGAGAAACUUCCCGAUAAACCUCAGAAAGCACCACGGAAGCUUCCUGAGAAAGUAGCAGAGAAGCUUCCUGCUCAAAACCACGAGGGAGUACCAGAGGAGAUGUCUGAGAAAAAGCCACCCCAGAAAAAGGCGGAAGAAGUCCUGGUUGAAAAGGACAGCGAGAAGUUUCCACAAAAGGUGCUAGAGAACAGAGUUGUUGAACAAAAGCCUGUUCAGGCUCCCCAGAAAGCAUCUCAAGAUGCCAGAGUUCCUCUCUCGACACCUGAGAAGGAGCCAAUCUUCUCAGGGUUUGAAGUAGCAGCAAAUUCUGCCACAGCAAACGUCUCGGAUGACAAAGUUGAAGAUUUAGAAACUCGGAAAGUUGUCAAGACGCCAACUUUGGUGAUUGAACCAGAGGAGAAAGGGUCUCUCCGAGAAGAAGCGAGACCAAGCGGGCUUGAGCAGCCACAGGAGAUGCCUCACGCCGCAGAGACGGCCUUUCUCAUCGAGGAAGCUCGCUCUUACGAGGCCGAGCCACGAGACGGCGCCCGAGUCUCGGAGCAGAAGGCCUUGUGCCCCCCGGGGCACGUGAAAAUUUCCUUGACGGAGACCCGCCAGAAACAUUCUGAGCGUAGAGGCGAGAUGUCUGCGACUGAUGGUAAGGAGACUGCUGCCGUAGCGGAGAAACCGCAAGAGCUUGAGAAUGAGCGGGCCACCAACCAAGAAGUUAGCAACCAAAGAAAACACCAGAAGCAUGUGGUGGCAGUCAAGAUAGAAAGCCAGGAUAUCAUCUGGAGAGAAUCCGAGGAGGUCUCCAGGGUGAAACCGGAAGCGGCCCACAAAGACCGCAUUGCGUCUGUAGCGCGAGACAAAAGAAGCCGCAGUCCGGAAGAGCUAGGAUUAGACAAAGCUGAAGCCAAAGAUGAACGUUUAGCAGGACGUCACCAGGGAGCCGAGAAAAAGCAAGAAGAGAGUCCUCGACUGAUUGAAGGGCCGACGAAAGCAAAAGCAGAGGUCUUGGGGUCCGAGAUCCCGUCUCGGCAAGCCCUGCGUCGUGGCCAUAGCCCAAAGGAAGACUCCGGGCUUCAGAUUCAAAGGUUAAGAAGAAGCCAAGAGCAAGAAGACGCAGCUGCUUCCAGAGGAGCUGACAGGUUCUCCGCCAUUGAGAAGUUGGAGAAAAAAAGCCAGAGAGCUUCGGUGGAGGAGUUGCGACCGCCGGUCAAGGAACUGGCAGCCAAGCCUGCGGUUCCAUCAAAAGAUCGCCAAGCACCGACACCAGUUGAAGUCAAAACGCCAGAUGAGGUUGAGCAGCUGCAAGAAGCCCGGACCAAGCCAGCGGUCAAGCCGCUUGUGAAGGCUGAAGAUCCCACUGUGAAGGUUGUGGCAGAAGAAAAAUCUGUGAAAGUGGCCCCCGUGACAGAUGAAACCAAGGGACCAGUUCAAGCACCGGCGGGAGUCAAGAAAGAACCAGCUCGGCUAAAAAAAGGUAAAGUUCCCACGGAGGAGACAGGGACAUUUGAGGUCCCGACUCUCAGGAAAGCCACUCCGGUCUCGAGGGAAGAGGUGGAGCAGGGGCUGGAAAAGGUCCAGCUCAAGAAGAUUCUGUCGGUGUCACCUAAAGAGGCUGAGAAGGAGCAGAAACUCGGAGAGGCCACCAGGACCACGCAAGUUGACAUAAUCCAGCUGGUGCAUGAAGAGCGUGCAGUCGAGAUGACGGUUACAAGCAGGAGUUCUGGAGAGGAGUGGACACCGAGAGACAAAGCAGAGGUGGAGAAAAAGCAGGAAAUUCCAAAGCCAAAACAAGAAUUAGAAAAAGAAGACCUUGAGCCUAAAUGGAGCCGUCAAAAAGAAACUCCAAAAGAUGACAGACCAGAGGAAGUGGUUUUGCGGAAGAAAUCUGCCAAAACUACGGAGGAGGAAGCAGGCCCUCCUGCUGCUGCUGCCUUGAAAAAAGUGAAAAAACUGCCUUCCGAUGAAGUGGAACAAGAAGUUGUCAAACUAAAACCCUUUGAGAAGCCGGUUCAAGCUGCCAAAAAGCCGGAGAAAACCAAAGAAGCUUUCCAAAAGGGAUCCAGGCUUCCCAGGGAGAUUGAGGCAGAGGAACCACAGAAGAUCCCUCAGAAGGUACCAACAGAGGUAAAGGAGCCCUCGGCAAAGGUGCCAACGCGAGUACCCAAGGAAAAAUCGGAGGAGGAGGAAGAUGCUAAAGCGCCAGUAAAGGUAAAGAAAACCCCAACAGGGCAGCCCGAGGCAGCGCCACAGAAGGUGGCUCUGAAGCCGUUCUCUCGGCCUUCAAACCAAGCUAUUGAACCAGAGAAGAAACCGUCAGCCGUUGAAGAGAAGGGGCCAACAGAGGACCGUGUAGUCCCUGUGGCUGAACCAGAAGUGAAAGUACCACUUGCUACACCAAAGAAACCUGAGACCCCUCAAGCGGAGGAGAAGAAGCGAGACCCUGAGCCACUUCCAUCAAAGAAGACUCCCUCUCAAGCGCCAUCUCCUUUGAAGAAAGCCGAUCAAGUUUCAGAGGAGCCUAAACGACUGAAGCUCAGGAAGGGAGUCACAGCCAAGGCCAAGGAUCAGAAAGAAGUUGAUUUGACACCUGAGGAGCAAAUCAAGAAAAUUCAGCUGAAAAAGACACCAUCGCCCAAAGUGGAGAAGAGCAAAGAAACCGAAGGGAUUCCUGCUGCCUAUAAACUCCGAAAAACUCCCAAAACAGUUUCACCCAAGGACUCCCCAGAUGCAGCCACUCUUAAGAAAGGAGCCAAAACGCCCUCGCCCAAGGAAACGAUUCCUCUGGUCAAGGAAAUUUCUCCCGGAGCGGUCGAGAUGAGAAAAGUAGCGACUCAGCCAGAAGAGGAGGUGUUUGAGGAGGACCUCAGGCUGGACGAGGAGGCGGAGCCAGAAGAGGAAGAGGCCUGGGGCUGGGAACUGGUUCCUGAUGAAGACUGGGAAGGUGAAGGGGAGGAGGAGGAGGGCGCUCUGGAGGUGCCGGGGGCGACCAGGAGAGAGGGACAGCCGGCAGAGGAAGCAGGAAGGGCAAGAGGAAGAGGCCUCAAACCCAAGUUGACGCCAUCGCCCGGUGAAGGCAGGGGACGUGGUCUCAGACCUGCCGGACGAGGCGCUCCUACACCUCCGGAGGAGCCUUUUGGAGGAUUCAAACUCAAAGCGGUGCCGCUCAAGUUCAUCAAGAAGCUGGAGGACAUUGUGCUGCAGGAGGCCGAGUCCAUCGGCUCUGCGGCCGUCUUUGAGUGCCAGGUGUCGCCGUCCACCGCCGUCACCUCGUGGAUGAAGGAUGGCGGCAACCUGCGUGAGAGCCCCAAACACAAGUUCACCUCAGACGGCAAAGACCGUAAGAUGAUGGUUAAAGACGUGCAGCUGUCGGACACCGGAGAGUACACUUGCGUCGCCAAGAACGCCGGCAAGGAGAUCAGCUGUACCGCCAAGCUCAUUGUCGAAGAGCUCCCUGUAAAAUGGAUCAAGGAGUUGGAGCCAGAGAUGUCGGCUGUGAAGGGUCAGCCGCUCUACCUGUCCUGCGAGCUGAACAAGGAGAGAGAUGUCAUCUGGAGGAAGAACGACGAGGUCCUGAAGAAGCAGGAAAAGAAGUUCCAGAUCAACAUCAUUGGGCUGGCGCACGCUGUGACCAUUCAAAACACCGUUGAGGAGGACGCUGGUUGCUACUCCUGCGAAGUGGCCAGCCAGGCUGAGUUGAAGACGUCAACAAACGUGAAAGUGACGGAGGUCAUCAAGGAUUGGCUCGUAAAGCCUCUGAGGGACCAGCAUGUGAAACCCAAGGCAAGCGCCACGUUUAAAGGCCUGCUGUUCAAGGACACUCCCAACUGGAAAUGGCUCAAAGGAGACAAGGAGUUGAUCCCCUCCGACAAAGUGGAGAUCAACAAGGACGGGAAGGACCUGACGCUGACCAUUAAGAACUGCCAGCCCGACGAUGUUUCCGAGUACUCGGUGGAGGUGGAGGGACGUGUCUACAGCGCCAAACUGACUCUCGGAGAGCGCGAAGCUGAAAUCUUGAAGCCCCUGACCAGUGUGGAGGUGUUCGAGAAGGAAGAUGCUGCCUUUGAGACGGAAAUAUCCGAGGAUGACAUUCCAGGACAAUGGAAACUCAAAGGGGAGCCUCUGACCAGAUCCCCGACCUGCGACAUCCAAAUGGAGCGUGGCGUGCGCCAACUGAAGCUUAAGAAGUGUCAAGUGGAUCAGUCGGGCGAGGUGUCCUACCAAGCGUUGAACGCAGUCACGAGCGCAGUGCUCACCGUGAAAGAAAUCCCAAUGGACUUUGUCGUACCACUCAAGGACGUAAGUGUGCCUGAAAAGAAACAGGCCAAGUUUGAAUGUGCCAUCACCAGAGAUGUCCCCAAGGCCAUGUGGUACAGGGGAAGCGAAAUAAUCACACCAGACACCAAGUAUGACAUCAUCGCCGAUGGCAAAAAGCACUUGCUCCUCAUCAACUGCUGCCAGUUUGACGACGAGGACGAAUACAGGAUUGAGGUUUUGGGCAAAGAGUCCAAGGCGAGACUCAUUGUGGAGGGCAUCAGGCUCAAACUGACUUCGCCGCUCAAAGACCAAACGGUGAAGGAGGGCAGCACAGUUUGCUUUGAGCUGGAGCUCUCCCACGAAGAUAUUCCGGUGACCUGGUACAGGAACGACGUCAAAGUCCAUCCCAGCCGAACGGUGCUAAAGCACGUGGAUGGAAAGCGUCACGUGCUGGAGAUCAAGGACGUGACUCUGGAUGACACUUGCCAGAUCAAGGCUGAGGCCAAAGGAGUAUCCUCCAUGGCGAACUUGACCGUCAUAGAGGGAGACGCGUACUUCAUCGUCAAGCUGCAGGACUACACAGCAGUGGAGAAGGACAAGGUGGCCUUAGAAUGUGAGCUCAACAAAGAUGUUAAGGUGCUUUGGUACCACAAUGAAGAAGAGGUGAAGGCUUCCAAGGUGGUGGCCAUCAAGGCCGAGGGCAGGCGCAGAACGCUGCUCAUCAGGAAAGUGGCCGACAUAGACAAGGGACAGUACGUGUGUGACUGCGGGACGGACAAGACAACAGCAAGCCUUCACAUUGAAGCCCGCCAUAUCCGAGUGCUGCGGCCGGUGUACGGCGUGGAGGUGUUUGAGGGGGAGACGGCUCGCUUCGAGGUGGAGCUGAGCGAGGACGAUGUGCACAGCCAGUGGAAACUCAACGGCCAAGUCUUAAGUCCAUCUCCCGAUGUGGAGAUGGUGGAGGAUGGAGCCAAGCACACUCUGGUGCUCUACAACUGCAAGGUGCCUCAGACCGGCGAGGUUUCGUUUAGCGCCGCUGACGCCAAGUGCUCGGCCAAUCUGAAAGUCAAGGAGAUUCCCGUUUCUUUCAUCACGCCGCUGGCUGAUGUGCGCGUCUUUGAAAAGGACGAUGCCAAGUUUGAGCUGGAGGUGUCCAGAGAACCCAAAAGCUUCCGUUGGUUCAAAGGCUCUCAGGAACUGAUGAGCGACGACAAAUAUCAGCUGCUGCGAGACGGAAACAAACACGCUCUUGUCGUCAAAUCCGCCAGAUAUGAAGAUGAAGCCAAGUACCUGUUUGAGGCCGAAGACAAGAGAACGUCAGGGAAGCUGAUCAUUGAAGGUAUCCGCCUGGAGUUUCUCAAACCCAUCAAGGACGUGACGGUGAAAGAGCGCGAAACGGCCGAGUUCAGUGUGGAACUCUCCCACGAAAACAUCCCGGUGGUUUGGUACAAAAGCGGCGCACGCCUGCACCCCAGCAAGGUGGUGCACAUGUCAGAGGACGGUCGAGUCCACACACUGGCCUUCAAGGAGGUCUCUAUUGAUGACACGUCCCUGAUCAAAGUGGAAGCCAUGGACAAGACGUCUGAGGCCAUGCUCACCGUGCUGGAGGGUGACCUCUACUUCACGCUCAAGCUCCAAAACUACAGCGCUAUCGAAAAAGACCAAGUGGUGCUGUCCUGUGAGUUGAGCAAAGCUUCUGGCGAGGUCCGCUGGUUCAAAGACGGGAAGGAAAUCUUUGCUUCCAAGAACAUUGUGAUGCAGUCCGACGGCAGGAAGCGCAUGCUGGUCAUCCGCAAGGUGUCCAAGAGCGACAAGGGAGCCUUCACGUGCGACUGUGUCACUGACAGAACCACAGCCCAGCUCAACAUCGAAGAGCGGGACAUCAAGGUGAUGCGUCCGCUCUACAGCGUGGAAGUCACUGAGACCGAGACGGCCAAGUUUGAAACGGAGAUCUCCGAGGAGGACCUUCACGCCACCUGGAAGUUGAAGGGCGAGACACUUCACCCGUCCACUGAUGUGGAGAUCAAGGAGGAAGGCGUCAGGCACACCUUGAUCCUCUUCGACUGCCGCAUGGAGAUGGCGGGAGGAGUAGAUUUUGCCGCCGCCAAUGCAAAAUCAUCUGCUCAGCUCCGCGUCAAAGCCCGAGUGGUGACCCUGACGCGGCCGCUGAGCGACGUGACUGUGACAGCCGGCGAGACGGCCACCUUCGAGUGCGAAGUGUCUUACGAGGACGUCCCCGUGGAGUGGUUCCUGGAGGGCGUCAAGCUGGAACCCAGCGACCGAGUGGUACUGAAGUCGGAGGGUAAAGUCCACAGCAUGACCCUGAGGGACGUUCAGCUGCAUGAAGCAGGACAAGUUCGUCUCACCACCAAAGACUGUCAGACCGAAGCUAGACUCAUCGUCAAAGAGCCACCGGUGGAGUUCACCAAGCCACUGAAAGACGAGACGGUGGAGGAGGAGGCCACCGCCACUCUGGAGUGUGAAGUCUCUCGGCCCAAUGGCGAGGUGGAGUGGUUCAGAGACGGACAGGAGAUCCGCAAGACCAAAAAGUACGAGAUGCUCGUAGACGGACGCAAAAGGACGCUGCUCAUCCACGGAUGCGCCCUGGAUGACUCCAGGACCUACUCCUGUGCUGCCAAAGAAUUCAAGACUUCCUGCUUCCUGAACGUAGAACCUCUCCGCGUGGAGUUUUCCAAGCCGCUCCAUGACUUGGAAGUGCAAGAGAAGGAAUCUGCCAGGUUUGAGUGUGAAGUAUCCCGAGAGAAUGUGAAGGUUUGCUGGUUCAAGGACGGAAGCGAAAUCCGAAAAGGGAAAAAGUACGAAAUUAUUGCUCAGGGACGGCAACAUAUCCUCGUUGUCCACAAGUCGGUGAUGGAUGACGAAGCCGAGUACGAGUGCGACGCUAAAACCGCCAAGACCUCCGGAAUGCUGACUGUUAUCGAGGAGGAGGCCAGGUUCACCAAGAACCUGUCCGACGUGGAGGGAACCGAGACCGACUCCGUGAAGCUCAUCUGCGAAGUCUCCAAAGCCGACGCUGACGUCACCUGGUACAAGGGCGAGGAAGAGUUGCCGGAGGGCGGCCGCUAUGACCAUAUUGUGGACGGCAGGAAGAGAAUCCUCCUUAUUCAGGACCUGAAGAUUCCUGACGCCGGAGAGUACAACUGCAGGCUCAGUCCCAGGGUCAGAACCUCAGGAAACCUCAGGAUUAAUGAACUGGCGGCCGAGUUUCUCUCCAGGCCUCGCAGCGUGGAGGUGGUAGAAGGCGAAAAGGCCGAGUUCACCUGCACCGUGUCCAAGGAGACCUAUGAGGUCAAAUGGCAAAAGGACGACAAGGAGCUGGAGGGCGGAGACAAGUACCAGAUGGUCAGUGAGGGAAAGAGAAGGACUUUGGUCAUCAAGAACUGCGAGCUCAGCGAUGAGUGCAAAUACGUGGUCUUGAUCGGAGCCACCAGAGCCAGCGCCCAGCUCACUGUACACGAAAAACUGAAGAUCAUCACGCCGCUAAAAGACACGGAGGCCAACGAAGGCCAGGAGGUGGUCCUGAUUUGUGAGGUGAACAACGAGGGCGCCAAGGUCAAGUGGCAGAAGAACGACGAGACCAUUUUCGAAAGCAGCAAGUACGUGAUGCUCCAGCGGGACAAUAUCUUCUCGCUGAGGAUCCGAGAUGCACAGCAGGAUGACCAAGCCAAUUACAGCGUCCACCUCAGCAAUCACAGAGGAGAGCAUGUCAAGAGCUCCUGCGGACUUAGUGUCAAAGAGGAACGUUUGAGGAUCGUGGUUCCUCUGGAGGAUGUGGACACACAGGAGAAAAAGACGGUCAGCUUCUCUUGCAAGGUCAACCGCCAUAACAUCACUCUGAAGUGGAUCAAGGCCGGCCAGGAGGUGGUCUUCAGCAAGCGCCUGGUAUACCGGGUGGACAAAGACAAGCACACGCUGACCAUCAAGGACUGCACGCUGGCCGACGAGGGCGAGUACACGGUGGUGGCCGGCGACGACAAGUCCACGGCAGAGCUGAUCAUCAGCGAGUCGCCCGCCGACUUUGCCAUGCAUUUGAAGGACCAGACCAUUACCGAGUUCGAGGACGCCGAGUUCUCCUGCAAGCUGACCAAAGAGAAGGCCGAGGUCAAGUGGUACAGGGACGGACGUGAGAUCAGAGAAGGACCCAGAUAUACGUUUGAAAAAGACGGGAAUAUGUGCUACUUGCGCAUCAAAGAGUGCCGACUAGACGACGAGCGGGAGUACGCGUGCGGUGUCGACGACAAGCGAUCCAGAGCCAGGCUCUUUGUGGAAGAGAUCCCGGUGGAAAUCGUCAGGCCCCCGCAGGACGUAUCGGAGCCGCCCGGCUCGGACGUAAUGUUCGAGGUGGAGCUCAACAAAGACAGAGUUGAAGUCAGUUGGUUGAGGAACAACAUGACCAUUGUGCAGGGAGACAAAUACCAGAUGAUGAGCGAAGGCAAAGUUCACAGGCUGCAGGUCUGCGAGAUCCGCCCUCGAGACCAGGGCGAGUACAGAGUGGUGGCCAAGGACAAAGAUGCCAAAGCCAAGCUGGAGCUGGCGGCGGCGCCCCAGAUCAAGACCACAGACCAAAACUACGUCACUGACGCGGGGAAGCCCCUGGUCAUGACGGUUCCCUACAGCGCCUUCCCUCAAGCCAAGGCUGACUGGCUGUACGGCAGUUCGAGUUUGUCCCAGGAUAGCAUCUACACUUCUUCUGACUGCACAGAGUACCGGAUGAAGGACCCCAGAAAGUCUGACGAGGGUCGCUACAAGGUCAUCAUCAAGAACAAACAUGGAGAGGGUGAAGCUUUCAUCAACCUGGACGUCAUUGAUGUCCCGGGGCCCGUGCGGAACCUGCAGGUUGUGGACACCGCUGACGGAGAAGUCAGUUUGGUGUGGGACGAACCGGAGAACGACGGCGGAAGCAAAGUCAUCGAGUAUGUGGUGGAGAGGCGAGACGUCAAACGCAAGACCUGGACGCUGGCUACGGAGCACGCCCAGAGUCCGGAGUACACCGUGACCGGACUCCAGAAGGACUCCAUGUACCUCUUCAGGGUCUGUGCCCGAAACAGAGUUGGCAGUGGACCCCUUGUAGAGACGGACGAACCGGUCCAGGCCAAGAACAAGUUUGACGUUCCCGAUCCCCCUCGGAAUGUGACGGUGGGGAAUGUCUCCAAAUUUGGUUGCACCUUGACCUGGGAACCGCCCCAGUAUGACGGCGGUUCGCCCAUCACCUGCUACAUUGUGGAGCUUCGUGACAGGACGUCCGUCAAAUGGUCGCCGGUCCAGGUGACCAAGGCCGAUGAGCUGAGCGCCAUCAUCAAUGAUGUCAUUGAGAACAAAGAGUACAUCUUCAGAGUCAAGGCGGAGAACAAAGCCGGCGUCGGAAAGCCCAGUGCCGCCACCUAUCCCGUCAAGAUCAUGGACGCUAUCGAGCCUCCCAGUCCGCCUCAAAACCUGGUCUGGCAGAACCAGAACAAAAACUCGGUGCAGCUGAGCUGGGAGACACCGCUCAGUAACGGCGGGAGCAUGAUUACCGGAUAUAUUCUGGAGCGCUGUGAGGACGGAACUGACAAGUGGCUCCGCUGCAACACCCGCCUCUGCCCCGACCUCUUCUACAAGGUGUCUGGACUCAAAUAUGGAACAUUCUACAACUAUCGAGCAUUCGCUGAAAACGCCGCCGGCAUCUCGGAUCCAUCCAACGUCAUCGGACCUCUGCUGGCCGACGACCCGCACACCCCACCUACCAUGGACCUGAGUGGCUUCAAAGACGGGCUAGAGGUGAUCGUUCCAAAUCCUCUCACUAUCCGAGUCCCUAUCACCGGAUAUCCCGUCCCCAUCGCCAAGUGGACAUUCGGGGAGAAGGAGCUGAGCGGUGCCGAUGACCGCAUCGCGGUGACCACCAGGCCCACGUUUGCGGAGCUCGUGGUGACUCCCAGCGUCCGUCCGGACAAAGGCACCUACACCCUGCAGCUAGAGAACGACGUUUCGUCUGUCUCCGGAGAAAUCAAAGUCAAUGUCAUUGCCGCGCCAAGUGCACCAAAGGACUUCAAGGUCCUGGAAGUGACCCGCCAGCACGUUCACCUGAGCUGGGAUCCUCCAGAGCACGACGGAGGAAGUCCUCUGACGGGCUACCAGGUGGAGAAACGAGAGGUCUCCCGCAAGACCUGGGUCAAGGCGGCCUCAGGCAUCCAGGAUCUGGAGAUGACAGUCACCGAUGUGAUUGAAGGCAAAGAGUACCUGUUCAAGGUCACGGCCUGCAACAAGUGUGGACCAGGAGAGCCGGCCUACAUUGACGAGCCUGUCAAUGUGUCCUCUCCUGCCACCGUCCCUGACCCACCAGAAAAUCUACGGUGGAGAGACAAGUCGGCCAGUGGCAUCUUCCUGACCUGGGAGCCUCCCAAGUAUGACGGCGGCAGUAGCAUCCGCGGCUACAACGUCGAACGCUGCCAGAGAGGAAGCGAUCGGUGGGUGCCUUGCGGAGACCUGGUCCCCGAACUCAAGUGCCAAGUCACGUGUCUGACCGAGGGCGAGUGGUACUCGUACCGAGUCCGAGCGCUGAACCGACUCGGAGCCGGUCGGCCCUGCAAGGCCACGGAUGAGAUCCAGGCAGUAGACCCCAAAGAGCCACCAGAGAUCCAGCUGGAUGCCAAGCUGCUUGCCGGUCUGACCGCCAAAGCCGGCAGCAAAAUUGAACUCCCCGCCCUGGUGACGGGCAAACCCGAGCCCCGGGUCAAGUGGACCAAGGCCGACCUGGUCCUCAAAGCAGAUGACAGAGUCCAUAUCGACACUAAACCGGGACACUCCACAGUCACCGUGUCCAAGACCAAGCGGGAUGACAGCUCAACCUACAUCAUUGAGGCCACCAACAGCUGCGGAAGAGCCACCGCCACCGUCGACGUCAAUAUUCUCGACAAACCGGGGCCCCCUGCAGCCUUCGACAUUUCGGAAAUUACCAACGAUUCCUGCUUCCUGGCCUGGAACCCACCGCGUGACGACGGCGGCUCCCGAGUCACCAACUACAUCAUUGAGCGCCGCGCCGCCGACAGCGAGAUUUGGCACCGGCUCUCGUCCACCGUCAAACAAACCACCUACAGGGCGGUGGACCUGGUCAAGUUCAAAGAGUACAUCUUCAGGGUUUUUGCCGAGAACCAGUUUGGUGUGGGCCCACCGGCUGAACACCCGUCCAUUAUCGCGAGAUACCCCUUCGACACCCCGGGCCCCCCUUACAAGUUGGAGCCUUCGGACAUCGCCAAGGACUCGCUGACUCUCAACUGGUAUGAGCCCGACGAGGACGGAGGAAGCCCGAUCACCGGCUACUGGGUGGAGCGAUACGAGCCCGACCACGACAGGUGGAUCCGAUGCAACAAGCUGCCCAUCAAGGACACAAACUACAGGGUCAAAGGUCUUCCCACAAGGAAGAAGUACAAGUUCAGAGUCCUGGCUGAAAACCUGGCCGGAACCGGAAAACCGAGCAAGGAAACCGAGCCAAUCCUUGUGAAAGAUCCGAUUGAUCCUCCGUGGCCUCCUGGCAAACCGACGGUGAAGGACGUGGCCAAGACCUCCUGCUUCCUGAUGUGGACCAAACCGGAGCACGAUGGAGGAGCCAAGAUUGACGGCUACGUCAUCGAGAUGCUCAAGAGCGGAACCACCGAUUGGAUCCGUGUGGCGGAGGACGUCGGCAUGACCGAGUACUUCCUGAAGGGCCUGAUGGAGAAGCAGGAGUACUCCUUCAGGGUGCGAGCCGUCAACGUGGCCGGGGAGAGCGAGCCCAGCGAGCCCAGCGACCCGGUCCUCUGCAAGGAGAGGCUCAACCCCCCUUCGGCUCCUCGCUGGCUGGAGGUCACCGGCAUUAGCAGGAAGAGCGCUGAGUUGAAGUGGACCGUUCCAGAGCGCGAUGGAGGCUCCCCCAUCACCAACUAUGUGGUGGAGAAACGGGAUGUCCGACGUAAAGGCUGGCAGGCCGUGGACACCACCGUCAAGGAGCUCAAGUACACGGUGGCGCCGCUCAACGAAGGCUCGCUCUACGUGUUCCGCGUGGCGGCUGAGAACGCAGUUGGCGUCGGGCCCUUCUGCGAGAUGGAGGACUCGGUGCUGGCCAAGGAUACUUUCACCACUCCCGGGCCACCGUACGCCCUCGCAGUGGACGCCGUGACCAAAAGAUAUGUCGACCUGCAGUGGGAGGCGCCCAAGAAUGAUGGUGGCAGACCUAUCCUCAGGUAUUCUAUUGAAAAGAAGGAGAAGCUCGGAACUCGCUGGGUCAAGUGCGGAAAGACUUCCGGGCCGGACUGCAAAUAUAGAGUGACAGACGUGAUCGAAGGAACAGAAGUUCAGUUCCAAGUCCGCGCCGAGAACGAGGCGGGAGUCGGACAUCCGAGCGAACCUACCGAGAUCCUGACCAUCGAAGACCCGACAGGCGUCCCGUCACCUCCCGUCGAGCUCCACGUGACGGCCGCAGGGCGGGACUUCCUGUCCAUCGGCUGGAAGCCUCCGCAGAGAGACGGCGGCUCCCCCGUCACCGGCUACCACAUCGAGAUGUGCGAAGCCGGGACGGAGAAAUGGAUGAGGGCCAACUCUCGUCCCGUCAAGGAACUCAAGUUCACCGUGGCGGAAGGUGUUGUCCCUGAGAAGGAGUACGUCUUGAGAGUGAGAGCUAUCAACUCUGUCGGAGUCAGCGAGCCCUCUGAUAUCUCUGAGAACGUCGUUGCCAAAGAUUCCGACUGCAACCCCACGCUGGAAUUCCAGACGCUGGAUUUGAUUGUGGUAGAGACAGAGAAGCUGCACAUCCCGGUUCCCUUCAGGGCAGUUCCCUCGCCCAAGGUCACCUGGCACAAAGACGGCAAGGAGCUGAAGGCCAGCGACCGGCUGGGCUUCAGGAAAGAGUAUACUUGCUGUCACCUGGAGGUGGACAGUAGUCUUCACUCUGAUGCAGGCCAGUACAAAGUGACUCUGGAGAAUAAACUCGGAGCCGCCAGUGCUGCCAUCAACGUCAAAGUCAUCGGUCUUCCAGGCACGUGCAAGGAAAUUGUGGCCUCUGAGAUCACCAAGAGCUCCUGCAAGGUCUCCUGGGAUCCUCCCGACUAUGAUGGAGGCACCCCGAUUAUUCAUUACGUUCUGCAGCGGCGUGAGGCCGGCAGGAGGACGUAUGUCAAUAUAAUGUCUGGAGAGAACAAAUUGAGCUGGAACGCCAAAGACCUCAUUCCCAACGGCGAGUACUACUUUAGAGUCCAGGCAGUGAACAAGAUUGGAGGAGGGGAGUUCGUGGAGCUUCGCAACCCUGUCAUUGCUCAGGACCAGAAACAUCCUCCUGACCCACCGGUGGAUGUGGAGACCCACAAUCCCACUUCGGGCACCAUCACACUGACCUGGAAGCCUCCCAUGUAUGACGGAGGUGCCAAGAUCAUGGGUUACAUCCUGGAGCGGCAGCUGAAGGGUGAGGACAAGUGGGAGAGGUGCAACGAUUUCCUGGUUCCGGUGCUGUCCUACACCGUCAGAGGGCUAAAGGAGGCCAAGAGCUACGCCUUCAGAGUGCGAGCAGAAAAUUCCGCUGGUGUCAGCGAUCCGUCCCGCAGCACCCUGUUUGUCAAGGCCUUGGAUGCAGUCGAUGCUCCGAAGGUUUUCCUUAGUGGCAGCCUUCAAUCUGGCCUAAACGUGAAACGAGGCAGUGAGAUCCGCCUGGAGGCCAACAUCUCCGGCUCACCGUACCCUGAGAUUACCUGGUACUGGAACAACCAGGUGAUCCGGCCCGAGGCGCCCCGCAGGAGGCCGGAGAGACCGCUGAAGAAAAAGGUGGAGAAGAAGGAGGAGCAGGAAGGAGAAAAGAAAGAGCAGGAAGUGGGAGAAGUCAAGGAUGCAGAGGAGAAGAAGGAGGAGGUGGCUGAGCAGGAGGCAGAGGAGACAGACUACCCGACUAUUGGCGAGCGGCUGAGCAUCAACAACAGCAGGAGGGGCGAGUCCACGGCAGUUAUCAAGGACUCACUGCGUGUCGACCACGGCGUCUACAUGGUGAAGGUGGAGAACGACCACGGCGUCGCGUCAGCCACCUGCGAUGUCAACGUCCUUGACACUCCUGGACCUCCAAUCAACUUCUGCUUUGAGGAGGUGAGGAAGAACUCUGUGAUCUGCAAGUGGGAUCCCCCUAAAGAUGACGGAGGCAGCGAGAUCCUCAACUACACGCUGGAGAAGAAGGAUAACUCCAAGAUAGAGCUCGGAUACAGCUGUGUCACCUCCACACUUAGAGGGUGUCGUUAUCUGGUGCCCAAACUCAUUGAAAAGAAGGAGUACAUCUUCAGAGUUGUCGCUGAGAACAAGUAUGGUGCUGGUCCCCCCUGCAUCUCCAAACCUCUCGUUGCCAAGAACCCCUUCGAACCUCCUGAGGCCCCCGAGAAGCCGGAGAUCGAUGACGUCACAGCCCACAGCAUGCUGGUCACCUGGAAGGAGCCAAACGACAACGGCAGCCCUAUCCUGGGGUACUGGGUGGAGCGUCGUGAGAUCAACAGUUCCCACUGGGCUCGGGUCAACAGAAACAUGGUCCCUUCUACCGAGCUGAAUGUGGAGGGACUCGUCGAGGGCUUAACGUACAUCUUCAGAGUGGCGGCCGAAAAUCAGGCGGGCCCCGGAAAGUUCAGCGUUCCUUCAGAUCCUAAAACGGCACAAGCCCCAAUAUUACCUCCCGGACCACCUAUCCCCCGAGUGGUGGCAACCACCGACCACUCCAUUGACGUUGAGUGGGACCCACCUGCCGACAAUGGAGGAGGCGAGAUCCUGGGAUACCACGUGGACAAGACUAUGGCCGGGACCAAAGACUGGUCCAGGUCUACAGAACGUCCAUGGAAGACUCGGGCAUUUACGGUAUAUGGAGUCCGUGAGGGAGCCAAGUACCUGGUCAGAGUCAUUGCCUGCAAUGCUGCGGGAGAGGGAACCCCGGGUUUCACCGAGUCAGUGUUUGUCAGGAAUCCUGCAGAAAUGCCUGCGGUGGAGCUGGACAUUUUAGUCAAGAACGGCGUGGUCAUCCGAGCUGGCGAGACACUUCGUGUUCCGGCGCUUGUCACCGGUAAACCCUACCCAACCAUCACCUGGACCGUGGACGAUAAGAAACCCGACAAAGACCACGUAGAAAUCCUCACCGAGGGCAACAACAGCGUUGUGCUCAUUAAAAGCGUGCAGAGGAAGGACUGCGGCAAAUACUUGAUCUCUGCAUGUAACCCCAGUGGCACCAGGUCAGCCUUCACCCGGGUGGAGGUCAUGGAUGUUCCCGGACCAGUCACUGACCUGAAGCCAGUCGUUGUGACUAGAACGAUGAUCUUCCUGAACUGGGAUGACCCGGUGGACGACGGCGGCAGUGACCUGACCGGCUUCCUGGUGGAGCGCAGAGAUGCCAAAAUGCACACGUGGAGGCAGCCCGUUGAAACUGUCUCUUCAAAAUGCGAGUGCGUGGGCAUCAUGGAGCGACAAGAGUACUUUUUCCGUGUCUUUGCCAAGAACAAGUACGGCAUGGGCCCGCCCGUCGAGAUCGGACCCAUCAAAGCUGUGGACCCACAAGGACCGCCGUCGCCCCCCGAGAAGUUCCACUACACGGAGCGCACCAAGAACUCCAUCACGCUAGCAUGGAAGCCGCCUCGCAAUGACGGCGGCAGCCCUGUCAUCGGCUACUUGUUGGAGAAGAAGCGUCACGACAAGCAGGCCUUUGAGCCUUGCAAUACAGAGCUCUGCCCUGACUUGACCAUGACGGUGGAUGGCCUGGACGAGGCCUGGAUGUACGAGUUCAGGAUCAAGUGCGCAAAUCUGAUUGGGCAAAGCGACCCGUCUCUUGCGCUGACCGUGGUCAUCCAAGACGAUGAAGUGGCCCCAGAGAUCCACAUGCUGAAGAUAUUCAAGGCUGACAGCAUCACGGUGAAAAAGGGCGAGCCCGUGGAGAUCCCUGCCGACAUCCUGGGCCUCCCCAUCCCCAAAGUGGAGUGGUCCAAAGAUGACGUGGUGCUGAAGAAGCCAACGGAAAGUCUGCUGAUUGAGACGACGGUGAUGGGCAGGAUGAACUGCAAGUCCACUCUGUCCAUCCCCGCGGCCGACCGGAAGGAUCGUGGCAGCUACACCAUAUUGGCCUCCAACAACAUGGGCUCAGCCAAGCACACCACUUGUGUCAUGGUUCUAGACCGCCCGCUUCCUCCCAGAAACGUGGCAGUGUCCAAUAUCAAGGCAGAAUCCUGCCAGCUGCAGUGGGACGCGCCUCUGGAUGAUGGUGGCAGUGAGCUGACCAACUACAUUGUUGAGAAGAAAGAAGUGAUCACAGACGAAGGGGAGGAAGAGGGACAGGAAGCGGAACCUCAAUGGGUGGAGCUCACCAACAGCAUCGUUGACAAGAAGUUUCGGGUGUGGAACUUGGGUACCAACAAAUCCUACCUGUUCCGCGUCAGAGCCGAGAACCGUUACGGCAAGUCUGACCCUUGCGCAACAGAGGAAGUUCAAAUCACAGACCCCUUCGGGCUCCCCGGCCCCCCGGAGAAACCGGCCAUCACCGAGUAUACCAAGAACUCCAUGACCCUGACCUGGGAGCCACCGAGGGACAACGGCGGCUCUAUGAUCAUUGGCUACUGGCUGGAGAAGAGAGAAAGAGGCUCCGCCUAUUGGGCCAGAGUCAACAAGAUGCCGGUCACCAAGAGGGGCAUGAAAGGCUGGGAGUACCAGGUGACUCGCUUGUUUGAAGGAAGCGAGUACGAAUUCCGAGUCGCCGCCUUCAAUUCGGCCGGAACGGGACCUUUCAGCGCACCAUCCGACCCGGCCUUUGCUGUCGACCCUCUGACUCCUCCCAGCAUGCCCAAUGCUCCCGUGGUGGCCGACAAGACCAAGCACAAUGUCACUCUGACCUGGAAGCCGCCGGAGAAGGAUGGCGGAAGCCCCAUCAAGGGCUACAUCGUCCAGAUCCAGGACGAGGGCAAAUCGGAUUGGGUGAGGGUGAACGAAGAGCCGCACCCCACCACCGAGUUCACCGUUCCCAACCUGCGUGAGCUCAAGCGCUACCGCUUCAGAAUCAUCGCAGUCAAUGACAUCGGUGAAUCGGACCCUAGCCCCCGCACGGGCGAGGUCUUGAUUGAAGACGUUCAGCUCAUGCCCUCCAUCACCAUUGACAUCUUGGUGGAUGAUCUGCUCUACAUCCGUGCCGGAGAUCCUAUCAAGAUCCCAGCCACCAUCAAAGGUCGUCCUGUGCCCAAGGUAACGUGGGACUUUGACGGCAAAGCCAAGUCUCACAAGAAGAACAAGUUGCACACUCUUCCCGUGGACUCGGAGGUCGAGUCCACAGACACCACGUCCGUCGUGAGCAUCCCCGUUAGUUUGAGGACCCACUCUGGACGCUACACCAUCACGGCCAAGAACAAGUCUGGACAGAAACACGUCAACGUCAGAGUCAACGUCCUCGAUGUUCCGGGACCUCCGAAAGAUCUGAAGGUGACCGACAUCACCCGUUCAACCAUGAGGCUGAUCUGGAAGCUGCCUGACAAUGACGGUGGAGAGAGAAUCAAAAGCUACUACAUUGAGAAGAAAUGCGUCACUGACAAGGCCUGGACGAAGGUGAACGCGGCCUGCGCCAGUCAAGCCUUUGUGGUCCCGGGCCUCUUGGAAGGACAGGACUACCUGUUCAGAGUGCGAGCCGAGAACCGGCUGGGCUUUGGUCCGUUCACCGUCACCACUGAUCCUGCCCGAGCCAGCGACCCCAUCUACCCGCCAGACCCACCUACCAAGCUGAAAGUCAACUUGGUGACCAAGAACACGGUGACCCUGAGCUGGGAGCCUCCCAAGAACGACGGAGGCUCUCCUGUCAAACAUUACGUGGUGGAGCGCUUGAGCUGGGACACCAGCGGCAAGGAGAAGGAAACCUGGAAGCAGUGCAACAAGCGAGACGUGGAGGAGCUCAGCUUUGUGGUGGAGGACCUGAACGAGGGCGGAGAGUACGAGUUCCGAGUGAAAGCCGUGAACGCGGCCGGACCCAGUCGACCCUCAGCCACCGCUGGACCGCUCUCCAUCAAGGAUCAGACCUGCCCGCCCGCCAUCGAGCUGCGGGAGGUGCUGGAGGGUGAGGAGGGCUGCGACAUCAGCCUGCCGGCCAAGGUCAGCGGCUGUCCUUUCCCCAGCCUCUCGUGGCAAAAGGCCAGCCUGGCGGCGCCCGAGCAGAAGGCUGCCGUGCGCUACGACCAGCGCGUGGCCAAGCUGGUGACGCACGACAAGUGUACGCUGCUGCUGCAGAGGGCCACCCGCGACGACAGCGCCCUCUACAGCCUGACUGCCAGCAACGCCCUGGGCACUGUCACCAAGGACGUCAAACUCUUGGUCUAUGGACCUCCCGGCCCACCCGUUGGACCUGUGAAGUUCACCGAGGUGUUUGCGGAGAGGAUCGGCCUGGCCUGGAAGCCGCCCCUGGACGACGGCGGCUCCAAAAUCACCAACUACGUGGUGGAGAAGCGCGAGGACAACCGCAAGUCUUGGGUGCACGUGUCCAACGACCCCAAGGACUGUGCCUACCUGGUGACCCGGCUCACGGAGAACCACGAGUACGAGUUCAGAAUCAUGGCGCAGAACAAGUUUGGAGUCGGGCCUCCGCUACUCAGCGAGCCUGAAAAAGCCAGGAACCUCUUCACUGUUCCCGGCCAAUGUGAGAAGCCCACCGUGACCAACGUGUGUCUGGAGUCCAUGACGGUGAACUGGGAGGAGCCCAAAUACGACGGUGGCUCGCCGGUCACCGGCUACUUCAUCGAGAAAAAGGAGACCACCAGCAAGCGCUGGGCUCGCGUCAACCGGCAGCCCAUCCGGGCGCUGCCCCUUGGAAACAACUGGGACGUCACCGGCCUGCUGGAUGGUGCCAUGUACCAGUUCCGAGUCAGCGCCGCCAACGCUGCCGGUUGUGGACUACCCAGCCUACCCUCAGACCCCGUUCUCUGUAGGGACCCCAUCAAGCCCCCUGGCCCGCCCACUCCGAAGGUGAUGGACUGGACCAGGUCAACGGUGGAGCUGGAAUGGCUUCCCCCCCUGGUGGACGGAGGCUCCAAGGUUACCGGGUACAUUGUGGAAUUCAAGGAGGUGAGCAAGGAAGAGGAGGAGAAGAAGGCUCAGAGGAAGCUGCUUCAACUGAGCAGCGCCGACGAUGACAAGGAACCGGAGAGCUGGGAGAAGGCCAAGGACUCAGAGAUCAGAGGAACCAAGUUUGUGGUGGCCGGUCUCAAGGAAGGUGGUUUGUACCGCUUCAGAGUCCGAGCCGUCAACGCCGCCGGGGUCGGUGAACCGGGAAACGUUUCGGAGCUGAUCGAAGCCAGAGACAGGACAAUUGCGCCCGAGAUGGACCUGGACGCCUCCGUCAAGGAGAGGAUCGUGGUCCACGCCGGCGGGACCAUCCGCAUCAUCGCCUACGUGUCCGGCAAACCGGCGCCGCACAUCAGCUGGUGCCGAGAUGACGGCGAGGUGCCCAAGGAGGCCUCGGUGGAGACCACGGGCAUCUCCAAUUCGCUGGUCAUCAAGAACUGCAAACGCCAGCACCAGGGGAUCUACACGCUCUGCGCAAAGAACGAAGGUGGCGAGAGGAAGAAGGCAGUCAUCGUGGAGGUCCUGGAUGUUCCCGGACCAGUCGGCCUCCCCUUCGCCGGUGAGAACCUGACCAACGACUCGUGCAAACUGAGCUGGUAUACCCCUGAAGACGACGGCGGCUCGGCCAUCACCAACUACAUUAUCGAGAAGCGGGAGUCGGACCGCAUGGGCUGGACUUCGGUCACUUACACGGUGACCAGGAACAACGCCGUGGUGCAGGGACUCCUGAACGGGAAAGGCUAUUUCUUCAGGAUCGCCGCCGAGAACAUCAUCGGCAUGGGCCCCUUUGUGGAGACGGACAAAGUCGUGCUCAUCAAAGACCCCAUCUCCGUACCCGAGCGUCCGGAGGACCUGAUCGUCACGGCCGUCACCAAGGACUCCAUCUCGGUAGCCUGGAAGCCGCCCAAGUACGACGGGGGCGCCCAAGUGACCAGCUAUGUCCUUGAGUGUCGCAUGAUCGGCCGAGACAACUUUGUCCGCGUGGGAGGUGACGAGAAGCUGAUGGACAGAAAGUUCACCUUGAGCGGACUCAAGGAGGGGUCCAGCCACGAAUUCAGAGUGGCUGCCGUCAACGUAGUGGGACAAGGCAAAUUUUCCUUUGCCACCAAACCCGUUCAGUGCAAGGAUGAGCUGGAACCUCCCAGUCUGGACCUGGACUUCCGAGACAAGAUGACGGUGAAGGCGGGAGACAGCUGCAUGCUGUCGGGACGCUACGGCGGCAAGCCGAGGCCCAGCGUCACCUGGACCAAGAACGAGGAGGAGCUGAAACCUGAUGCGGACCUAGCCGUCCGCUGCGGCGACACGCAACUCAGUCUGGACAUUGGGAAGGCCAGGAGAGACCACAGCGGAUGCUACUGCGUUAACGUGGACAACGCGGCCGGCAGGCGCAGCGGAAUCUGCGCCGUCACCGUCGUCGACCGACCUCAGCCUCCCGAGGGCCCAGUGAUCUUUGAGGAGGUCUACAGAGACCACAUGCUAAUUUCCUGGAAACCUCCCCUGGACGACGGUGGCUGCGCCAUCUCCAACUACGUCAUCGAGAAGCGAGACACCAACCGAGACUUGUGGAUGCCCGUCAGCGCGUCCUGCACGAGGACCACCUGCAGGGUGCCAAAACUGAUUGAGGGUCGCGAGUACAUCAUCCGAAUCAUGGCCCAGAACAUCUAUGGCAUCAGCGACCCACUGCUGUCCACCGAGGUCAAGGCCAGAGAUGUGUUCCGGGUGCCCGACGCGCCCAAGCAGCCCACCGUCAAGGCAGUGUACCAGGACCGCGCCCUGGUUCACUGGGAGCCUCCGGCAGAUGGAGGCAAGCCAAUCACCGGAUACAUUGUGGAGAGGAAGGAGACCAUGGCCAACAGAUGGGUCCGCUGCAACACAGAAAAGAUCCAUCCCAUGGUGGAGUACAUGGUCCUGGACCUGCUCAAGGGUUGCGAGUACGAAUUCCGAGUCCGCGCGGAGAACGUGGUGGGCGUGGGUGACCCCAGUCCGCCGUCCAAGCCCGUCUUCGCCAAAGAUCCCAUCGUCAAGCCGAGCCCACCGCAGAAUCUCAAGGCCGUGGACCACACCAAGGAGUCUGUGACUCUGACCUGGGAGCCGCCCGCCGACACCGGCCGAGGCAAGAUCUUCGGCUACCUGCUGGAGUUCCAGAAGGCUGGCGAGGAGGAGUGGCAGAAGGUGAACCACACUCCGGAUUCUUGCCAGGGGACCAGGUUCAAGGUGGUGGGCCUGGAGGAUGGCGCACUCUACCGCUUCAGAGUGAAGGCUGUCAACGCUGCCGGGGAGUCCGACCCCGCUCAUAUCAAAGAACCGGUCAGAGUGAUGGACCGACUCGAAGCACCAGAGUUGAUUCUGGAUGCCGGGAUGACCCGAGUGGUCAAGGCCCUGGUCGGCACUCACAUCACUCUCAUGGCGGCCAUCAAGGGCAUCCCCUUCCCCUCCGUGGUCUGGAAGAAGAACGACGCCGACGUGCCCACUAGGGCUGACAUUGAGACCAAACAAGAGGGCACCAAGCUGGAGAUGAGGUUCUGCAACCGCGGCGACUGUGGAGACUACACGCUCACGGUCGAAAACCCUGCUGGCUCCAAGACCGUCACAUGCACCGUCUUGGUCUUUGACAAACCUGGUCCUGUCCAGCACCUUCGCGUCUCAGAUGUCAGGAGCGACUCAGCUUUCCUGUCUUGGAAAGACCCGGAGGACAACGGAGGCGCUCGCAUCACCAACUUUGUGGUGGAGAAGAAAGACACAGGCUCCACGCAGUGGGUUCCCGUGUGCUCCACCUCCAAGAAACGCAGCAUGAUGCUGAAGCACCUGACGGAGGGACUGGCCUACACCUUCCGAGUUGCGGCCGAGAACCAGUAUGGUCGCAGCGAGUACGUGGAGACGCCCAAGGCCAUCAAAGCCAUGAAUCCGCUCUUCCCUCCCGGUCCUCCUAAAGACCUUCACCACGUGGACGUGGACAAAACGGAGGUGUGGCUUGCCUGGAACUGGCCCGACCGAAACGGCGGAAGUGAGAUUACGGGCUUCUUGGUGGAGUAUCAAGAAGAAGGAGCGAAAGAGUGGCACGAGUGGCAGACGGUCAGCAUCCCGGAGAGUCACGUGACUGGUCUGGAAGAAGGCAAGACCUAUCGCUUCCGAGUGAGAGCCGAGAACGCCAUUGGCCUCAGCAGACCCGACACCACCCUUCCCAUCCUCUGCCAGGAGAAACUGGUGCCUCCGAUCCUCGAGGUUGAUGUCAAGCUGACUGACGGCAUCAUCGUGAAGGCAGGCACCACCAUCAGGCUGCCCGCCAUCAUGAGAGGAACGCCACUCCCGACUGCCAAAUGGUCCAUCGAAGGAGAGGAGAUGACCAGCGGGGGCAAGAUCAAGAUCGACACCGACAACUUCUCCACCGUUCUCAGCAUUAACGAGUGCACCAGAAACCACACGGGCACCUACCUGCUCACCGUGUCCAACCUCGCCGGCACCAAGACGGCCGCUCUGAACGUCACCGUUCUGGACGUCCCGGCGGCGCCCAUCGGACCCGUCAACAUCCUGGAGGUGUCCCCCGACGCCAUGACCAUCGAGUGGCGUCCUCCCAAGGAUGACGGCGGCAGCCCCAUCACCAACUACAUUGUGGAGAAGAAAGAUUCCAACAAGGAGACCUGGGGAGGAGUGAGCUCUGGCAGCCUGGCCACCAAGCUCAGGAUUGUGCGCCUGCAAAAGGGCGUCGAGUACGUGGUCCGCAUCCGCGCCGAGAACAAAAUGGGCAUCGGGGCGCCCUUGGAGAGCAAGCCUACCAUCGCCGAGCAUACUUUCAUGCCGCCGAGUCCGCCCGGUAAGCCGCUGCCACAUGACAUCUCCGAGGAUGCCGUCACGGUCGGAUGGACCAUGCCCUUGUCUGACGGUGGCAGUCCGAUCACCGGUUACCUCAUUGAACGCAGACAUAAAGGAGGGAAAUGGAUCCGCGUGAACAGGACGCCCUGCAAGGACCUCCGCUACCGAGUCCAGGGCUUGUUUGUAGGCAACGAGUACGAAUUCAGAGUAUUUGCAGAGAAUAGUGCUGGCUAUAGUGGACCCUCACCCAUCUCUGACCUCUGCAAGCCUUGCAGGCAAAUCACAGUCCCGAGUGCCCCGAUAAACCCCAAAGUCAAAGAUUACAGCAAUUCAACGGCCGACUUGGUGUGGACCAAACCCACCAAAGACGGCGGCAGUCCCAUUCUGGGCUACACUGUGGAAAUGAAGAAGGCCGACGGCGACUGGAAGAAAGUCAACGUGGACGACUUCAUCAAGUUGUGCGUAUAUACAGUCAAGGGGCUCGAGCAAGGUGCCACCUACACAUUCAGAGUGUUUGCCUCAAAUAUGAUCGGUGACGGUGAAUCCAGCGAAGUUCCAGAGUCGGUCACGGCUCAAGACAUUCUGAUCCCACCGGAGAUCGAAAUGGACGCCACGUGUCGCGAGCGCGUCACCGUGCGCGUCGGACACAACGUCAACAUUGUCGGCUAUAUCAAGGCCCGUCCGGAGCCUGAAGUGCUGUGGUCCAAGGGAGAGACUAUUCUGGAGAACAGCAAACGUGUAACUCUGAUCCAGAACCUACCUGUGGUCCAACUGAAGAUCAAAGAGGCCACCAGAGCUGACCAUGGUAAAUAUACCCUGAAGGCCUCAAAUGUGGGCGGAGAGGCCUCCUGCUGCAUCACUGUCAAUGUUCUGGACCGUCCCGGCCAUUGCCAGAAUCUCCAUACCACCUACGUCACCAAGGACUCCUGCAUGAUCAACUGGGAUGCUCCAAAAGACAACGGUGGCUCUGAAAUCACCAACUACAUUGUGGAGUGCCGAGAGCCCAGCAUCAGCAUGUGGUCUAUGAUCUCUUCCCAUUGCACCAACCGCAAGAUCAAGACCAAGCUCAUGGAGGGCCACCAGUACCUGUUCCGUGUCUGUGCCGAAAACAAGAUGGGACCCGGGCCCUGUGUGGAGACCAAGGUCCCCGUGCUAGCCAUCGACCCCAUUGAAAAACCAGGCGAGCCCGAGAACUUCAGGGUGACAGACGUUGGCAAGAGCUACGUCUACCUGAGGUGGAGGAGGCCUGACUAUGAUGGCGGCAGCCCCAACCUCUCUUACAACCUGGAGUGCAAAGUCAAAGAUGCGCAGGAAUGGGAAAAACUCAACACGGGCGUCCUAACCAACACUUUCUUUUUGGCGGACAAGUGUGUUGAAAAUCAGACGUACACGUUCAGGGUGCAAAGCGUCAAUGAAGGAGGAGAGAGCGGCUGGGUGAAAUUGGCCGAUAUUCUGGUGCGAGAAGAGAUCCAGAAACCGGUCCUCGACCUGAAGCUUUCCGGAACAUUGACGGUAAAGGCUGGAGAGUCGGUCAGGAUGGAAGCUUCCUUGAGAGGAAAGCCCCACCCUGAAGUCAAGUGGAUCAAGGACAAGGCAACCGGUGACAACCCCAGAAUCAGCUAUGAGACCGGCUCUGACUACUCCAAGUUCCUUUUGACCAAGUCCCGACGCACUGACUCCGGGAAGUACAUUGUCACCGCCACCAACUCGGCCGGAACCUUCACAGCGUACGCCAGCGUGAACGUCCUGGACGUCCCCGGAGCCGUCAGGAACCUACGAGUCACUGGCAUCGGAGCAGACAAGUGCAGAGUCAUUUGGGAUGCGCCUGAGGAUGACGGAGGCUGCGAGGUGGACAGCUACAUCUUGGAAAAGUGCGAGACCAGGAGGAUGGUGUGGUCCACGUAUUCUGCCUCGGUUGUCACCGCGUACUGCAACGUGACGCGUCUGGUGGAAGGCAACGAGUAUAUCUUCCGAGUGCGGGCCGAAAACAAGAUGGGAACUGGGCCUGCCAUGGAGAGCAAGCCCGUCACGGUCCGGACUCAGUUCAACAGACCCGGACCGCCCGACGCCCCUGAGGUCACUAAGAUAAGCAAAGAGGAGAUGACGGUGGUCUGGACUCCUCCCGAGAAUGAUGGAGGAAAAUCCAUCACGGGCUACAUCCUGGAGAGGAAGGAAAAAAGAGCGGUACGCUGGGUGCCGUGCACCAAGAGUCCGAUCCCCGAGAGACGCAUGAGAGUGACCAACCUGAUCCCCAACCACGAGUAUCAGUUCCGAGUCAAGGCUGAGAAUGAGGUCGGACUGGGAGAUCCCAGCAAACCCUGCAGACCUGUCACGGCCAAAGAUCCCAUCGAACCUCCUGGGCCACCCGCAGGCCUGAAGGUGUCCGACAGCACCAAGACCUCCAUCACCCUUUCCUGGUCUAAACCCGUGUACGACGGGGGUGCGCCAAUCAUCGGCUACAGUCUGGACAUGAGACUGAAGAGUGAGGCGGACCCUGAAAAGCCCGCCGAAGGCUGGAAGAGGAUCGACACCCAUGGCCCACUGGUCCUUAAAGAGUUUACCAUUGGACAGCUGGAUGAGAAACAGGAGUAUGAGUUUAAGGUGUCCGCCCAAAACCAGGUGGGCUGGGGACGUCACGCCUACUUAAAGGAACCCGUCUUCCCCAAGGAGAUCCUGGAGGCUCCCGAGAUUGACUUGGACGCAAGUUUGAGGAAAGGUCUUUCGGUGCGGGCUGGCUGUCCCAUUCGACUUUUUGCGAUUGUCAGAGGACGCCCCUUCCCGAAGGUCACCUGGAAGCGCGUGGGGGUGGACAACGUUGUUCGGAGAGGUCACGUGGACCAAGUGGACACCAUGUCCUUCCUCGUCAUCCCUGAAAGCACCAGAGAAGAUUCGGGAAGAUACUCACUGACUCUGUCCAACUCGGCCGGAGAGAAGGCCGUCUUCGUUCGUGUCAAAGUCCUCGACACUCCUGGUCCCGUCGGUGGUCUGGAGGCAACCGACGUUACCAAAACUACAGCGCAGCUUUCCUGGUUGCCGCCGGAGAACGACGGCGGAAGCGCCAUCCUCAACUACAUUGUGGAAAAACGGGAGGUGGACAGAAAGACCUGGACCAAGUGCACAGAGGACCUGAAGAAGACGAGCUUCAAGGUGACCAACAUGGCCCCUGGCAUCGAGUACUACUUCCGGGUGAUGGCGGUCAACAAGUAUGGAAUCGGAGUGCCUCAGGACUCGCCCAAGUCUUACCUGGCCAAAGACCCGAUCAGUGAGCCAGAUCCGCCCAAGAAGAUGGAGGUUUUGGAGAUGACGAGGAACAGCGCCACGCUGGGAUGGCUGAAGCCUCUCCGAGACGGAGGAGCCAAGAUCAAUGGCUAUGUAGUGGACUAUCAGGAGGAGGGGGCGCCGCAGGACAGGUGGACACCGUACUCGGUGGUCAAAGACUUAACCAUUGUGGUCGUGGGCCUGAAGGAAGGCAAGAAGUACAAGUUCAGGGUGGCGGCCAGGAACUCUGUCGGCAUCAGUCUUGCUCGAGAGGCCGAGGGAGUCUUUGAGGCCAAGGAGCAGCUCAUGGCUCCCAAGAUCAUCAUGCCAGACACGGUGACUGUCCGAGCGGGACGCAAGAUGGUGAUCGAGGCUCUGGUGGCUGGUAAGCCGGCUCCCUUCUGCAAGUGGAAGCAGGGCAGCGAGGACGUCCUGACGUCCGAUCGCCUCUCGGUGGUCAAGACGCUCAGCAGCUGCACGCUGAUCAUCAACAACGUCACCCGCUCAGACAGCGGCUACUACAGCCUGUCGGCGGAGAACAGCACGGCCAAGAUCAACCAGAUCCUCAAAGUCGUAGUCAUGGACAUCCCAGGACCUCCCGAAGCUCCGCUGGAGAUCACAGAGCAGGAUAUCGAUGCCUGCACGCUUCUGUGGAACCCUCCUCAGGAGGAUGGCGGCAGCAACAUCACCAACUACAUCGUGGAGAAGUGCGACGUGAGCCAGGGCGACUGGCUCACUGUCUCCUCGUCCUGCACCAAAACCAGCUUCCGGAUGACCAAACUGAUCACCGGCACCGAGUACAUCUUCCGCGUCCGGGCCGAGAACAGGUUCGGCAUCUCUGAGCCCACCUACUCCGAGAAGAUGAUUGCCAGAUAUCCGUUCGAUCCUCCCAGUGAGCCGAGGAACCAUCGGGUAAACAAGAUCAACAAGGACUUUGUUAUCCUGUCCUGGGAGCGUCCCAGCAGCGACGGCGGAAGCCCAAUCACAGGGUACUGCAUCGAGAAGAAGGAGAGGAACAGUUUGCUGUGGGUCAGGGCCAACGAGUCCGUGGUCAAAUCCACCCAGUACACCUGCACCGGUCUCAUCGAGGGCCUGGAGUACACCUUCAGGGUGUCUGCCAUCAACCUGGCCGGACAGGGAAAACCCUGCAAGCAGACCGAAUUCGUCACGGCCAGGACAGCUGUUGACCCUCCAGGUAAACCCGAGCCCAUGGAUGUGACCAGGAGUUCCGUGUCGCUGGUGUGGACCCGACCCAAGCACGACGGUGGCAGCAAGCUUAUUGGCUACUUUGUGGAGUACUGCAAGUUGCCCGAGGAGAAGUGGAGCCGUUGCAACAGCAACUGCAUGAGUGUCCAGACCGAGGACUACGUGGUAAGCGGUCUGGAAGAGGGCCAGCGCUACGUCUUUCGAAUCAUCGCCAAGACGGCCAUCAACGUCAGCCAGCCCUCGGAGCUCUCGGAUCCCAUCGCCGUCAUUGCCGAGAACGUUCCUCCACGUGUGGAGCUGGGGGUCAACAUGAACAACUUGAUUGUGGUGAAAGCCGGGGCAAAUGUCUGCCUGGAUGCGGAAGUGUUUGGGAAGCCUCUGCCCAAGGUGAGCUGGAAGAGAGACAACGUUCCUCUCCAUCCAGCAGAGGGAAUGAAGAUGACCCAGAAGAAACACGUCCACCUGUUGGAGCUCUACUCCGUCACCAGGAAGGAAUCCGGAGACUACACUAUUCUCGCCGCGAAUGCCAGCGGCAGCAAGUAUGCCACCAUUAAAGUCAAAGUUCUCGACAAACCAGGUCCUCCGGCUUCAGUGAAGAUCACCAAAGUGUUUGCAGACCGCGUCAAGCUGCGGUGGGAACCCCCGCUGGCAGACGGCGGUUCUGAAAUCACCAACUACAUCAUCGAGAAGCGGGAAACCAGCAGGGCUAACUGGGCGCUAGUCACCGCCAACAUACAUGGACACAUCACCGACUGCUCGGUAGAAAAGCUCAUUGAGGGCCACGAAUACCAGUUCCGAGUCAGCGCUGAGAACCAGUACGGCGUGGGCGAUGCCACCAUGACCGAACCGGUCACGGUCAAGAAUCCCUACGAUGUUCCCGGCCCUUGCGAGCCACCCGUCAUCACCAACAUCACCAAAGACUCCAUGACGGUCAGCUGGAAGGCGCCCGCCAAUGACGGGAGAGCCCCCAUCCUGGGCUACAUGGUGGAGAAGCGCGAAGCCACCGAGUUGACCUGGGCCAAGGUGAACCGGCGGCCAGUGAUCGACAGAACCAUCAAGGCGAGUCAGCUGACCGAGGGCUCCGAGUACGAGUUCAGGGUCAUUGCCAUGAACAAAGCCGGUCUGGGAAAACCAAGUGAUGCGUCCAGCGCGGCUCUGGCCGUUGAUCCCGUCUAUCCCCCCGGCCCGCCCGCCUUCCCCAAGGUGGUGGAUUCUACCAGGAGGUCCAUUAGCCUGAGCUGGACCAAGCCAGCGUACGAUGGAGGUUGCGAAAUCAUCGGCUAUCUGGUGGAGUGCAAACUGGCCACUGCAGAAAACUGGACCAGAUGCAAUGUCCCUAAGAAGCUCCAGGCGACCAAGUUGUUGGUAACAGGCCUGAUGGAAGGCACAGAGUACCAGUUCCGAGUAUUUGCCGUUAACAAGAUUGGCUACAGCGAGCCCAGCGAAGUCCCCGGCAACCACACGGCCAAGGACAUUCUGAUCCCUCCGGAAGCCGAGCUGGAUGCCGACCUGCGGAAAACAUUGGUUCUCCGCGCCGGUGUCACCAUGAGGCUCUACGUCCCCUUGAGAGGGCGGCCGGCACCCAAAGUGACGUGGAGCAAGGUGGACGGAAAUCUGAAGGAGAGAACCGGCGCCCUGAUCAAGACGUCAGAAUGGGACACCCUGCUCUUAGUUGAAGACAUCAACAGAUACGACGCUGGCAAAUACGUCUUGAUGCUGGAGAACAGCAGUGGGUCCAAGAGCUACACCAUCGUGGUCAAGGUCCUCGAUUCUCCUGGACCACCUCAAAACCUUACUGUGAAGGAGACCUCCCUCAACCACGCCUGUAUCACCUGGGACGCCCCGUUGAUCGAUGGCGGCAGUCCCGUCAAGAACUAUAUCGUGGAGAAACGCCUGGCCGAGAGGAAGGCCUGGACUUGUGUGUCAGCCGAGUGUCACAAGAUCUCGUACAGGAUUCCUAACCUGGAGGCGGGACAAGCCUACUGCUUCAGAGUUCUCGCCGAGAACGCUUAUGGCAUCGGAGAGGGCUGUGAAACUGCCGGCAGCGUGCGAGCUUCAGAGGAACCUGGUCCAGUGAUGGACUUGAAUGCCACGAAAACCACUAAAGAUUCCAUCACUCUGGCCUGGAAAAAGCCCAUCAGUGAUGGCGGAAGCCACAUCAACGCCUAUGUUGUGGACCAGAGCGAAGGCGAGAAGUGGAAGCAGAUCUCUAAGGGAAAGAACACCUCACUGACGGUUGGGGAGCUCACAGAGGGCCAGGAAUACUUGUUCAGAGUCAAGGCACUCAAUGAGUCUGGAGAGGGGCCGCCCUCUGAGAUCACGGCUGUUGCCAAGGACCAGUUUGUGCUACCUGACUGCAACCUGAGCUGUCUGCACGACGGUUGCUAUGUGGUGAAGGAAGGGACUACCGCCCGCAUCAACAUUCCCAUCUGCGGCAUGCCCUAUCCCACUGCCACAUGGAAUAAGGGCGACGUAGCGCUCGGCGAUAUCGGCCGUAUGUGUGUCGAGGCCUCCCAGGGUGUUACCACUCUCCUGAUCAGAGACUGCCAGAGAGGAGACGCGGAAAUCUACACCGUCAACGUCAGGAACAGCUUGGGCUCCAAGGACUGUAAGUUGCAGCUCAAGGUUGUGGGCAAACCGGGCAUCUGCACCGGACCCAUCAAGUUUGACGAGAUCACAGCUGACGGCAUCACACUGGAAUGGGGGCCACCCAAAGAUGACGGCGGUGCAGAGGUGUCCAACUACAUUGUCGAGAAAAGGAGGACGACAGACAACAAGUGGGCCACGGUAGCGUCAGCUAUACAAAAAACCACCAUGCGAGUCAUACGUCUCCACGACGGAGUGGAGUACAUUUUCAGAGUGUUUGCUGAGAACAAAUACGGAAUUGGAGAGCACCUGAGGUCAGACACGGUCAUCGCGCAGCAUCCUUUCAAUGUCCCAGAGGCGCCUGCACCCCCAGAGAUAAUGAGCAUCCGUCACGAAUCAGCCAUCCUAACCUGGGCCGAUCCCAGAGACACGGGCGGCUCCCCAAUUACAGGCUAUCAUGUGGAGUUUAAGGAGAGGAACAGUCUGAUGUGGAAACGAGCCAGCAAGACUCCUCUCAGACUGAAGGAGUGCAGGGUCACGGGUCUGAUCGAGGGACUGGAGUACGAAUUCAGGGUGAUGGCCAUGAACGUGGCCGGUCUCGGGAAGGCCAGCAGACCUACUGAGGCUGUUGUUGCCCUGGAUCCCAUUGAUCCUCCUGGCAAGCCCGAGGUCAUUAAUGUCACCAGGUCAUCAGUCACUCUUAUCUGGACUCCUCCCAAAUAUGACGGCGGCUACAAACUGACUGGCUACAUGGUCGAGAAGUUAGAGGCUGGCGGUAAGGCCUGGAUGAAGGCGAACCACAUCAACAUUCAAGGCUGCGCCUUCACAGUCACUGACCUGACAGAGGGAACUCAGUAUAAAUUCCAAGUCAGGGCCAAGAACUCUGCCGGUGCUAUUAGUCUUCCCUCAGAGACGACCGACCUGUUAACGUGCAAGGAUGAGUUUGAACCCCCGAGCAUAACCAUUGACCCAGACAUGAAGGACGGCCUAUCAGUCCGGGCAGGAGAUACAAUCGUGGUGUCCGCUUCCAAGAUUCUCGGCAAACCUCCGCCCACCGCUGUCUGGUCAAAGGCCGGCCGUGAGCUCAAGAACUCCGACAUUGUCAGCAUCACCGGCACUCCGACCUCCUCCGCUGUGGCCAUCAAGUACGCCAGCCGGAAGAACACCGGAGAGUACACCAUCACUGCCAGUAACCCGUUCGGCAUCAGAGAAGAACACGUCAAAGUGAAGGUUCUGGAUGUUCCUGGACCUCCGGGCCCCAUUGAGGCCAGUAACAUCUCUGCUGAAAAGUGCACCCUGACCUGGCUUCCACCAGAGGAGGACGGAGGCUGCUCUAUUAAGUCUUACACCCUUGAGAAGCGAGAGACCAGUCGCUUGCAGUGGACCAAGCUGGCUGAAAAUGUCAUGGACUGCAGAUGUGUCGCCAGCAAACUGAUCAAAGGCAACGAGUACAUCUUCAGGGUGUCUGCUGUCAACCAAUAUGGGACUGGAGACGCAAGCCUGUCCGGUCCAGUCAAAAUGGUCGACAGUUAUGGUCCACCAGGUCCACCAUCAAGCCCAGAAAUUGAUAAUGUCACCAGGAACUCUGUCACCAUUUCUUGGAAGAGACCAUUGCAGGAUGGGGGCAGUGACAUCAGGGGCUACCUUGUCGAAAGGAAAGAGAAACGAGGCAUGAGGUGGGUCAGGGCUUCCAAAAGAACGGUCCCAGACCUGCGCUUCAAGGUGCAAGGCCUAAGCGAAGGGGUCGAGUACGAAUUCCGAGUGACUGCCGAGAACAAGGCUGGCUUCGGAGAACCCAGUGAGCCUUCGCGUCCGGCCAUGACCAAGGACAUUGUGUAUCCACCAGGCCCUCCUUCCAACCCAAGGAUUGCGGACACCACGAAGACGUCUGCCACGUUCACCUGGGGCCGACCCCACUACGACGGCGGGCUGCCAGUGGAUGGAUACAUUGUGGAGUAUAAAAAGGAAGGGCAUGAUGACUGGGAGACAGAGACAGAGUACCAGCUGAAGGCUACUGUCUAUGUUAUCGGAAAACUGCAGAAGGGAGGCAGAUACCAGUUCAGAGUCAGAGCUGUGAACUCAGAGGGGGUUGGCGAACCUGCAGAGGUUGAGAAAGUAACAGAACUUGUGGACCAGGAGUCUGUUCCAGACUUUGAGCUAGACGCCGAACUCCGCAAAUCCCUGGUAGUCAGGGCCCGCACGUCGAUACGUCUUUUUGUUCCCAUCCGAGGCCGUCCUGUGCCAGAAGUCACCUGGACCAAAGAUGACGUCAAUCUGAAACUGCGUGCGCACAUUGACACCACUGAGUCUUACACCCUGCUGGUCAUCCCCGACUGCACUAGAUACGAUGCCGGAAAGUACAACCUCUGCCUGGAGAACGUGGCCGGAAAGAAGACUGGCUUCAUAAAUGUUCGGGUCUUGGACACACCGGGGCCCCCGGUGAAUCUCAAACCGAGAGAGAUUGCUAAAACGAGCAUAACCCUUCAGUGGGAGAUCCCCAUCAUUGACGGUGGCUCUAAGAUCCACAACUACAUCAUUGAAAAGAGAGAGGCCACAAAGAAGGCCUACACUGUCCUGAGCACCGACUGGCAGAAGUGCGCCUUCAAAUUCACUGACCUGGAGGAGGGCGCUUACUACUACUUCCGCAUCUCUGCCGAGAAUGACCUCGGCGUUGGCGAGCCCGCUGAAACUGCCGACCCAAUCAGGGCCUCUCAGGCCCCUUCGCCGCCAGAAAACCUGUACAUCACUGAUGUUACGGCGGACAGCGCCAGCUUGGCAUGGACCAAGCCUCUUCACGAUGGUGGUAGCUUGAUCACAGGCUAUGUCAUUGAGGCCCAGAUGAAGGACACUGAGCAUUGGCUCCACGUUGCUGCCAUCAAGGCUCUGGACUACACUGUGACCAAUCUGAUCGAGGGGGAAGAAUACACGUUCCGCAUAAUGGCGGUCAACGCUUCGGGUAGAAGCGAUCCACGCGAGAGCAGACCAGCGAUUAUUAAGGAGCAAACAUCGGCUCCGUCAUUUGAUCUACGUGGUGUCUACCAGAAGACGGUCAUUGCCAAGGCUGGCGACCGGGUUAAGGUAGAGAUUCCGGUGCUUGGAAAACCCAAACCUGUUGUGUCUUGGAAGAAAGGAGACACUGCUCUCAGAGAGACGCAAAGAAUCAACACAGAAACCACAGCAACGUCAACCAUCCUCAACAUUGGCGAAAUCAAGAGGACUGAUGGAGGCCAGUAUUCGAUGACAGGAAAGAAUAUGCUGGGCACAGUGACUGAAACAAUCACAGUAUUAGUCCACGAUAUUCCAGGUCCACCCACCGGUCCCAUAAAGAUGGACGAAGUCUCGUCCGAUUAUAUCCUUAUGUCCUGGGAGGCCCCUGAGAAUGACGGAGGUGUUCCCAUCAACAAUUACAUUGUUGAAAUGCGGGAGACCACCGGUACUUCCUGGGUGGAGUUAGCAGCCACUGUCAUACGCACCACAUUUAAGGCAGCCCGGCUCAUCACCGGAACCGGAUAUCAGUUCCGUGUUAAGGCCCAAAAUCGAUACGGCAUUGGACCAGCCAUUGUCUCUGAGCCGGUGGUGGCGACCUAUCCGUUUGAUGUCCCAGGCCAGCCAGGCCCACCUGCAGUCACAUCCCACAAUAAGGAUGCAAUGACUCUGAGUUGGAACGAGCCAGCUUUGGAUGGGGGCAGCGCCAUUCUGGGCUACCAUGUGGAACGAAAAGAGCGGAACAGCAUUCUGUGGCAGCCAAUCAGCAAAUCUCUUGUGGUGGGGAACAUCUUCAAAUCAACUGGCCUGGUUGAUGGAAUUGAAUAUCAACAUCGUGUUAUUGCUGAAAACCUGGCUGGUCUCAGCAAACCCAGCAAACCCUCUGACCCAUUGCACGCUCUGGAUCCGGUGGAUCCGCCAGGCAGACCCUUGGCACUGAACAUCACCAGACACGAGGUGACCGUUUCCUGGACCAAACCAGAGGCAGAUGGAGGAUUCCCCAUUACCGGAUACACCGUGGAGAGGAGAGAGCUGCCAAGCGGGCGCUGGCUCAAAGCCAACUUCAACAACAUCCUCGAGACGGUCUACACAGUCAGCGGUCUGAUUGAAGACGGAGUUUACGAAUUCCGCGUGUUGGCUCGCAACUCAGCAGGAGCUGUGAGUGCACCUUCCCAACCCUCGGAAGCCAUCACAUGCAGGGAUGACCUUGAGGAGCCCCGGCUCAAUGUCGACUCCAUUUACAGUAGCAAUGUUGUUGUCAUGGCCGGAGAGGUGUUUACACUGGAGGCCGACGUGACGGGCCGGCCCAUCCCCUCACUCGUGUGGACCAAGGACGGGAAAGAACUCGAAGAUACCGGAAAGUUGGAGAUCAAGAUGUCUGCUUUCCACACAAGUUUAAUCAACAAAGACUCGUUGAGAAGAGAUGGCGGUGCGUUCACCCUUACUGCCAGUAACCCUGGCGGCUACGCUAAAUUCACUUUCAACGUCAAGGUCCUUGAUCGACCGGGACCGCCAGAUUCCUUAACGGUUACCGACAUUGCCGCAGAGAAGUGUGUCCUCAACUGGCUGCAUCCGACACAUGACGGCGGUGCCAAGAUUGAAUACUUCAUCAUUCAGAAGCGGGAAACCAGCAGGUUGGCCUGGACAAACGUGGCCACAGAUCUCCAAGCAAACAGGUUCAAGGUCACCAAGCUUCUGCAGGGCAAUGAGUAUGUCUUCAGAGUUAUGGCUGUGAAUAAGUAUGGCAUUGGAGAGCCGGUGGAGUCCCUGCCUGUCAUAUGUGCCAAUCCCUACGUUCCCAGUGACCCGCCCGGGCAGCCGGAGGUCACGACCAUCACCAAAGACUCAAUGGUGGUCUGCUGGGAGCGCCCCGAGCAUGACGGAGGGAGCAGAAUUAACACUUACGUCAUUGAGAGAAGGGAUAAGACUGGACUGCGCUGGGUGAAGUGCAACAAAAGGACUGUAACGGACCUUCGGUUUAAGGCCUCUGGCCUCACACCGGGUCACGAGUAUGAGUUCAGAGUUUUUGCAGAGAACAAUGCCGGACUGAGCCAGCCGAGUCCCUUGAGUCCGUUCUACAAAGCCAUGGACACAAUAUUCCAACCAGGACCUCCGGGGAACCCGAGAGUUCUAGACACGACCAAGUCUUCCAUCACUCUUGCAUGGAAUAAGCCCAUCUAUGAUGGUGGUUCUGAAAUCACUGGCUACAUUGUGGAGACUUGCCUGCCAGAAGAGGAUGAAUGGACAAUUCACACUCCUAAGAAGGGAUGGACAGCUACCUCCUUCACCAUCACUGGGCUGAAAGAGAACCAAGACUACAAGAUCAACAUCUGUGCCACCAACUGCGAGGGUGUGGGAGAGCCCGCUGCUGUCCCCGGAACUCCAAAAGCCGAGGACAGGUUACUACCUCCUGAAAUUGAACUCGAAACGGAUCUCCGUAAGGUGGUCUGCAUCCGAGCCUGUGGCACACUCAGACUCUUUGUGCCGAUUAAAGGCAGGCCGGCACCUGACGUCAAAUGGUCAAGAGAGCACGGGGAGUCCCUAGACAAAGCUAUCGUUGAGGUCACGUCAUCAUUCACCACUCUGCAAGUUGAAAAUGUUGACAGGUUUGAUGGUGGUAAAUACAUAGUCACUGUGGAAAAUGCCUCGGGAAGUAAGAGUGCUUUUGUCAACGUCAGGGUACUCGACACCCCCGGGGCACCUCAGAACCUUCUCAUCAAGGAGGUUACCAAAGAUUCGGUCUCGCUCAUUUGGGAUGCGCCUUUAAUUGAUGGCGGCUCCAGAGUCCGCAACUACAUUGUUGAGAAACGCGAGUCAACCAGGAAGGCCUACUCCACUGUGAGUUCAAGCUGCCACAAAUCCAGCUGGAAAGUUGGAGAACUGGAGGAAGGCAAGAUGUACUUCUUCAGAGUUUUGGCUGAGAACGAAUAUGGCAUCGGCCUCCCGGUGGAGACGUUUGACCCCAUUAAGGUGUCGGAGAGACCCCUCCCUCCAGGAAAGGUGACUCUCCGCGAGGUUACCGGCACCAGCGUUACACUCACCUGGGAGAAGCCCGACCAUGACGGUGGCAGCAGAAUCACCGGAUACAUUGUUGAGAUGCAGGCGAGUGAUAGUGAAAAGUGGACCCAGGUUAUGGCGGUCAAGACCAAUGAGGCAAUUGUAACGGGUUUAACGCAGGGAGAGGAGUACAUGUUCCGUAUCUCAGCAACCAAUGAAAAGGGAGUUAGUGAUCCACGUUCUCUCAGCAUGCCAGUGGUGGCCAAAGAUCUGGUUAUAGCGCCAACCUUCAAACUGGCUUUCAGCACCUUUAGUGUGCUAGCCGGAGAUGAUCUGAAGAUUGACGUGCCUUAUGCCGCUUGUCCCAAAGCAACAGCGACGUGGUUAAAAGACGGGGUCGCCCUCAAGGAGACGACGAGAGUUCACGCUGAAAGCACCAACAAGAACCUUUUCCUGGUCAUUAAGGAGGCCUGUAGAGAUGAUGUGGGCGUGUAUUCCAUCAAACUUAGCAACACAGCAGGAGAGGCAACCGCAAACAUAAACGUGGUGGUCCUAGACAAGCCAGGCCCUCCGACUGGCCCAAUCAAGCUGGACGAAGUCACUGCAGACAGUGUGAUCUUGUCCUGGAAUCCGCCAGAGUACGACGGUGGCUGUAGCAUCAACAAUUAUGUCGUGGAGAAGAGAGACACGUCGACCACUAACUGGCAGAUUGUAUCGGCCACGGUAGCCAGAACCACUAUAAAAGCUGUACGUCUGAAGACCGGAUGCGAGUACCAAUUCAGGAUUGCCGCAGAGAACCGCUAUGGCAAGUCCUCUGCGCUGCUGUCUGAAAUCAUAGUGGCUCAAUAUCCAUUCGACGUACCCGCUUCACCACGUUCCGUGGUUGUCCAGUCAGCCACCAAGGAGAGCAUGCUGGUCGUAUGGGAUAAACCCAGCAGUGAUGGUGGAAGUAAGAUCCUGGGCUACCACGUGGAGCUCAAAGAGAAAAACAGUAUUCUGUGGGUGAAGCAUAACAAACAGCUUAUCCCAGAAACCCGAUUCAAAGCGGUUGGCCUGGAAGAGGGUAUUGAAUACGAGUUCAGAGUUUAUGCUGAGAACAUUGUCGGCCUAAGCAAAGCAAGCGUCGUGAGUGAUUUGCAGGUAGCCAGAGACCCUUGUGACAGACCAGGAAAGCCGGAGGCUGUUAUCGUAACCAGAAACCAGGUGACCCUCCGAUGGGCCAAACCUGAGUAUGAUGGUGGCAUAAAAAUCACUGGCUAUGUGGUAGAGAAGAAGGAAGGAGCCGGACGCUGGAUGAAGGCCAGUUUUGCCAACGUCAUCGAGACUUCAUUUGUUGUCACGGGUCUCACUGAAGAUCAGAUUUAUGAGUUCCGCGUCAUUGCAAAAAAUGCAGCUGGUGUGAGCAGUCAACCGUCCGACUCCACCGGAGCCAUCACUGCCAAGGAUGAGGUGGAUCCGCCCCAAAUUGACUUAGAUGCCAAAUACUCCCAGGCUGUGGUCGUGAACGCCGGAGAGUCCUUCACGCUCGAGGCGGCUUUCUCCGGCAAACCCGUACCCACGGUACAAUGGCUGAAGGAGGGUCAAGUCAUGAGUGAAGCAGCACGCCUGGAAAUCAAGAACACAGACUUUUUGGCCUGCAUUGUUGUCAAAGAAGCCAUUCGUGUCGAUGGGGGCCAGUACACGUUGCUGGUAAAGAAUGUAGGUGGAGAGAGAUCUGUGAACAUUCUUGUCAAAGUUCUGGACAGGCCUGGUCCGCCAGAGGGCCCUAUUUCAAUCUACGGUGUAACAAAUGAGAAAUGUUCCAUUUCCUGGAAACCACCUUUCCAAGAUGGCGGUAGCGAUGUCUCACAUUACAUUGUUGAAAGGAGAGAGACGAGCAGACUGGUUUGGACAGUAGUUGAACAGAAGGUUCAAACCCUCAACCUGAAGAUCACCAAGCUUCUCCCCGGUAACGAAUACAUCUUUCGAGUGAUUGCAGUGAACAAAUAUGGAGUCGGUGAGCCUCUGGAAUCCGAGCCCAUGAUUGCCAAAAAUCCAUUUGUCCCGCCCGACCCACCAAGAGAGGUCGAGGUCUCCACGAUUACCAAAGACUCCAUGGUAGUGACCUGGGAACGGCCGAGUAACGACGGCGGCAGCGCCAUUCAAGGUUAUGUUGUGGAGAAACGUGACAAGGACGGCGUUAGAUGGACCAGGUGCAAUAAGCGUAACGUAAGCGAGCUCCGUUUCAGAGUUAGCGGUCUUCUAGAAAACCACAGCUAUGAAUUUAGAGUCUCUGCAGAGAAUGCUGCCGGCAUCGGAACGCCCAGUCCCACGACAACAUAUUACAAAGCCUUGGAUCCUAUCUUCAAACCAGGCCCGCCAAACAAUCCCAAGGUGGUGGACACGUCAAGAUCCACCGUUUCCUUGACCUGGGGUAAACCCAUCUAUGACGGUGGCUGUGAGAUUCAGGCCUACAUUGUAGAAGCAUGCAACAGUGCAUCAGACGAGUGGUUCAUAUGCACUCCUUCCUCUGGAAUCGCAGAAACGUACUUUACAGUGACAAAGCUCCUGGAGAAGCACGAGUAUCAGUUCAGAGUGUGCGCCAUCAACAAAAUGGGUGUCGGCGAGCAAGCUGAUUUCCCGGGGAAAAUCGUUCUGGAAGAAAAGCUCGAAGCUCCAGACCUGGACCUCGAUGCCGAUAUGAGAAAGAUGAUCAACGUCAGAGCCGCAAGCACACUUAGGCUCUUUGUUCCCGUGAGAGGUCGUCCCGCCCCUGAGGUCAAAUGGGGCAAGGCUGAUGGGGAGAUUAAGGAGACAGCCCAAAUUGAUAACACAGACAGCUACGCAUCGCUUGUCAUUGAGAACGUGGACCGAUUUGACAGUGGCAAAUACACGCUUACUGCAGAGAACGCCAGUGGAAUAAAGUGCGCCUUCAUCAGCGUCAGAGUCCUGGACUCCCCGAGCCCUCCAAAUAACCUUUUCGUCAAGGAGAUCACCAAGAACUCCGUCACCCUGACGUGGGAGCCUCCGCUCAUCGACGGCGGCUCAAAGAUUAAGCAGUACAUCGUGGAGAAGCGGGAGAGCACUCGUAAGGUUUACUCCCCAGUCACCGUCUGCAAUAAGAUGACAUGGAAAGUAGAAUCUCUGCCAGAGGGUGGAAUAUUCUUCUUUAGAGUGAUGGCUGAGAACGAGUACGGCAUCGGUCUGCCUGCCAAAACCAUUGAGCCGAUCAAGGUAUCUGAGAAGCCGCAGCCCCCCGGUAAAGUCAGCGUUGUUGACGUCACGCACAGUAGCGUCACCUUGACGUGGGAGAAGCCCUUACAUGAUGGCGGCAGCCGGAUAAGCCACUACGAAGUUGAACUGGCUCCAAGGGACACUGACUCCUGGUCCGUCUGUGCCAGUGGGAAGGCAACCGAGGCCCGAGUGAGUAACUUGCUCAAGGGAGAAGAGUAUCAGUUCCGAGUGGUGGCUGUCAACGACAAGGGCAGGAGCGACCCCAGGCAACUGGCUCAGCCGGUCGUCGCAACGGACCUUGUGAUCGAGCCUGCCGUUCGUCCUAAAGCCAGUAGCUACAGUGUUCAAGUGGGACACGACCUCAAGAUGGAAGUGCCAAUUGCGGGACAUCCAAAGCCGACCAUCUCUUGGUCCAAGGAUGGAGCCGUCCUCAAGCAGACCACCAGGGUAAACGUCACAGAUUCACCGCAUCAGACCACACUCACGAUAAAGGAUGCCACGAGAGAGGACGAAGGCAUGUACACCAUCACCGUUGCCAACGAUCUGGGAUCCAAGGAAGCCACUGUCGAAGUUAUCACUUUAGACAAGCCUGGACCGCCGAUGGGACCUGUCAAAUUGGAUGAUGUCAGUGCAGAGAGUAUCACCCUUACAUGGGAACCUCCCACUUAUACAGGCGGCUGCCAAAUAUCAAACUAUGUUGUCGAAAAACGAGACACAACCACCACCAACUGGGCAGUGGUUUCUGCCACCGUGGCCAGAUCGACACUCAAAGUGGGCAAUCUGAAGACCGGUGCGGAAUAUCAAUUCCGAAUCUAUGCUGAGAACAGAUACGGCAAGAGUUAUGCCAUUGAUUCGGACCCGGUCGUGGCGCAGUAUCCAUUCCAAGAGCCCGGGCCACCGGGCACGCCGUUUGUGUCUUCAUACACUAAAGACUACAUGGUCGUGGAGUGGCACAAAUCUCCAUCUGAUGGCGGCAGCACUAUCCUGGGCUAUCAUCUUGAAAGGAAAGAGAAGAACAGCAUACUUUGGACCAAGAUUAACAAGACUCUCGUCCAAGACUGCAGGUUCAAGUCCACUCCUCUGGAGGAAGGCAUCGAGUAUGAAUACAGGGUCUGCGCCGAGAACAUUGUCGGCAUUGGAAAGUGCAGUAAAGUCUCAGAGGUCUAUGUGGCCCGCGAUCCGUGUGAUCCUCCUGGGUGUCCAGUAGCACUGAUUGUGACCAGACACUCAGUGAAGCUCAGGUGGGCCGCCCCGCAGUACAACGGCGGAAGUCUAAUUAUUGGAUAUGUAGUGGAGAAACGGGAUCUUCCUGAAGGCAAGUGGAUGAAGGCCAGCUUUGCAAACGUCACGAGCCUUGAAUUCACGGUCACCGGCUUGACAGAAAACAGCAAAUAUGACUUUAGGGUCAUUGCAAGGAACGCGGCCGGUGCAGUCAGCAAGCCUUCCGAGAGCACCGGAUCCAUCACGGCGAUAGACAAAGUUAACCCGCCCGGCUGUGAGACGGACGCCAUGUACAAUCAGACGCUCGUCGUCAAUGCUGGGGACACAUUCAGUUUGGAGGCCAAAGUGGACGGAAAGCCCGUUCCUACAGCUCAGUGGUUUAAGGGAGAUGUUGAAGUGGAGAACUCGGCCCGAGCGGAGAUUAAAAAUGAAGACUUUAAGGCUCUUCUUGUUGUGAAGGAUGCCAUCAGAGUGGACGGCGGCCAGUACACACUGCUACUGACCAACGUGGCCGGCAGCAAAACUGUCCCGUUCAGCGUGAAAGUCCUCGACAGACCGGGUCCAUCGGAGGGUCCUCUCACUGUCAGCAAUGUCACAGAGGAGAAGUGCUCCCUGUCGUGGCUUCCGCCGAGGCAUGACGGUGGCAGCGGCAUUUCUCACUACGUCAUUCAGAAGAGAGAGACCAGCCGACUGGCGUGGACUGUGGUCUCCAGUGAUUGCGUUGCCACCAUGUUCAAGGUCACCAAACUCUUGAAGGGUAACGAAUACAUCUUCAGGGUCAUGGCGGUCAACAAAUAUGGCGAGGGGGAGGCUCUAGAGUCAGCUCCAGUUAUAAUGAGGAAUCAAUUUGUCCCGCCUGGCACACCUCGAGAGAUUGACAUCACCAACAUUACCAGGGACUCCAUGACUGUCUGCUGGAACCGCCCCGAGACCAACGGAGGCAGUGAAAUUGUUGGCUACAUUGUGGAAAAGAGAGAUCGGGCUGGCAUAAGGUGGACCAAGUGUAACAAGCGCAGGGUAACGGACUUGCGUUUCCGAGUGACGGGACUGACCGAGGACCACGAAUAUGAAUUCAGGGUGUCUGCCGAGAAUGCAGCUGGCGUGAGUCAGCCGAGCCCUCCCACACCUUACCUGAAAGCCUGUGACCCCACUUUUGAGCCUGGCAGCCCCACCGACGUUCAUGUGACAGACACCACAAAGGACUCCAUAAGUCUGGCAUGGCACAGGCCCAUAUAUGAUGGUGGCUGCGAGAUUCAAGGUUACGUUGUUGAAGUCACCAAGGCUGAUGAGGAGGAGUGGACUAUUUGCACGCCACCUUCUGGAGUAAAUGUCCCCAGGUUUACCAUCACCAAGUUGACUGAGCAUCAGGAAUACAAAGUGCGCGUCUGUGCCAUCAACAAGCUGGGCAUUGGGGAGCCGAGCCAGGUCCUGGGCACACUUACGCCUGUGGACAAGAUGAAUGCCCCGGAGAUGAUUCUGGAUGCAGAACUUCGAAAGGGCAUUACCGUCCGUGCGGGAGCCCCCAUGAGAAUUGGCAUUCCAUUUAAGGGUCGUCCUACACCGGAGAUUAGCUGGGCCAAGGAGGACGGUGAACUUCCCAGUAAAGUUCAACUUGAAAUGGAAGAUGACUACACGCAGCUCUCCAUCGAUAUCUGUGACAGACAUGAUGCCGGGAAAUAUGUCCUCAAUCUGCAAAACAGCGCAGGCACCAAAUCUGCAUUUGUAGCUGUCAAAGUUCUGGACACCCCAGGAGCGCCCAUGAACCUGAUCGUCAAAGAUGUCAAACGCGAGAGCGUCACCCUGAGUUGGGAGCCCCCUCUUAUUGACGGGGGUGCAAGAAUAAAGAAUUAUCUGGUCGAAAAGCGUGAGUCCAACAGGAAGGUUUAUGCCAACGUAGACAACAAGUGCACAAAGACCAGCUAUCGAGUAACCGGGCUCACCGAGGGAAUCGUUUACUACUUCCGGGUCCUUGCCGAAAAUGAGUUUGGUGUCGGACUACCCGUUGAGACGACAGACUCGGUUAAGACCGCUGAGCCUCCUCUGUCAGUCGGUAAAGUCAAUUUAACCGAAGUCACUAAAACAACAGCCUCGCUGUCAUGGGAGAAGCCAGUCCACGACGGAGGAAGCAGGAUUAUCGGUUACUACAUCGAAAUGCAAACGAUGGACUCUGAGGAAUGGGUGGAGGCCACCACCACCAAGACCUGCGAAGGCACGGUCACAGGCCUCACUGCCGGACACGAGUAUCUUUUCAGAGUAUCUGCCUUUAAUGACAAAGGUAAGAGUGACCCUAGGGCUCUCGCCGCACCGGUCAUAGCCAUGGAUUUGACCAUGUUGCCCGGAUUCAGCAUGACAUUCAACACGUAUAGUUUGCAAAAUGGUGAAGAUUUGAAGAUUGAGAUUCCAGUGACUGGGCGUCCAGUCCCGACAGUGGAGUGGAAGAAAGAAGGACAGGCUCUUAGAGAGACGACCAGGCUCAAUGUAUCUGGUACCCCUACAUCGACAAAGCUGUGCAUCAAGGAUGCAAAGAGGGAGGAUUCCGGCAAAUACACCGUCACAGCUACCAGCAAUGUCGGAACUGCAACCGAGGAGAUCACCGUUAUCGUUCUCGAUAAACCGGGUCCGCCCACCGGUCCUGUGAAGAUUGACGAAGUGAGCUCCAAUUACGUGACAUUCUCCUGGGAACCACCAACGUAUACUGGCGGCUGUCAAAUUAACAACUACAUUGUCGAGAAGAGAGACACCACCAGCACAGCUUGGCAGAUUGUGUCUGCGACCAUCGCCAGAACAACCAUCAAGGUCAGCAACCUGAAGACUGGAGUGGAAUAUCAAUUCAGAGUGUCUGCUGAGAACAGAUAUGGAAAGAGUUCCGCUAUUGUCUCACCACAAGUCAUGGCUCGGUAUCCAUUCAGUGUGCCCGACGCACCAGUGGCACCUGUUGUGACCGCGGCGACCAAGGACAGCAUGGUGGUAGAGUGGAAGCCGCCCCUAAACAAUGGUGGCAGUCCCAUUCUUGGUUACCAUCUGGAAAGGAAGGAGAAGAACAGUCUCCUGUGGACUCAGCUCAACAAGCUGCUUAUCCCCGAUGCACGGUUCAAGACCGGUGAUCUGGAGGAGGGCAUCGAGUAUGAAUUCAGGGUGUGUGCCGAAAACAUUGCAGGACUAAGUCCCGUGAGCAAAGUCUCCGAAAGCACCGUCGCUCGGGACCCCUGUGACGCACCGGGUACUCCCGAGGCCAUUGAAAUAACACGAAACCACGUCACGCUUCGGUGGGCCGCUCCAGCGUACGACGGAGGCAGCGUGAUUACCGGCUACGUGGUUGAAAGGAGGAAACACCCGGAUACUCGCUGGAUGAAGGCCAGCUUCACCAACAUCCUUAACACCCAGUUCACGAUCACUGGCCUGACUGAGGACUGCAUUUAUGAGUUCAGAGUUGUGGCCAAGAAUGCAGCAGGCACAUCCAGCCGUCCCUCUCCAAGCACAGGAGAAAUAACUGCCAAAGAUGAAAUUGAGGCCCCCGAAGCAACCAUGGAUUCCAAAUUCAAGGACCUAACGGUGGUUCGUGCUGGCGAAACGUUUGUCAUUGACGCAGACUACACCGGCAAGCCUCUGCCUGAGGUCAUCUGGUUAAAGGAUGGGAAGGAGAUUGACAAGACUACGCCAAGAAUGGAGAUCAAGACCACACUCACACGCACCGUCUUGACAGUGAAAGACUGCAUCCGCACAGACGGGGGACACUUUGUUCUCAAACUCGUGAACGUGGGAGGAGUUAAAAACAUGCCGGCUAACGUCAAGGUUCUAGAUAGACCCGGCCCACCGGAGGGCCCGUUAAAGGUCAAAGGCGUUACUGCUGAAAAGUGUUAUCUGCAUUGGAACCAUCCCUCGCAGGACGGCGGAGCUGGCAUUUCACACUAUAUCAUCGAAAAGAGAGAAACCAGCCGUUUGUCGUGGACUAUGGUGGAGCCCAACAUACAAGCCAUCAGCUAUAAAGUCACCAAACUGCUGCCUGGGAACGAGUACAUCUUCCGAGUCACGGCUGUCAACAAAUACGGUGUUGGAGAGCAACUCGAAUCUGAGCCAGUUGUCGCACGCAAUCCAUUCACCACCCCGAGCGCACCGAGCAUACCAGAGGCCGGUGCCAUCACCAGAGACUCCAUUGUGCUCACCUGGGAACGGCCAGAGAGCAACGGGGGAGCCGAGAUUGAGGGAUACAUCCUUGACAAACGUGACAAGGACGGCAUCCGAUGGAGCAAAUGCAACAAGAAGAGGCUGACCGACCUGAGGUUCCGAUGCACCGGUCUCACCGAGGGCCACUCUUACGAAUUCAGGGUCUCUGCUGAAAAUGCCGCUGGCGUGGGCACGCCCAGUGCACCGACUCAAUACAUCAAGGCGUGCGAUGCCAUUUACCCACCAGGACCCCCAAACAACCCGAAGGUCGCCGACCAUUCCAGCACAACGGUCUCCUUAACCUGGACGAGGCCUAUAUAUGAUGGCGGAGCACCCGUCAGCGGUUACAUUGUUGAAAUGAAGGAGGCCGAAGCGGAUGAAUGGGUCGUUUGCACCCCACAAACUGGGGUGCAGGCUACCAACUACACAGUGAAGAAAUUGAGGGAGAACGCAGAGUACCGUUUCCGCAUCUGCGCCGUUAACUGCGAGGGCGUGGGUGAACACGUAGACCUGCCUGGCAGCAUCAUCGCCGCUGAGAAGCUGGAAGCUCCCGAAAUUGAACUGGACUGCGAUCUAAGAAAGAUGGUCAACGUCAGGGCCACAGCGUCCUUGCGUCUAUUUGUCACAAUCCGAGGGAAGCCUGAGCCCGAGGUCCGGUGGUCAAAGGCAGACGGCACUCUCAACGAGCGUGCUCAGAUUGAGGUGACGAGCUCCUACACCAUGUUAGUGAUUGAGAACGUCGACCGAUUUGAUACCGGGAAAUAUGUACUGACGCUGGAGAACAUGAGCGGUUCUAAAUCGGCCUUCAUCAACGUCCGAGUCCUGGACUCACCUAGCGCCCCCACGAACCUUGAAGUGAAAGACGUGAAAAGAAAUUCAGUCUCUCUCUGCUGGGAGCCGCCUCUUAUCGACGGAGGGGCAAAGAUAUCUCAUUACGUUGUGGAGAAGAGAGAGCAGAAGAGAAUGGCCUUCACCAGCGUGAGCACCAAUUGUGUGAGGAACUCUUACAUGAUCUCUGACCUACAGGAGGGAGGCCGGUAUUACUUCCGCGUGCUGGCUGUAAAUGAACUUGGUGUGGGUCUGCCCGCCUCCACGGAACAAGUCAAAGUCUCUGAGGCUCCUUUGCCUCCUGGCAGAGUGCAGCUGAUGGACGUCACUCGCCACACUGUCACUCUGUCCUGGGAGAAACCUGACCAUGAUGGUGGCAGCAAGAUUACAGGCUACAUUGUGGAGAUGCAGCCCUACGGAGACGAAGUGUGGAGUUUGUGCAGUGAAGUUAAAGCACUCGAGGCCACCGUUGAAGGUCUUGCAACAGACGAGGAGUACUUCUUCAGGGUUUUGGCGGUGAACGACAAGGGCAGGAGUGACCCCAAACCUCUAGCUGAGCCCGUUUUGGUGCAGGACACCACCGUCAAGCCCACCAUCAACCUGCUGUUCAACACGUACAGUGUCAAAGCUGGAGAUGACCUGAAGAUUGACGUUCCCUUCAAAGGCAGGCCGCAGCCUGACGUGACCUGGAAGAAGGAUGGUCAGGUGCUGAAGCAGACCACUCGAGUCAAUGUUCUCACCUCGCAGAGCUCGUCGAAAAUUGUCAUCAAGGAUGCCACCAGGGAAGACGUAGGAAAGUAUGAGCUCACUCUUACUAAUGCAGUGGGCACGACAACAGGUGAAAUCUCUGUUAUCAUCCUGGACAAACCGGGCCCGCCCAGUAACAUUAAGAUGGAUGAGGUGAGCGCUGACUUUGUAUCUCUGUCUUGGGAUGCUCCGACCUACCACGGCGGAUGCCAGAUUAAUAAUUACGUGGUGGAAAAGAGAGACACGACCACAACUGUAUGGCAGAUUGUGUCUGCGACCGUCGCCAGGACCUCCCUCAAAGUGUGCCGUCUAACUCAGGGAACGGAAUAUCAGUUCCGCGUCGCAGCCGAGAAUCGAUACGGCAAGAGUCACGCUGUCGACUCUGCCCCCGUCGUUGCUCAGUAUCCGUUCGAACCGCCGGGCUCUCCCGCCAACGUUCGUGUUUCCCAUGCCACCAAGUCUGGCAUGCUUGUUGUUUGGGACCGACCCAUCAGGGAUGGUGGAAGCCCCGUCGUUGGUUAUCACAUUGAGUGCAAGGAUCAAAGCAGCAUCCUUUGGACCAAGGUGAACAGAGGUCUUGUGACCGAGAGUCAGUUUAAGAUGAGUGGCAUCGAAGAAGGCUUGCUCUACCAGUUUAGAGUCUAUGCGGAGAACAUUGCCGGCAUCGGUCCAGGGUCCAAAGCCAGUGAGCCGGUGGCAGCAAGGAAUCCUUGUGAACCUCCUCGCAAUUUAAAAGUCACCAAUAUCACCAGGACCUCGGUCUCCCUCUUCUGGGACAAGCCAGAACAUGAUGGUGGAAUCAAGAUUACAGGCUACAUUGUUGAACGCAAAGAGGUUCCGAAUGGCCGCUGGCUGAAGUGUAACUUCACCAACCUGCAAGACACUUACUUUGAUGUCACAGGCCUAACUGAAGACGUCCAGUAUGACUUCCACGUUAUCGCUAAGAAUUCUGCCGAGGUGUUAAGCGUUCCUUCCGACAGUACUGGACCUAUAAAAGUCAAAGAUGAUGUCGAUCCACCCACAAUCAUCUUGGAAGAAAAGUUCAGACAGCUGCUUGUCAUCAAAGCAGGAGAAAUGAUUCAAAUUGACGCUGAAACUACCGGGCGACCGCUUCCUGUCGUGACGUGGUCUAAGGAUGGAAAGGAGAUUGAGGCUAAGGCCAGGUGUGAAAUCGCCACCACCAACUUCGCAACUACCCUGCUGAUAAGAGAUGCUAUCAGGAGAGACUCUGGCCAGUACGUUCUGACUCUGCACAAUGUGGCAGGAACCCGGUCUGUGGCUAUCAACUGCAAGGUUCUGGACAGGCCCGGACCUUCUUCGGGACCCUUGGCUGUGUCUGGCUUGACAGCAGAAAAAUGUACUCUGACCUGGGGACCUCCUCGGGAGAACGGCGGCGCUGAUAUUAUGCACUACAUUGUCGAAAAACGGGAGACUAGCAGACUGGCGUGGACUCUUGUCCAUGGUGACAUGAAGGCCACCACCUGCAAAGUCACCAAGCUGCUUAAGGGAAAUGAAUACAUCUUCCGAGUUAGAGGAGUGAACAAAUAUGGGGAUGGCGAAGCCCUUGAAAGUGAGCCAACAAAGGCCAUGGAUCCGUUCACCGUCCCCGCUGCUCCCACUAAUGUUCAGGUUACCUCAGUUACCAGCGAGGCAAUGACCAUCUGCUGGGAAAGACCAGUCUCUGACGGUGGCAGCAGCAUUGCUGGCUACGUCAUCGAAAAGAGAGAGAAGACUGGCCUUCGCUGGUGCCGUGUUAACAAGAAACCCGUUUAUGACCUCAGAGUCAAAGCAUCACACCUUCGUGAGGGCGCUGAGUAUGAAUACAGAGUGUUUGCAGAGAAUGCUGCCGGUCUUAGCGCUCCCAGCGUUGCCUGUCCGCUCACCAAGGCAGAAGAUCCCCAGUUCUUGCCUUCCCCGCCAGCGAAGCCCAAGAUCAUUGACUCCACAAAGUCCACUGUCACUCUGUCGUGGAAUAAGCCACUGUUCGACGGCGGUGCGCCCGUGACGGGAUACCGAGUGGAAUAUAGAAACACUUUGGAUGAUGAAUGGACAGUCGGUGUCCAGAACACCAAGAAUACAGAGUUCACAGUGGUAGGACUGACACCUGGUGCAGAGUACGUGUUUGUGGUGAAGUCCAUGAACAAGAUUGGAGUCAGCGACCCCAGUCCAGAGUCUGACAAGCAGCUGGCCAAGGAACGGGAAGAAGAGCCCAUCUUUGACAUCAGCAACGAUAUGAGGAAAACUCUUAUCGUGAAGGAUGGUAGCUCCUUCACCAUGACAGUGCCCUUCAGAGGCAAACCCAUCCCCAGUGUGACUUGGAGCAAGCCAGAUGUUGACCUAAGGAUCCGUGCUGUCAUUGACACCACAGAAACGUUCACCUCAAUCACUUUAGAGAAAGCCACUCGCAACGAUUCUGGAAAAUACACAAUCACCUUGUCCAAUGUAGCUGGUACUGCCUCCUUGACUCUCAAUGUCAGAGUCCUGGAUUCUCCUGGACCUCCAGCAUGUGUCAUGGUCAAGGAUGUGACCAAGAACUCUGCAACUGUGACAUGGGAUACUCCCGAGAAUGAAGGAGGAGGACCGGUAAAGAACUACCUGGUGGAUAUCCGGGAGGCCAGUAGGAAGGGCUGGACUCAGCUGACUGACACGUGCCAUAGGCUGACAUACAAGGUGUCAGACCUGCAAGAGGGCGGCGUGUACUACUUCAGAGUGACUGGCGAGAAUGAGUAUGGCGUCGGAGUGCCUGCUGAGACCAAAGAAGGAACCAAGAUCACGGAAAAACCAAGCCCACCGGCAAAGCUUGCUGUUACUGAUGUGACCAAGGAAAGCGCAACUCUGGCUUGGGUCAAACCCGAGCAGAGUGGAGGCAGCAGAAUUACGGGAUAUUUAGUGGAAACGUUGGAGAGAGGCCAGGAGAAGUGGGUCAAGUGCGGCGUAACCAAGUCCUUGCAGUAUACCGUGUCUGGUCUGAGGGAGAACGUCGAGUACUUCUUCAGAGUCCGAGCUGAGAACCACGCUGGAUUCAGUGAUGUCAAAGAAAUGAUCACCCCGGUGUUGGUCAGAGACCAAUAUGAAUCUCCUGAGGUUGUGAUGAAGGACUUCCCCCACAACACAGUGUAUGUCAGAGCUGGCUCCACCCUCAAAUGUGAGAUUCCGUUGACAGGCAGGCCACUGCCCAAGGUGUCCCUCUCCAAGGACAAUGUGAUACUCAAGUCAACCAUGAGGUUCAACUCCGAGGUCACUCCCGACAGCAUUAGGAUCACGCUCCGUGAAAGCGUCGCGGGAGACGCUGGGCGUUACGAUAUCCUCGCUUCCAACUCGAGUGGCACCACCAAGUCCUUUGUCAACGUUGUGGUUCUGGACAGGCCCAGUGUUCCGCUGGGGCCCGUGGAGCUGUUUGACAUCACGGAGGACAGCGUGAGUCUGAAGUGGCUGCCGCCUGCUUAUGAGGGUGGCAGCGCCAUCACAAACUACAUCGUCCAGAAGAGGGAGACAACCACGGCCAGCUGGACAGACGUCUCGUCUGCUGUGGCUCGCUGUACCAUCAAGAUCCAGAAGCUUACAACCGGCCUGGAGUACCAGUUCAGGAUUAGAGCCGAGAACAGAUAUGGAGUCAGCGAGCACAUUGACUCGCCGGCUGUUUCCGUUCGCCUGCCGUACACCUUGCCUGAAGCGCCGUCCACUCCGGAGAUCACCGGUGUGACCAGGGAGACCAUCACUGUAGCCUGGAAGGAGCCCAAGUCGGACGGAGGCAGUCAAGUCAUUGGCUACCAUCUCCAGAUGAAAGACAGGAACAGCAUCCUGUGGCAAAGAGUCAACAGAAUGGUCAUCCGGGCCAGCCACCUUAAGGUCACAAGCAUUCACGCCGGACUCAUUUAUGAGUUCAAGGUGGCGGCAGAGAACGCCGCUGGAAUCAGUGAAUUCAGCAAGGUUUCCGAUGCAGUGCUGGCAAUUGACGCCUGUGAACCACCCACCGCUUUACGCAUUAGCGAUAUCACCAAAAACUCCAUCAGCCUGGCCUGGCAGGUGCCCAACUUUGAUGGAGGAUCCCAGAUCACAGGGUACUUGGUGGAGAAGAGAGAAGGAGUCAAUGGCAGGUGGACCAAGGCAAACCUAACCAACAUCAAAGAUACACGCUACACUGUGACUGGCCUGACUAAAGAUCAGAUCUAUGAGUUCAGAGUCAUGGCCAAGAACGCCGUAGGCUCGGUGAGCAAUCCUUCCAUGACAGCUGGACCCGCCACAUGCGUUGACACCUUUGGUGCUCCAGAAAUAGAAAUACCAGCAGAGUACUUGAACGAGUUGAAACACAGGGCGGGCUCGGAUGUCCAGCUCAAGUUUAACAUCAUUGCCAAGCCUGCUCCCACCAUUGAGUGGCUGAAGGAUGGAAGAGAACUCAAACCCAGUGCCCAACUGUCCUUUAAACACAUCUUUGAGUCCACAAGUGUGUACCUGAGGGACACCUCACGCCUAAACUCUGGUACCUAUGAGGUCCGGCUGAAGAACUCCCUGGGUUCAGCCUGUGCGGCUGUCAGAUUGCUCAUCCAAGACAGGCCAGGUCCCCCCGCUGGAGAGAUCCAGUUCAAGAAGGUGACCGCUGACAACAUCACCAUCAUGUGGUCUCCUCCUUGUGACGAGGGUGGUGCCAUGGUAACGCACUACCUUGUGGAAAAAAGGGAGACCAGCAGAGUCAUGUGGUCCAUCAUCUCGGAGAAACUUGUCGACUGCAUCGUUAACGUGCCCAGACUCAUCCAGGGCAACGAAUACGUAUUCAGAGUCCGUGGUAUCAACAAGUAUGGCGUCGGUGACCCUCUGGAAUCGGCGCCCAUCGUCGCCAAGAACGCUUUUGGUCCUCCCAGCGAGCCAUCGAAGCCUCAUGUCUCCAUGAUCACCAAGUCAACCAUGACGGUACUUUGGGAGAGACCAGCUCUGGAUGGUGGCAGCGACAUCGACGGUUACUACCUGGAGAAAAGGGAAAAGAAGAGUCUUCAGUGGUUCAAGGUGGUGAAAGGCACAAUCCGAGACACCAGGCAGAAGGUCAGCGGGCUUGUGGAGAACAACGAGUACCAGUACCGGGUAUGCGCUGUCAACAAGGCAGGAGCAGGAAACUACUCAGAGGCCUCCGAAUUGUACAAGGCCUACGAUCCUAUUGAUCUCCCUGGCGAGCCAUCCAAAUUGCGUGUGGUGGACUCAACCAAGACCUCUAUCACCCUCGGAUGGGAGAAGCCUGUGUAUGAUGGUGGCAGCGAGAUCACGCAUUAUUUCCUGGAGCAAAUGAACUCAGAGGAGCGAGAAUGGGCGACGGUCAACCCGCAAGUUAAGGCCUGCGAGUAUGUGGUUUCUCACCUCAAACCAGCAACCUACUACUUCUUCAGAGUUUCUGCAGUCAAUUGCAAGGGCAAGGGAGAGGAUAUCAAGAUGUACCAGCCUGUGCAAGCCAAGGAUAUCCUGGAGGAGGCUGACGUUGACUUGGAUGUUCCCAUGACCACCCACUAUACGGCGCGGGCAGGGCGUGACGUGGAGGUGUUUAUUCCGCUGAAGGGACGUCCCGCCCCUGGCGUCACCUGGCGCCGCGGGGAGCGCAACGUCGCCGCCGACACCCGCUACACCAUCGCCAGUACCGAGCGCGCUACCACCCUUCUAAUUCCCAAGGUCACUCGCGACGACUGUGGCAAGUACAUGCUGGAGAUUGAGAAUGGCGUGGGAGAGCCCAAGAUCAUAACGGUUUCCCUGAAGGUGCAAGACAGUCCGUCCACCUGCCAAAAAUUGAUGAUUAAGAAUGUGUCCAGAGGUAACUUGACGCUGAGUUGGGAGGCUCCCCUCAUUGAUGGCGGCUCCCCUGUCACGAAAUACAUUGUUGAGAAGAAGGCUUCCACCAUGAAAGCGUACCAGAUGGUCACGGACCAGUGUCCCAAUACGAGCUAUAAGGUGUCGGGCCUUGAGGAGGACAUCGCUUACUUCUUCCGGGUGUCAGCUGAAAAUGAGUUUGGUGUGGGUGACACCUGUGAGACCUUGGAGCCUGUCAGAGCCACUGAGACCCCCGGUGCAGUUAAAGACCUGGUCGUGCUUGACUCCACAAAGACCUCCGUCACUCUGCAGUGGACCAGACCCGACCAUGACGGCGGCAGCCACAUCUCUGACUACGUCAUCGAGAAGAGAAACGAGAACAAUGUCAGCUGGACUUUAGCUGCAACUUGUAAGCGCUGCACAUGCGAGGUGACGGAGCUGGAAGAGGAUUCGGAGAUGAACUUCAGGGUCUAUGCAAAGAAUGAGAAGGGCACCAGUGACUUCUCACAGAUCGGCCCAAUCACAGUGAUGGACUUUGUCAUUUCCCCCGAGGCUUGCCUCAGUGACUACCCCAACGGAGAGCUGGCCGUUCGUGUGGGUCAGAACAUCCACAUUGAGCUGCCCUUCAAGGGAAAACCCAGGCCUGCCAUCAGUUGGCUUAAGGACAAUUUGCCUCUUAAGGAAAGCGAAAACGUCCGCUUCAGGACCACUGACAACAAGACGGCGGUUACAGUCAGAGAUGCCAAGAAGGAGCACGCAGGCCAGUAUACCUUGGUUCUGGACAACAGAGCUGUAAAGAACUACUUUGACAUCGAGGUGACCGUCCUCGGGCCCCCCUCUGUGCCCGUUGGCCCCAUCCACUUUGACGAGAUCAAGGCCGAAACUAUUAUCAUUUCUUGGAAUGAGCCCAAAGAGGACGGAGGCGGCGAGAUUACCUGCUACAGUGUGGAGAAGCGUGAGACUUCCCAUGCCAUCUGGAAGAUGGUCUGCUCAAGUGUGGUCAGAACAUCCUUCAAGAUUCCAAACCUGGUGAAGGGAACUGUGUACCAGUUCAGAGUCCGUGCAGAGAACAAAUAUGGCGUCAGUGAGUCACUCAUCUCCACAGAGGUCCUUGCAGAGCAUCAAUACAAACCUCCAGGUGCUCCUGGAAGGCCAGUGGCCUACAACGUAACCAGUGAUGGCAUGAGCAUUCGCUGGGAAGCGCCAGAGUUUGAUGGCGGGUCGCCCAUUCUUGGCUACCACGUUGAGAAAAAAGACAGGAAUAGUCUCCUGUGGCAGAAGGUCAACUCCACCAUCAUCUCCAACACAGAGUACAGGAUCAUCAGUCUUUUGGAGGGUCUCGAGUACUCCUUCAGAGUCUAUGCAGAGAACAAUGCCGGACUCAGCCCGGUUAGCGAGCAGAGCAAGCACGCACUUGCUAUCGCCCCUGUCGAUCCACCUGGCACCCCGACCUGCAUCGAUGUGACCCGAGACUCGGUCACUUUGACGUGGGAUAUCCCCAAGCGAGACGGAGGUAGCAAGAUUGUGGCCUACAGCGUGGAGAGGCGCCAGGGCAGGGGGAAAUGGCUGCGGUGCAACUUCACUGACAUCAGUGAGACACAAUUUACAGUGACCGGUCUGUCUGCUGGAGACAGAUUUGAAUUUAGGGUGAUCGCCCGCAAUGCCGUGGGCACCGUUAGCCCCCCGUCCAACUCCUCUGGAUACAUCACGACCAAGGAUGAGAGCAUCUCUCCUGAGAUCGAAUGGUCCCCAGACCAGGUGCUGACGCUGAGAGCCGGAGAGAAUGUCAAGCUGAGCUGCAACAUCACCGGUCGUCCAGUUCCGCAAGUUGUGUGGUACAAGGAUGGAAAAGAAAUCGACAAGAGGACCACAACGGACAUGGAGAUUACCGCUGGUAUCGGGACCAGCGGCGUGUUUGUUCGCGAUGCAAACAGGAACCACCGUGGCGUCUACACCGUGGAGGCCAAGAACAGCUCCGGUGCCAAGAAAGCCGACGUCAACGUCAGAGUCCAAGAUACCCCUGGACCAGUUGAAGGUCCCAUCCGUUUCACUGGCAUCACGGCCGAAAAGUGCUCAGUGUGGUGGAAUCCCCCGGAAAAUGACGGUUGCGCCGCCAUCACCCACUACGUGGUCGAGAAGAGGGAGACGUCUCGGCUUUCCUGGGCUUUGGUCACCUCCAAAUGCGAAGCCUGCUCGUUCAGCGCCACCAACCUCAUCAAGGGCAACGAGUACCAGUUUAGAAUCUCUGCUGUCAACAAGUUUGGUGUUGGCAAACCACUGGACUCUGUUCCCUUCAUUGCUCAGAUGCAAUACACUGUGCCCGAGGCACCCGGUACCCCGGAUUCUACACAUGUCACCGGCAACAGCAUCACCGUGUGCUGGACCAGGCCAAGGUCAGACGGCGGCAAUGAGAUCAAACACUAUAUCUUGGAGAGACGUGAGAAGAAGAGUCUGCGCUGGGUGAAGGUUUCUGCAAAAAGGCCCAUCACAGAGCUCAGGCAUAGAGUCACCAACCUCACUGAGGGCAAUGAGUACGAGUUCCGUGUCAUGGCGGAGAACGGCGCCGGUGUCGGACCGGCCAGCGGCACAUCCAGGCUCUUCAAAUGCAGAGAGCCUACCAGUGCUCCCAGCGCCCCGACCCUAAUCAAGGUUAUUGACUCCACCAAAUCCUCUGUCACCCUGGAAUGGACCAAGCCAGUCUUUGACGGCGGCCUCCCAAUCAUUGGCUACAAUAUUGACAUGUGCAAGGCCAGUCUCGAAGAGUGGCAUCGAGUAAAUACCCAGAUUUGCUUCCACAAGCGGUACACUGCCAAGGGCCUGGUUGCCGGUGAGCUUUACAAGUUCAGGGUCAGCGCUGUGAACGGAUCUGGGGAAGGUGACUCGUCAGUGAUGCCCAGCGCUGUGCAAGCUCUCGACAGGCUAACGUCGCCCGAGUUCGACAUCGAUGCCAACUUCAAGCAGACGCAUACAGUGAAAAAUGGCGGCACCCUCUCCCUUCACGUGGCUUUCCGGGGCAAACCGACUCCUUUGACCACCUGGUCCCGAGUGGAUAGCGAACUGCCGGUGAUGGCCGAUAUUAAGAGCACAGAUUCCCACUCGACUCUCACCAUCGAGAGCUGCACGCGCUACGAGGCUGGCAAGUACACGCUCUCCCUAGAAAACAACAGUGGGCGCAAGUCCAUUACAUUUACUGUCAAAGUGCUGGACACGCCCGGACCUCCAGGCGCCUUCACCUUUAAGGAUGUUACACGCGGAGCAUUAACCAUGAUGUGGGAUGCCCCGAGCAACGACGGCGGCUCGCGGAUCCAACACUAUAUUGUGGACAGACGCGAGGCCAGCCGCCUCACAUGGCAAGAGGUCAGCUCCAAGUGCACCCGGCAGAUGAUCAGGAUAACCGGUUUGGACAUAGGGGUGUCGUACCUCUUCCGAGUCAUUGCUGUUAACCAGUCUGGCCAGGGGGAACCUCACGAGAUGAACGACCCCAUCGUGGCGACCGAAGAACCCGCUCCGCCAAAGAGAGUCGAUGUUGUCGACACGAGCCGUUCGACAGCCUCACUGGUGUGGCUCAAGCCUGAACAUGACGGUGGCAGCCACAUCAGAGGUUACAUCGUGGAGUUCAGAGCUGAGGACAAACAGUUCUGGUCUGUCGCAGGGGAGACCAAGUCCCUUAAGAUGCUGGUGGAAGGUCUGAUUGAAGAUACAGAGUAUGAAUUCAGAGUCAAGGCCAAGAACGACGCGGGAAUCAGUGAGCCUCAGGCGACCUUAUCCUCGGUGCUCAUCAAAGAGCCUCGGAUCGAACCCACCGCCGAUCUCAGCGGUAUCACCAACCAACUCAUCACCUGCAAGACCUCCAAUACCUUCACCGUUGACAUUCCCAUUAGCGGCAGGCCGGCACCCAAAGUCACCUGGAGGCUGGAAGAGAUGAAAUUGAACGAGACAGACAGAGUUUCCAUCAAGACCACCAAAGAGAGAACCACUCUGGUAGUAAAAGAUAGCAAGAGAAGUGACAGCGGCAAAUACUACCUGGCUCUGGAGAAUGCUGCCGGAGCCAAAACCUUUACUGUGACUGUGAUGGUGGUCGGAAGACCCAGCCCUCCCACAGGCCCUGUGGUGGUUUCCGGUGUAUCCUCCGAGUCCUGCUCGUUGUCCUGGUCCGAGUCCCCUGACGACGGCGGCACAGAAAUCACUAAUUAUAUUGUGGAGAAGCGCGAGUCGGGCUCGGCCUCCUGGCAAGUGGUCAAUUCCAGCGUGAAGAGAACUACCAUCAAGGUCACUCAUCUGACUAAGUACAUGGAGUACACUUUCAGAGUUUGCGCUGAGAACAAGUUUGGAGUCAGCAAGUCCAUCGAGUCUGCAGCCGUGAUCAUUGAACAUCCUUUCGUUCCUCCAAGUCCUCCAACCCGUCCGGACGUGGUGACUGUGUCCGCCAAUGCCAUCAGCAUUAAAUGGGAUGUGCCCUAUGCCGAUGGCGGGAGCAUGGUGACUGGUUACUGGAUUGAGAAGAAAGAGCGUAAUACCAUUCUGUGGGUGAGGGAGAACAAGCUGCCUUGUCUGGAUUGCCACUACAAGGUGUCCAGCCUGAUUGAGGGUCUCGAGUACCAGUUUAGAGUCUACGCCAUGAACGUCGCCGGAAUCAGCAAGGCCAGUGAGGCCUCCAGACCAGUGGUGGCGCUCAACCCCGUCGAUCCUCCCGGUCACCCUCAGGUGACAGACAUAACUCGCUCUUCCGUGUCACUGUGCUGGACCGUGCCCGAGAACGACGGCGGCAGCAAGCUUGUCGGCUAUGUGGUGGAGAGGAAAGUCUACAGUACUGAUGAGUGGGACGAAAACCGCUGGCUCAAGUGCAACUACGCCACCAUCACGGAGAACUACUUUACGGUCACCAACCUGGGAGAGGGAGAAACCUUUGAAUAUCGCGUCAUUGCCAAGAAUGCCGCCGGGGUCCACAGUGCUCCAUCCGUAUCCACUGGACCCGUGACCUGCAAGGACGAAUACUCUCCUCCUCGAGCAGAGCUGGACAGCAAGCUGAUUGGCGAGACCAUUGUUGUCACCGCCGGCUCCGAUCUCGUCCUGGAUGGUGCGGUGGGUGGUAAACCGGAACCCACCGUUUACUGGUCCAAGGGCGACAAGAUCAUGGAUCUGGGCGAGAAGUACUCACUGACCUACACGAGCACAAGAGCAAUGGCUGUCAUUAAGAACUGUGACAGAUUUGACACGGGCAGAUACACUUUGACCGUCAAGAACGUCAAUGGAAUCAAGACGGCGGCUGUCACCGUUAAAGUCCUGGACACUCCUGGGCCCCCAGCUGAUAAAAUCGUGAUCAGCAGAGUGACGGAGGAGAAGUGCACCGUGUCCUGGAAGAUCCCCCUGGAAGACGGCGGUGACAUUGUCAGCCAUUACAUCGUAGAGCGCCGUGAGACCAGUCGUCUCAACUGGGUCAUCAUGGAGACCGAGUGCAAGAGCUUGUCCUGUGUCAGCACCAGGCUGAUUAAGGGCAACGAGUACGUCUUCCGAGUGCGGGGAGUCAACAAGUAUGGACCUGGUGUUCCACUGGAAUCGGAGCCGGUCAUAGCCAGGAAUGCUUACACUUUGCCAUCGCCACCGGGCACACCAGAGGCCACGGCCGUGGGCAAGGAACACGUCAUUAUCGAGUGGAUGAAGCCAGAGAGUGACGGAGGCAGCGAGAUCAAAACUUACCUCGUGGACAAGAGGGAGAAGAAUAGCACCAGGUGGACGCGGGUCAACAAGACUUACACCAUCUACGACACGCGCCUCAAGAUCACGGGCCUGCUGGAAGGAAGCGGAUACCAAUUCCGCGUGACGGCCGUCAACGCGGCGGGAGACAGCCAGCCCAGCGACGCCUCGCCAUACAUCCUCCUCAAAGAUCCCAGCUACACCCCAGCUCCGCCAUCAAUGCCUCGCAUCACAGACACAACAAAGCACAGCAUCAGCAUGACUUGGACCAGACCCAUGUACGACGGCGGCUCGGAUGUCACCGGCUAUGUGUUGGAAAUCCUAGAGGAGGGUUCCGAGCAGUGGUAUCGCGCCACAGCCAAGGCUCUCAAGACCAACGAGUAUCUGGCCGGCGGUCUGGUCGGCAAUAAGAAAUACCAAUUCAGGGUGGCAGCUGUCAACAGCAACGGCACAGGAGAGUUCAGUGAACCCAGCGCUGAAAUCGAGCCCCUGGAGAGAAUUGAAAUGCCUGACCUGGAAUUGGACGAGGACCUGAAGAAGACUGUUUGUCUUCGUGCUGGAGGAACUUUGCGACUUUUUGUGACUGUCGGCGGACGCCCAACACCGGUUGUGUCCUGGAGGAAGACGGGCGUGGAGCUGCAGAGCCGCGGCUUCCUGGAGACCACUGACAGCUACACUAUGCUGAUUGUGGAGAAGGUUGACCGCUACGACUCUGGGAAAUACGUAGUGGAGGCAGAGAACCCGUCAGGCAAGAAGUCUGCAACCAUCCUGGUCAAAGUCUAUGACACUCCUGGUCCUCCAGCUUCUGUGAGAGUGAAGGACUAUACCAAGGAGUCAGUUGUCAUCACCUGGGACGUCCCAACUAUUGACGGCGGCGCUCACGUCAGCAACUAUAUCAUCGAGAAACGAGAAGCCAGCAUGAAGUCUUACAAGACUGUCACCACAGAGUGUCGAAAGACCCUGUUCAGGAUCACUGGCCUGGAGGAGGGUGCGCACUACUUCUUUAGAGUACUACCAGAGAACAUCUAUGGCGUCGGUGAGCCCUGCGAGACAGCUGAGGCUGUGCUGGUGUGCGAAAUGCCAUCGAUGCCUCAGAGCCUCCACGUCAUUGACGUCACAAAGUCUUCGGUCACUCUGCGAUGGGACAAACCCAUGCAUGAAGGCGGCAGCAGGCUGACGGGCUACAUUAUUGAAGCCUGCAGGGUGUCAACAGACAGGUGGACCACAGUGGUCACCGUCAAGGCCUCCAUCUCCCAGUACACUGUCGAGUCUCUCACAGAGAACGACCAGUACUUUUUCAGAGUCCGAGCUUGCAACAGCCGAGGAAGCGGUGAGGCCGUGGACAUCGUCACCCCCGUCACCGUACAGGAAAUCAAAGUCACGCCAAAGAUCGACAUGACCAGCAUUCCUCAGAGGAUUGUCUACGUCCCCAGUGGUAAACCCAUCGAUCUCAACUUGCCAAUUACGGCCAAACCGCAGCCGGUCUGCUCCUGGUUCUUUGGCGGUGUCCAGCUAAAAGACAGCCUGGAGCGCAUCAAAACAGAAAGCAAUGGCAAAUACAGCCAUCUGGUCAUCCGUGAGACCACCAUCGACGACUCAGGAGACUACAUGCUUAAGGUCAAAAACGCCAUCGGUGUGGCAACUGAAGUUAUUAAAGUGGUCAUCCUAGGCAAACCCGGCAUACCGGUCGGCCCCAUGAAGGUCGUCGAGGUCGAUGGCCAAUCAGUGACAGUCAGCUGGCAACCUCCAGAGAAGGAUGGCGGCGCUAACAUCAGCGGAUAUGUGGUGGAACAGCGCGAUGCUCACCGCCCCGGCUGGAUCACAGUCUCAGAAUCGGUGACCCGACCGUGCUUCAAGUUUACUCGACUUUCUGAGGGAAUAGAGUACGUGUUCCGCGUUGCCGCCAUGAACCGCUUCGGUGUUGGUGGCUUCCUCCAGUCGCAAGUGGUGGAAUCUAAGAGCACCAAAACCAUCCCUGGACCUCCGAGCAGACCGGAGGUACUCGACGUCACUCACGAGGGGAUGACCCUCACUUGGCAUCCGCCGGAGGACAACGGUGGCUCCACCAUCACCGGUUAUAUCAUUGAGCGCAAGGAGCCUCGUUCUGACCGAUGGCUGAGGAUCAACAAAAACCCAGUGACCAUGACCAGGUACCGCUCUUCCGGUCUGAUCGAAGGCCUGGAGUACGAGUACCGCAUCACAGCCAUUAACUCCAGAGGAACGGGCAAACCCAGCGAGACCUCUGCCAUCACUGUUGCCAUGGACCCCAUAGCGCCACCAGGUCCUCCAGGUCAUCCCAAAGUCACAGAUACCACCAGAACCUCCGUGUCUCUGGCCUGGUUGCCUCCUGUAGAGGAGGGUGGCUCUGUGGUCACCGGUUACUUUGUUGAGAUGCAAAAGGUGGACCAGGUGGAGUGGACCCUGUGCAACACCACACCCACCAAAAUGUGCGAGUAUACCCUCACACACAUGCCGCAAGGUGCAGAAUACAAGUUCAGAGUCAUCGCCUGCAAUGCUGGUGGGACUGGAGAACCCGCAGAGAUUCUUGGGGUUGUCAAAGUCCAGGAGAUGCUCAAUUAUCCGGAAUACAAGCUGGACAGUGGAUAUGAGGAGGGCUACGUGGUGCGCCAAGGAGGAGUCAUCUGCCUGUCGGUGCCCUUCACUGGUAAACCCAUCCCUACGUGCAAGUGGACCAAGGAUGGACGCGACAUCUCCCACCGGGCCAUGAUCGCUGUCAAUGAUGACGUAACGGAGCUUGUCAUCAAAGAGGCUCACAAAGAUGACACGGGUACUUAUGACCUGCUGUUGGAGAACAAAUGUGGCAGGAAAGCCGUGUACAUCAAGGUGAAGGUCAUCGGGCGUCCCGAUGUGCCGGAGGGCCCUCUGGAGUUCGACGACAUUCAGGCCAGAUCAGUCCGAGUCAGCUGGCGGCCCCCGUCUGACGACGGAGGCUCUGACCUCCUCGGAUAUAUCGUGGAGAGACGCGAAGUCCCCAAGGCUGCUUGGUGUACGGUGGACGCUCGGGUCACAGAGAACUCCCUGGUGGUCAAAGGCCUGAAAGAGAAUAUGCAGUACCACUUCAGGGUCUCUGCCGAGAACCAGUUUGGUGUCAGCCGCUCUCUGAAGUCCGAAGAGCCUGUCACAGCAAAGACACCUCUCUGCCCGCCGGAACCCCCCAGCAAUCCUCCAGAGAUCAUGGACGUAGCCAAGUCCUCAGUCUCCCUAUCAUGGGCUCGGCCCCGGGACGACGGUGGCUCGCGUGUCACAGGAUACUUUGUUGAGAGGAGGGAGGUUUCCACAGAGAAGUGGGUCCGCCACAACAAGACUCACAUCACAACCACCAUGUACAAUGUCACCGGCCUCAUCCCCGAUGCGGAGUACAUGUUCCGAAUCGUGGCACAGAAUGACGUCGGGCAGAGUGAGCCGGGCCCUGGGUCCGAGUCGGUGGUCUGCAAAGAUCCAUUCGACAAACCAAGCCAACCGGGAGAGAUCGACGUCAUCUCUGUAACCAAAGACUGCAUUACCAUCCAUUGGUUACGGCCCGACUUUGAUGGGGGGAAGGAGAUCUUGGGGUACUGGAUUGAGUACAGGCAGUCCGGUGAAAGCGCCUGGAAGAAGUGCAACAAAGAGCGUUCCAAGGACCGCCAGUUUACCAUGGGGGGCCUGAUGGAAGCCACGGAGUACGAGUUCAGAAUCUUGGCCGAGAACGAAGCCGGACUCAGUAGGCCUAGGCGCACGUCCAUGGGUAUCAAAACCAAGUUGAGCGUCGGCGAGGCUCCGGCUUUGAAGGAAGACAUCACGGACGUCACAACCAAACUCGGAGAGUCUGGCACGCUGUCCUGCGGCAUUAUCGGCCGACCUCUGCCAGAGAUCAAGUGGUACCGCUAUGGCAAAGAGCUGAUUCAGAGUCGCAAGUACAAGAUGAGCUCAGAUGGCCGCAACCACUCCCUUAGCAUCAUGACAGACGAGCAGGAAGACGAGGGCCUGUACACCUGCAGGGGCAUCAAUGAAGCCGGGGAGAUGGAGACCAGCGGCAAACUGCUGCUACAGGCUGCACCUCAGCUGCACCCCGGCUUCCCUCUGAAAGAGAAAUAUUAUGCCGGGGCUGGCACCAGUCUCCGCCUCCAUGUGGUCUACAUCGGCCGCCCCAUUCCCCAGAUUAUGUGGUUCUAUGACAAGAAGCCUCUGAACUCGUCCGAGAAAGUGAUCAUUGAGAACACGGAGAGCUACACCCACCUGGUGGUGAGGAACGUCCAAAGGAAGACCAACGCCGGCCGUUACAAAGUGCAGCUGAGCAACAAGUUUGGCACCGUUGAUACAGUAUUGCGGGUUGAAAUCCAAGAUAAGCCGUCCAUCCCGGAGGGCCCGGUGGUGGUCGAAGCUCUGCUGAAGAGCGCCGUCAUUAUCGGGUGGAAGGCUCCCAAAGAUGACGGCGGCGCCAUGAUCACCAACUACAUUGUGGAGAAACGCAUGGCCAAGGAGGGAGAAGUGUGGAACCUCGUGUCCUCUUCUGUCUCUGGAACCACGUGCCGCGUACCCAACCUUGCGGAGAGUGCCGGAUACUACUUCAGAGUUUCUGCUCAGAACCAGUACGGUGUCAGCGAGCCUCUGGAGAUUCCCUCAGUGGUCAUCAUCAAGAGUCCAUUCGAAAAACCUGGCAUACCACAGCAACCCUUCAUCGUCAGGGCCUCCGAGGACUCGUGCGUUGUCGGCUGGAAGCCACCAAGCAGUGACGGUGGCGCUAAAGUGUCCGCCUACUAUCUGGAAAAGCGUGAGAAGAAGCAGAACAAGUGGAUGUCAGUCACCACAAAGAAGAUUGUGGAGACCAGCUUCGAGGUCACAGGCCUAAUUGAGGGCUUUGAGUAUGAGUUCCGUGUCAAGUGCGAGAAUAUGGGUGGAGAGAGUGACUGGAGCGAAGUCUCAGAGCCCAUUGUGCCCAAGUCCGACCAGUCUCUGCGUGCUCCCGGCUUCAGGGAGGAGAUCCGAGACAUGACUGUCAAAUACCAUGCCAAUGCCACCUUUGUUACCAAGGUGGUGGGACAUCCCAAGCCUGUGGUCAAGUGGUACCGAAGUGGAAAGGAAAUCCAGGCUGACGGAGCCAAAAUCAAAGCCCUUGAGUUCAAGGGCGGUUACUACCAACUGGUCAUCACUGCCGCUGACGAGAGUGACGCCACAGUCUAUCAAGUCAGAGCGACCAACUCUGCAGGCUCCAUCUCCACCACAGCAAACUUGGAUGUGGAAGUUCCUGCCAAGAUUCACCUGCCAAAGGAGCUCCAAGGAAUGGGAGCAGUCCGCGCUGUUCGGGGUGAGCACAUCACCAUCAAGAUCCCCAUCUCGGGAAAGCCCGAACCGGCAAUUACCUGGCAGAAGGGCCAGGAGAUCCUCUCCAACUCUCCCCAUCACCAGAUCAUCGCCACUCGCUCCUUUACAUCGCUGGUCUUCCAGAAGGGAGUGCAGCAGAAGGACACGGGCUACUAUAGCAUCACUGCCAAAAACAGGUUUGGAAUGGACAAACAGACCAUCGAGGUGAGCAUAGCAGAUAUUCCCGAAGCGCCCAAAGGACUGGUGGUCAGCGACAUCUCCCGAGACUCCAUUACGCUGGCCUGGGAGCCCCCUGCCAGCGAUGGCGGGAGUGACAUCAUCAGUUACAUUGUGGAGAAGUGUCCCACCUCUGCGGACAGGUGGAUUCGCGCCGCACAGACUGCUGACUGCAGCACCACCAUCCUCAACAUCUUUGGCAAGGCCAAAUAUCAGUUCCGCGUUAUUGCAGAGAACCAGUUUGGCUUGAGUCCUCCCUCUGCACCGACGGAGCCCAUUACCACAAAGGAGGACAAGUCUGUGAUCAGGAACUAUGAUGAGGAAGUGGACGAAAGCAGAGAGAUGAGCAAAGAAGAGGCUCACUCAUUCAAGAUCAAGGAGCUCCACUCCAAGUACACCAUUUCGGAGGAGUUGGCUCGUUGUCAAUUUGGAGUGGUCCACCGUUGUGUGGAGAUUGCAACCAAGAAGACCUUCAUGGCCAAGUUCAUCAAGGUCAAAGGAACUGACCGUGAGCUGGUUCUUAGGGAAAUUGAGGCCUUGAACGUAGCAAGGCAUAAGAACGUAAUCUACCUGCACGAGUAUUUUGAAAGUAUGGAGGAGAUUGUCCUCAUCUUUGAAUUUAUUUCUGGAGUUGACAUCUUCGAGCGCCUGGGAACAAGCAACUUUGAGCUCACCGAGCAGGAGAUUGUCCUCUAUCUCAGACAGGUCUGCUCGGCUCUCCAGUUUUUGCACAGCAACAACUUUGGCCACUUUGAUAUCCGCCCAGACAACAUUGUCUACGCCACAAGGAAAAGCAAAGUUGUCAAGAUCAUCGAUAUGGGUCAGGCUCGUUCGCUGGCACCGGGUGAAAACAUUCGAAUGUUCUUCUCAGCCCCAGAGUACUGCGCCCCGGAGGUCCACCGUCACGAUUUGGUCACCACAGCCACUGACAUGUGGUCCGUCGGUGUGCUUGCCUACGUGCUGCUGAGUGGUGUCAAUCCGUUUGCUGCGGAAUCUGUCACGCAAACGGUUGAGAACAUCUGCGCCUGUGAAUAUGUCUUUGACGCUGACGCAUUUAGGGACAUCAGUUUAGAGGCUAUGGAUUUUGUGGACAGACUUCUCGUCAAGGACAGAAAGCUCCGUAUGACUGCUCAUGAGGCAUUGGAGCACCCGUGGCUGAAGAUGAAGAUGGAGCACGUCAGCAGGAAGGUCAUCCGGACUUUGAGACACAGGAGGUAUUACCACUCGGUGGUAAAGAGGACCGACACCAUUGUCUCGGCAGCUCGCGUCGCCUACGGCGGCGCCUUCAAGAACUUGAGAGGAUUGUCUGUAGGCAAAGUGAAGAUCGCCAGCGAAUAUCACGGUCUCCGCGCCGGCCCUGUCAUGCACGCCUCUGCCGAGGAAGGUGGCCACGUUAGGUUCACUUGCAGCAUUGCCAGCUUUGACCAAAGUACACAGGUGACGUGGUACUUUGGCAGCCGCCAGUUACACUCAAGCUCCAAGUACGAGAUCACCUACCACAGCGGUUUUGCCAGCAUAUAUGUGAAGGACAUUGAAGAGAGUGACGACGGCGUCUACAGGUGCAAGGUUUUGACUGAUGACGGCGAGGAUAGUGCGUAUGGUGAGCUCUUUGUCGAGACAGUCAGAAGCAUCAGGGAGCACUAUGUGAGUCGCUCCAUCAAGAAACUAAGAAGGAGGGUUGACAAGACCAGAAUCCUCUACAGGCCACCGGAGUUCACACUGCCACUGUACAACCGCAGCGCUUACAUUGGCGAAGACGUGCGCUUUGGCGUCACCAUUACCGUGCACCCCGAUCCUCGUGUCACGUGGUUGAAGAACGGCGAAAGAAUCUCACCCGCCGACGGUGACCCCAAGUACACUUUCCUGAGCGACAAGGGCCUGUACCAGCUGAUUAUCCACAAUCUGGACACGAGCGACGACGCCGAGUACACGGUCAUGGCCCACAACAAGUUUGGAGAAGACAGCUGCAAGGCCCGUCUCACCGUGACACCACAUCCCGUGACAGAGGAAAGUUUGAGGCCCACGUUCAAGCGCCUGCUGGCCAAUGUUGAAUGUACAGAAGGGGAGAGCGUCCGCUUUGAUAUCAGAGUGUCUGGAAUCCCGACUCCUUCCCUGAAAUGGGAGAAGGAUGGCCAUUCUCUCCAGCUGGGUCCAAAGCUAAUUGUCAUCCAAGAGGACGCUGACCACCAUGUUCUGUGCAUCAGGGAGACACUGAUUGAGGACUCCGGUAUCUACCGAGUCACCGCCACCAACUGUGCCGGCUCUGUGAGUUGCCAGGCGACCCUGAGCGUGGACCGCCUCACGUACACCAGAAGAGAGUACAAGAGUGAGGAGGAGAAAUACAGAUGCGUCCAGAAGCAGAUUGAAAAGACCAACAAAAUGGCUCAGAAGAUUGUUGCCACAGAGGAGAUUGUGCCGCUGAAUCCGACGGCACAAGAAGCUCUGAGAUUUGCCGCCGAGAUGUACAAGCCCGCCGUCAGCACCAAGAACGUCGAGGGCGAGUUCGACAUCACUGUGGUCAAGUCGGAGACCAGGAAACUAGAAGACGAGAGAAGGAUUUUCAUGCCCUAUGAGAUUCCCGAACCUGUCGUUCAUGACCGCCGAGCUCUGCGUGAGGACCAAGUCAUUAAGCGAUUUGUCGCACUCUCUGACAUGAAGUGGUAUCGCAAAUUGAGAGAGCAGUAUCUGGUUUCAGAGAGAAGUGAAAGGUUUGUGCAAAAGCGACAAAGGCGAAUCCGCCUGUCCAGGUGGGAGCAGUUCUACGUCGUGCCGCUCCCCAGGAUCACCGACCAGUACAGGCCAAGAUGGCGAAUUCCAAAAAUGACUUUAGACGACCUGGAAAUUGUCAGACCUGCCCGCCGCUCACCGUCCCCCGAGUCCGCCGUUUCGUUCAGAUCCAGGAGACGAUCUUUGGGCGACUUGAGUGACGAGGAGCUACUGAUCAGCGCUGCAGAUGACGAUCUGUCCUCCAGGAGGACAGAGGAGGAGAAGAUGAUGCUGGAGGAUGAACUGGAGCUUGGCUUUUCUGCCUCCCCUGCGGUCAGUCCGGUUCGCAUUGAACGACGUGCGGUGCAGCGCGAAGAAAGGUCUCGAGAGAUACGACGGGACGCUUUGGAGAUUGCGGAGACGAAGAAAAAGCGUACUGUUUCUCAGUACAUGAGAAGGAGGCGCUCACUGUCCCCCACCUACAUUGAGCUGAUGCGCCCGGUCUCCGAGUUGAUCCGACCGGCUCGCGUGAGACUUGCGGCGGAAGCGGAGACCGAGCUUGUAGAGAGGAGAUCUCCAACGCCAGAGAGAACUCGUCCUCGGUCUCCGAGCCCCGUUAGGUCUGUCGAGAGGUCCUCCCGUUCCACCUCUCGCUUUGAGCGCUCUGCCCGCUUUGACAUCAUGUCCCGCUACGAGGCGAGAAAGGCAGCUCUGAAGUCUGAGAGGACGUACCAGGUGGUGAGUCAGUCGCCUUUCAGCCUGGACCACGGGCCCCGCGUGACCGUCAGGAUGCGCUCUCACCGCGUGCCACUAGGCCAGGACACCAAAUUCACUUUGAACAUCCAAGCCAAGCCGGUGGCCGAGGUCAAGUGGUUCCACAACGGAAACGGAAUCUGCGAAACCAGCAGCAAAUACAUCUUCAGCAACAUGAGCGGAGUUCUGACCCUCACCAUCCUGGAUUGCCAGGAGGAGGACAGCGGUACAUACCGCUGCUUCUGUUCCAACGCCAGAGGGGAAGCCUCGGACUACGCCACUCUGGAUGUGGCAGGAGGUGCCUACACCACUUUCUCUUCUCGCCGCAAGGAUGAGGAAGUUCCUAAAUCUAUCGUCCCCGAAAUGACUCGACUUGAUCACUACAGCUCGUCCCGCUUCAAAACUGGCUAUGAAUCGGAGAGCCACUUUGCAGUGGAAGAAAGCAAGACUAAGCUAUCUGAGACACGCGAAGACAUCACUCGAGAAAGGUACGACGGCGGGGCAUCUUCUGAGAGGUACUCGUCUGCUGAGCGCUACGGCGCAUCCAUCAAGUACGCCUCUACUGAAUACUUGUCAUCUGCCUCUUCCUACUCCUCGGACAAGUUUGCCCUUUCUGAAAAACACACUACAGCCGGAACCAAGUCAAAGUAUGCUGUAUCGUCCGAGCAGCUUUCUGCCCAAAGAGUGACGCCGACUGUCGCGGCUAGAUUCCUCACCAAGCCACAGUCUGCGACCCUUGCCGCGGGCGAGACAGCCCGCUUUUCCUGCGAUAUUGAUGGUGCGCCCGCGCCCUCUGUCAUCUGGAUGCACGAGGGGAAAACCAUUGUCACCUCCCACCGUCUUCAAGUCACCACCUCGCAGUACAAGUCCAACCUGGAGGUCUCUUGUGUUACAUCCUCUGAUGAGGGCAGUUAUACAGUCAUCGUAGAGAACUCGGCGGGCCGACAGGAGGCUCAAUUCACCUUGACCAUCCUCAGGCCCGUUCCCAAAGAGGUCAAGGGCAUCAAGUCCCCAGAACCCAGUGUGAAGUCACCGAAGCCUUCGGUCACAUCAACGUCGCCGUUGGUGACUUCCCCUGUUCCGAGUGUGAAGUCACCGGCGCCUAGCCUCAAGUCUCCUGAACCUAGGGUGAAGUCACCGCUACCUAGUGUCAAGUCUCCUGAACCUAGGGUGAAGUCACAGCCACUUAGCAUCAAGUCUCCUGAACCGAAUGUGAAGUCAGCCGCACCUGGCGUCAAAUCCCCUGAACCUAUUGUGAAGCCACCAGCAGCACCAAGUGUCAAGUCUCUGGAGCCAGAUGUGACGCACCCUGAGCCCUUAAAAGCCACUGUGAAGUCACCAGCACCCAGCGUCAAGUCCCCUGAACCUAGUGUGAAGACACCAGAACCCGGCGUCAAGUCCCCCGAGCCCAAAUCACCAAUACCCAGGGUGAAGUCACCGGUACCGGGUGUCAAGUCACCAACGCCGGCUGGGAAGACACCGAGUGUGAAGUCACCAGUUCCUGGGAUCAAAUCACCUGAACCACAGGGAAUAAAGUCUCCUGGGGGUGUUAAAUCUCCUGAACCAGGACCUAAGUCACCGCCACCAGUCAAGUCACCGGGAGCUGAGGAACCUAAAACGUCCCGGAGCAUCAAGUCACCUGAACCUGCAGAAAUGAAAACACCUAAAGGGAUCAAGUCCCCAGAACCCGCUGGCAUCAAAACACCAAGAGGCAUUAAGUCCCCAGAACCAUCUGGAAUCAAGUCACCAAGGGCUGUGAAGUCCCCUGAACCAGAGGGAGUCAAAUCUCCGACCAGAAUAAAGUCUCCACCUCCUGCCAUGUCCUCAAAGAGGGUCCUGUCACCGCCAGCUGAUGACUCUCCAACCCCCAAGCCACCCAAAGUCGUGAGUCAGCUGACGGCUGUGGCCUGCGAAGACUCCGUCAAGAUGUCUUGUGUUUGCGAGAGCAGCGUCAAGGACGUGUCGUGGUAUUGCAACGGUCGACGACUUUCCAAGAGCAGUCGCUUUAAGAUGCAAUACUCCGACGGUUCCUGCAGUCUCGUGAUACACGACCUGACCGACAGCGACCAGGGAGAGUACAUCUGCGAGAUGACAUCGGAGGGAGGCGUCUCAAAGUCCUCCUUCUCCUUCACUGGACAGGUUUACCAGUCCAUUCGCAUGAAGGUCAACACUUACCGUGAAAAGCAACUUGCAGUUAAAGGAUCCAGCAUGACGAGUUUCAAGGAGGCAUCCUCAUCCAGCUCCUCCAUGGCCACGAGGACAGCAACUCGCACAGUGGAGGAGGAGUCGUCCUUCUCCUCGUCCUCAUCUUGUGCCCAGAGAGCCACGAUGUCCUCCAUGAUGGAGUCCAGCUCCUUUGGCAGUAAGGCGGCCGAAAUGAAGUUUGAGACCAUGUCCAUGUCCAGCGUGUCCUCCAUGGCCUCCGAGUCCUAUGCCGCGAGCUCAAGCAGCGUCACGGGAAUGAGCUCGCACCUGAGCGGAUCCUCCUUCAGGGCACUCGGUUCCUCCGCCGCCGCUCCCAGAAUCGAGGCGGUGCCCGAGGACAUCAGCAUCGAGGCCGGCAAGGUCCUGACGGUGGCCUGCGCCUUCUCGGGCGACGCCAGCCACGUGGAGUGGUCCCGCGGCGGGCAGAAUAUCCGCUCGUCGCCGGGGGGCCGCUUCCACGUGGAGACGGGCGAGGACCUGACCACCCUCAUCAUCGCCGGCGUGCGGGAAGAAGACGCCGGAACCUACACCCUCAAACUGUCCAACGAGCUGGGAUGCGACACGGCCACCGUUCGCAUCAGCAUUCGAUCCCUGUAAAAAAGAUGAAGACGAUGAAGAGUCCCCACCCAGCCACUUCCCUUUCCCCUUCAGGAUUGCACUCCACUUGUAAAUAGGAACUCUUUUUGUACCGACCGUGACAAAGUGGAGUAUUACCACUCCAUGUAUUUUCCAACGCCAUGACACUUUUGCAGUGACGUGUACAUAAUGUAUAUAGCCGCCGGAUGUGACGGUUACGAGGAAUGUGUGCUAUGCAUCAUCGUUAUUGAUGACAGUUCAUAUGUUCAAGUGAAACGAGGAAACCAAAAUUGCCUUUAACAGGAGAAAGUUCCCAGAGCGGAGCGAAUACCCUGCUAAAGGCACAAACUCCAAACCGCGCCUCGACGCAACUCGCGUCGAUGUCUAAGAUUGCCUCGGCAGGUAGAGCGUCUCCCUGUCGACGACGUUUACUCGACCCUAGACUGGAAAAAAAAAAGACCAAAAAAAAAACAGCCCGCGUGAGCGAGGUCCCGAGCGCUCUUUGCGUCAACCCUCGCGUAAGCAGCGCCGACGGCUCUCGCGUCGCGACGGAUGAUGUCGUACCGCCGUUUUCGAUGACACGCUCACAGUGCGAGCGGCCUGCACUCCCUGAGCACGUUUUUGCUUGUUUCUUUUUCUUUGGUUCUUUUCAACGGAGGCCUGCAGCGUGUUAGCGUGGAGAGAACGGGCCGGCCUGCCUGCCCAUUGACCGACCCACAAAACGGCAUCACGUUCGGCGGCGGCGGCGGCCCCCCGAGGGAGAACUUCCUCCUCUUCACUUUAGUGUGUGUUGGUUUUUGCGCAGCCUCCUGGAACUUGAUUGAUUGAUUGAUUGAUUGAUUGAAUAAAGCGUGAUUGUCAGCACAGCAGCACA